This is a messenger RNA of Podarcis lilfordi (Lilford's wall lizard), 93161 nucleotides long. The record is from the annotation of a GenBank genome assembly. NCBI's taxonomy places the organism in Eukaryota, Metazoa, Chordata, Lepidosauria, Squamata, Lacertidae.
AUGGCUGUGAAAGGCAAGACAACAUGGCACAGUUUUAAUGAAAUUGUUCUCAACAGCUGCACUUGUCUGAGACUAAGAGUCAAGGUUAAAAGAUAAGUUAUGUCACUUUGUAGCUAUUAGGUUUAGCCCUGAUGGAAUCAAAUGUAGUUUGUUGCAAUGCACGGAACACCCCUUCCUGAAAAAGCUAGCAGCUCUGUUUUGAUGAGCAUUCUCAAGAAAGUCCUGGGCUUCAGCAGGUUAUAAAUCAGGGUGGUCAGUUACUGGCCAUUUUUUAGUUGAUUAAGGGUGGGUGUGGAUCUCUCCCACACCUUCAAGACUAGUGGAUCCCAAUGUGUGGGGCAUCAAUAAUGAAGAAAGCUAGUUCUCAUGGCAGAGAAUUCACAAAUCAUACCAAAUAGUUCACACACACACCAAUUAAAAUGAAAGAACAUGUGCAAUUUUUUGAAACAAAUAUUUUCUAAAGUCAGAUACAUUCCAACUAACAAGUCUUCUUCAGUGGUAGAUCAAGAAUGCAGAGCACCAAUAUGAACAUAUUUUCAGAAGGUAUAAUUAUUUUUUAUGAUAUGCUGCAACAAAAAAAUAUAUAUUUUGAAAUGGAUUUUAAUGUGUAUUCAAUUUUGUCAAUGUCAUUACAUAUAGAGAGGAUUUAUUUAUUUGUUUGUUUGUUUGUUUUGCAUCCCACCCUUCAUCCAAAGAUCUCAGGGCAGUUCACAGCAUGUAAAUUCAAAAAUAAAAUAAAAUAACAAAACAAAAACACAAGUUACAUAAUAUAAACAAGAACAAAAACAAAACAAAAAGCCCCUAAUUAUGCUAGUAUUAUUUUUAUAAAAUUAUCAUUUUAAAGUUGUUUUAUGUAUGUAAUAGAUUCAUAUGCUACCUUUUCUUUUUCUUUUGUAUCCAUCAUUCCAUCCAUUCAUCCCCAAAAAGGAUAUUGUAGGACUAGCAAAGGUUCAGAAAAGAGGUUCCAAGGGGUUGCAGCAACUCCCCUAUGGGGAAACGUUAGGGUUCGGGCGUAUGCAAUUUUUGCCCCCAACUUUUAGUGUGCACUUAAGUUGAGGAGAUAGCAACAGAAGUUAGAGUGCUGCUGCUACCCACAAAUAUUUCACUGUAUAUUUCCUUGGGUGCUCUCUGCUGUAUUUUGGAUCUAUAGUGGUUACCAUGGUCACCAUAUGCUAACUGUUUCAGACUAUAUUGAUGUUUAAGAGAAUUCAUUAACUAAGUGCUAUCUGGUCUGCUCUAAAAUGUGGAAUGUUUAACUGUAUUUUUUGGGGGGUGGGUGGGUUGUAUUUAAUUUGUGAUAUUUUAGGAAGCUUGGAGAUUUUCUCUGAAAUACGAAGUGGUGUAAAAAUUGCCUAAAUAAAUCAAUUAACAGUGACUGCUAUGUGGAGUGUUGACACCACCAGCAAGAAUAAGACUUUUGAAAGAGAGAGACAGAGAGAGUAACAAACUAUGGAGAAGCCUGUCAAUAGCUAUUAGUCAUUCUGGCUAUGCUCUACUUCCACAGUUGAAAGCAGUGGUUGCUUCUAACUACCAUAGAACCAUGGAAUUGUAGAGCUGCAAGGGACCACCAUCUGGUCUACCCCCUGAAAUUCAAGAAUCUUUGACUCAACUUGGGCCUUGAACCCACAACCCUGGGAUUAAGAGUCUCAUGCUUUGCCAGCUAAAUUAUCCAGCCUCCAGUUGCUGGAAACACAGGAGUGGAGAGUGUUCUUGUGUUCAGGUUCUGCUUGAGGGUUUCCCACAGGUAUCUGGUUGGCCACUGUGAGAACUGGGUGCUGGACUAAAGGGGCCACCAGCCUGAUCCAGCAUAAGGCUCUUCUUAUGUUCUUAUUUCCAUUGUUCACCUACAUCAGUACGACCCUCUGAAAUCUAUAACAUUUUGCCUACUGUAACAAUCCUCCACCUCAUUUUGGGUGCCCCCAUGAAAUAUGCUCAGAGUCGAGAGUGGAUUUCAUGCUCUUUAUUCAGCUCAUAGUGGUGAGGAGGAAUGAAAGUUCCCCCCAAAGUAUCUGCUUUAUAUACAUUAUUUACACAAUGGGCUGCAUGUGAUUGGCUAAUUCUGGAAUUCUCCUGUAGGCCAAUCAGGUUGUGGAUUCACUUCCAUCUGGAGCUGGAUUGGGUGGCUCCUGCAGACCAAUCAUACUGCUGCAUUGUUCUAGGACCAAUCAGACUGCUGCAUUCUGAAUCCUAUUUUUCUAGGACCAAUCAGAUUGCUGCAUUUUGGAUCCUAUUCAACUUAGUACAUAAUACCCCGCCAAGCUAAAAGUUCAGCUCAGACAUAUUGUACCUGAAACAAAUAAAGAAGGGACAUAUAAGAAAGCUGGGGAGAAGGGAAAAUGGGGCCAAAUUGAAAGAGAGGAAUGCUUAUGAUCAGAACCAGAGAAAUGUACCAUUCCUUUGUAUUUACUAAGACAUUUAUUUGUGUGCUUCUCCCAAUUUGGUACACUUUAAGUUUCUGCAGAGCUGUGAAAAUGCAGGUUUAUCUACUCAGUGCUUCUGUUGUCACAGGUCUUUAAAUAUCUUUAUUUUUUCCCCUCCUGUUUCGAAAGAGAAGGAAAAUAUUGCAGACCAGGCUCUGAUUAUUACUCACUUUCAUUUUGCUUUGCUACAUAAACGAUGAAUCAUGUACUAUCGCCAAAACAAGCAAGCACUUUGGAAAUAAUGCUCUGGUAUCGCUUACGCCGCAGGUGGUGAGAGACAAAGGCUUUCAUUUUGGGUGAUGCUUCUUAAGAUAAAUCUCUUACCCUUUGGAAUAAAUAGUGUUCCCAUUCAUUUCGUGCAAUUUUUAAAGAAUGCUUCCCACCGAGUGCCAGCUAAUGUUUCUCUGGCUGGUUUGAGUAUAAUGGCAGAGUCAGGCAUAAGCAGUUCUUCAGGGAGAGCGAGGAGAAAUUAUUUCACCCACAUGAUGCCACUGUGAAGCAUCACUAAUGGCAGCACUCUCAAUUGCACAUGAAUGGAUUAGUCAAUUUCAUCUUCUUAUUUUCCAAUCUUAAUUUCAGAUCACCACACCAGUUUGCAUCAAAAUUAGUCAGCAUUUUAAUGUGCAUUUCUAUAAAUAUAUACAUUUUGUGUGCAAUUUUGUCCAAUGUACACAUUUUUAUAUGCCAUUUUCCCAUAUAUAAUGUAUUUUGCAUAUUAUUUUCGCAAAAGUUUGCAGUUCUGUGCAUAUUUUUUGCCGAACAAGACUCCUUAUUGAACACUUUUAAAAAAUGGAAAUUUUUACCACAACUUCUGUAGAAGUGUUGAUUUUGAAGGCUAGUUGCAUUGGAGUUCACUGUAGAUGCAGAAUGUGUGAAUUAGGUAUUGCAUUAAAAUGCAAAUUGAACCAACACCCCCUGCCAUACCUCCUGUCAAUGUAUAUGAUGAUGAUCCAUGGUUGUAUCACUAGUUGCACAAAGACACACAGGCAAGAACGAUGAUUUACCAGGGAUGGAUGCAAGAAAACAGAAGAUUUCCCUUGCCUCUAAGGACAUUGAAUACUACCUUAGUUUCAUUUUUGGAUGAGGUCUAUGCAGUUAAGUUCAAAGCUUCAGGGGAAAAUGAGUUUUGUAGAGGGUAUGAAAGAUGUUGAAAGCCCCCUUCCCAAUUUACAUAACGGGACGCAGGGCCAUAUCAUUGGUGUCGCAUCCAGCAUCAUGCGCCUGUUGGUUUCUGCUUUCGUUCACUGUGCAGCUAACUUGUCACGAGACAGGUGUUUACAUUCCACAGUCUGUACUGUUGGAGUUUCUCACGGGAAAGGGAGACUGGAUGUGACGUACACUGGUUUCCUGUUUUUCACUGUGUGAUUCUCUCCGAGCUGUCGAGGAGAGAGGAUGCAUUUUCUGCUCCGGCAGAGGCAAGAUGUCUUUCUGUAAUAUACCAGCUUUGAACUGUAAAUAAAGCAAUAUAGAGUAUGCAGCACGUAUUCCUCAUCCUUCCGCUGGGCACGACAGACUCUGCUUAAAUCAACACGUGGUUAUGGGCUCCAGAAGUCGAAUCGGAGUGCCGGCAAAGGAUCGGAAUGCAGAGGAACAGAUCGGAACGGAAUCUGCUCUGCGCGUAGAGGUGAUUGAUGAGGUAUGUGCUACUGCUCCGGGCAGCCUGCCAGCUUCAAGUUAAUGGCUUUAUGGCUGGACUUUGAACUUUUAAAGCCGGUUUUGCCGGGAAUAGGCAAAAGGCUCCCAGGCACAAGUCACUAUGCUGGGGAAAUCGAAGUAACUUUUAAGUGUGCCUUUGUAAUAAAGCAGCUGCAGCAGUGACGCAGCAAGAUUUAAAGCAGCAUAUAUGACGCUGAAGGCUAAUGCCAGAGUCAUGAUGGCCCUUCAGGAUGCUUGUGGGAUUCCUAAGCUCAACAAGAAAAAUUAUGCCGACUGGGUUCAGUAUGCAGAGGCAAUUCUGCGGAAAGAGGGUUUGUUUGAGGUGAUUACAGAAACCCCCCCAGUUCCAGUUACAGAUGCAUGGAAAGCUAAGGAUUCCAAAGCAAGGGGAACUCUUACAUUGAUAGUAUCCCCAGAAGAGCUCUGUCUAUUGCGUGAUAAGACCUCAGCCAGAGAAAUUUGGGACGCUUUGAGAGAGGCUCACUUAAGGACAGAAGCUGGAUCCACUAUGUUUUACUUUAACAAGCUGCAUAAUAUGGCUCUUGCUGAAGGUGGAGAUGUGCGUUUACAUCUGAUGGAGAUGCAAAAUCUGAGACAUGAGCUGCAACAGAGAGGACUCAACUUUCCAGAGGCUGUGUAUUCUUUCAUGAUACUACAAUCUUUGGGUUCAGGUUGGGAGUCUGUUGCAACCCAGAUUGCUGUGCAACCAACUGCUCAGCUGACAGUGGACUUUGUUACUGCCGUGAUUUUAAAUGAAGCAGAUCGCCGGGGUGCUAGCUGCAUGGGCAAGGGGAGUCUUCACAGACGUCAUCCCAUAGUGCAGUGGAACCACCAGAUGGCGCCAAAGCUUUGAAGGCAGUGAAAUGCUACUCGUGUGGACGUCUAGGCCAUAUGAAGAGGGAAUGCAGACAUCCCAGGGCCAAGACAGAGCAGCGCAGCGAAAGCUCAUCGCGCGGAAAAGGCCGAGGCAAAGGCAAAGGUCCGGUGUCUAGGACAACGCAGCACAAGGCUAUGGUUUCACGCUUCACUCCAAAGGUUGCAGAGGUCCAGAAGACGUCUAGAUCUUUCUUCGUUGUUGAUUCAGCGGCGACCCACCACAUGUGCAAUGAUAAGAAACUGUUUGUGUCUUUUACACCGCAGGAAGGUGCGAUUCACCAGGCGGAUGACCACACUAUUCCCAGUAAAGGCUACGGAACUGUUGUUCUUCACAGUUUGGACUUAUCGAUACAGAAUGUGCUUUACGUGCCAGACGCCAAACAUAAUCUGCUCAGCGUUGGACAGCUGAAUGAGCGAAACAUUGACGUUUCCUUCAAGAACAAGAAGUGCAUCAUCACAAAGAAAAAUGAUUAUGUAUUGCAUGCAGAAUAUGUUGAUCAUUUGUUUGUUUUGUAUUAUGAUGAUGUGGUGCAGGAUGACACUUGUUGCACUGCAGGUUCUAACAAAAGUUUGCAUGCAGAAUGUAUUCACGAUUUUCAUCGAAAAUUUGGUCAUUUGCAUUUUGAGGCAGUAUCUAAAAUGCCUGCCUUGGUUGAAGGUAUGACUAUUAAACCCUGCAGGUACCACAUGAAGUGCAAAGCAUGCGCAGCAAACAAGGUGAAAAUGGCUGCGAAAGGUAAGGUGUCUAGUAGGAAAGCUACAGAACCAUACCAGGUUGUUCAUGCUGAUUUGGUUGGACCACUAGCGCCCUCUUUGGGUGGAAAUAGAUACUUCAUGGUUCUCAUUGAUGCAUUUUCUAGAUAUAUUUUUGUGUACAAUCUCAAGCAGAAAUCGGAGGCUUUUCCUAGGUUCAAGGAAUUCUGUGCUUGGUUGGAAAAUGUGCAUGGUAAGAAGAUAAAGACUCUUUUCAGUGAUCGCGGGGGGGAAUCACUUCUCAGCAGUUUGAAGCUUUUCUGACUGAGAAAGGAAUUCAACACGAUUUGUCUAGUCCUCGCUCGCCAUGGCAGAAUGGACUUGCGGAACGGGCAAAUCAGACAUUGCUUCAAGGGUUAAAGACCUUGCUGCAUGAUGCCAAUCUUCCAGAGAGUUAUUGGGCCGAAUCUCUCUCGUGUUUUGUUUACAGUUACAAUCGCAGGUUAUCUUCAGCGAUUGGUUGUACUCCUAUGAGAAGAUGUUUGGCAAGAAGCCAUACAUCAAACACAUGAAGAUUUUGGUUCUGACAUGUGGGUUCGCUCACCACAAAACUCCAAGUUAGACAAGCGUGGAUUGCAUGGUAUCUUUCUAGGUUAUCAGAAAGGGUCUUACAGAAUAAUGAUGACUGACUCUAAGACAAUUAAGCUCACGAGAAGUGUUGAGUACAAUGCAAAGUGGGGGAGAAUGUGGGAAUUUUCCAAUGUUAUCCUGAUGACGGUGAUGAGACUGAGGAUAGUCAAAAGCAACCACAACAGCCCACACCCACUGAUGAAGGUUCUGAGUCUGAAUCUGAAACUGAAUCGGGUGAUUCAGAGGAUUUCAAGGUGCGAAAGCCUCUAUGCGACCCUCUGAAAGCUCUGAUCAAGAAUUGGAGGAACCAUUGUUCACAAUAGGUCGUUUUUCUCCUAAGAAGGAAGAGGAGAGUGUUGAAGACUUAAGGCUAAUUCGUAGGUCACAGAGAGCCACAAAAGGCAAACCUCCAAAGAGAUUUGCUGAUGAGUUUGCUACGAUAGCAGUAACAGCUGUUAAAAGCUCCAAGAAGGUAUUUGAACCUUCAAGUUUCCAAGAAAUCCAGGGUUUGGAUUCAAAGGAAGCUGAGCCAUGGUUAAAUGCCAUGAAGGCUGAGCUUGAUUCCUUAGAAAGGAACAAAACAUGGGAGCUAGUUCCAGUAGUUCCAGGAAUGAAACUGCUUGGAAGCAAAUGGGUCUUCAAAGCGAAGACAGAUCAAAAUGGCAAGAUAGUCAGACACAAAGCCAGAUUGGUAGCCAGAGGUUUUGCACAGGUACCAGGUCAAGACUAUCACGAGACCUAUUCACCCACAGUGAGAUAUGAAAGCAUUAGGCUUAUGCUUAAGCUAGCUGCAGAAGAAAAUCUACACAUUAGUCACCAUGAUAUUAAUACAGCUUUUCUGUACGGAUCUCUAGAUGAAUCACUUUAUAUGCUUCCACCUGAUGGCGUACAGGUAAAACAGGGAUUUGUUUGUGCUCUGAAGAAAUCCCUUUAUGGUCUCAAACAAAGUGCAUGGUGUUGGCACACAAAACUCACUGAAGUAUUGUUUUCUCUAGGUUUUCAGCAAGGGAAAGCUGAUCCAUGUGUAUUUGUCAAGAGGAGGGCAAAAGAAACUGUACUGUUUGUUUUAUGUUGAUGAUUUAUUAUUCUUUUGGAAAGAUGUUGCAAUGUACAAUAGCGCCCUAGCUCAACUGAAAGAGCACUUUGACAUGAAAGAUCUUGGUGAGGUAAACAACUACCUAUCUCUGGAAAUAGAGAGAGAUCAAGAUGGUAACAUUCUAGUACACCAGUCACGGAAAAUUGCUGAUGUGUUAAGCAAACUAAAUCUGAUGGAUGCUAACCCUGUAGACACACCGAUGACAACAGGUUAUCAGGUAGAUGACACUGAAGAAGCAUUUUCUGACACUACACUGUACAGGAGUGUGCUAGGCAAGCUAAACUUCAUUGCCAGAUGUUCAAGACCAGACAUUGCUGUUAGCUGUAAUUUGCUAAGCAGACAAGUCGACAAUCCUAGUGUCAAGGAUUGGAAAGCUCUGAAACGCAUAGCGCGGUAUUUGAAAGGCACUAUGCAUUACAGACUGAGAUUUAACAAUCAGAAGUCUGGUGGUCUUGAGAUAUUUGCAGAUGCAAGUUUUGGAAGUGACGCUACAGACAGGAAAAGUACGUCUGGAGUUUGCUACAUGUACAAUCAGAGUCUGUUUGAUUGGUCAUGCAAGAAGCAAACAACAGUUAGCUUAAGUACUUGUGAAGCCGAACUGAAUGCACUGUCUUAUUCACUUAAGGAUUGUGAAUGGUUAGUACAAUUGUGCAAAGAUAUGAAAAUUCCUGUCAAAUGUCCAAUCCAGGUUUACCAGGACAACAAAGCAUGUUUGGCUUUGCUGAAGUCUGAAGGUUGUAAGCAAAGCACAAAGCACUUGCAAUUAAAGUUGCAGCAUGCUAGGGAAUGUAUUCAGAAGGGACUCGUAACGGUGUCCUAUAUGCCAGGUAAUGAAAUUCCUGCUGAUGUAUUGUCCAAGAUUGUAUCAAGGGAUCAACACUGUACCUAUGUGCAGAAGUUGGGUUUGUACUGAUAUUGUGCAAACACGCUGCCCAGUGAUGUUCACAGAAAUGGGGAGGAUGUUGGUUUCUGCUUUCCUUCACUGUGCAGCUCUUCUUGUCACGAGACAGGUGUUUACAUUCCACAGUCUGUACUGUUGGAGUUUCUCACGGGAAAGGGAGACUGGAUGUGACGUACACUGGUUUCCUGUUUUUCACUGUGUGAUUCUCUCCGAGCUGUCGAGGAGAGAGGAUGCAUUUUCUGCUCCGGCAGAGGCAAGAUGUCUUUCUGUAAUAUACCAGCUUUGAACUGUAAAUAAAGCAAUAUAGAGUAUGCAGCACGUAUUCCUCAUCCUUCCGCUGGGCACGACAGACUCUGCUUAAAUCAACAGCGCCUACCCACUUUCAUCCUCCAAUGUCUGUGCAUUAAGCAUUGAUGUUUGAAGAAGGAGAGCCUACAAAUAACACAUGAUCUGGAACCUUGCACAAUCAGGGUUUCAUGUUUUAUGAAGAAACAUGGUGUAGGCCCCCCUAACAGCUUGGGACCAGUUUACUUCUCAGAUCACCUUACCCCAUCUUUGCCUACUUGACUGCUUCAACUGCUUUACUCUGCAGAGUUGACACUCACUGAACAUUAUAUGUAAAUAACCAUAUGAGUGUAUGGUUCAACUAUUUGUGAACACAGAUUGCACACUCAUUGAAUGUAACGUGCAAAUAUUCCUCAAGGGUUGAGUAAUCGAAUGAUGCACAUCUCUAAUACAGUGACCUUGACAGUGACUUAAACUGCAGACCAAAGUUUAUGGGAGAGGAUUUAAAAAGAAACCCAAUGCCUGCCCUAGUGUAAAUUAUCUGGCAAACAAAACCCAGUUGAUUUUUGUUCUCAGAAAGCUUGGGAAGCAUAUUGAAAGCUACAAAAAGCUAUAGUUUUCUGCAGUGUGGUUUGCAGGUGUUGUCCAGGUAUGCCUGUCCUUACAUUUUGGUGAUAGGCUGCAGGUGCUAGACUGUGAGGUUCUGGUUCCUUCUGCUGAUCUAGUUUUAAAUUUUUUUUAAGGGAAGUUAGAUGUAAAAUAUAUAAAUAAUGAAGAAGAAGCCGAUGAGAUGAUGGGCUCCAGUUUGUUUGCUAUGAACCAGUUGCUUCUGCUUUUGCAGCAUAUCCAGCACAAUUGCAAGUAAGACUUUCAAAAUAAAGUGGAAUUAAUAUCCAUAAAUUUGGAAUAGAAGAAGCUGCCUUAUACUGAAUUGUACCAUCUAGGCCUGGCCAAGGGCGCUGGCUGCUAGGGUCUUGGAGACUGUGGAGGACCCCCCUUUUUUAAGGGGCCAGAACCCCUCAAUGUUCAGAGGACUCCCCACAUGACAUCAGGACAUUUCACAGAGUUGCAUGUGGGCCCCCUCAUUCCUCCAGAGAAGGUGGCACCUCUGAUAUUGGCCGAUAUCGUUCACAAUGCCUGGCAGCUGCCAUGAGAUUGAUGGGAUGUAGGAGGCCUUCCCAGCACUUAGGGGAGAGACUAGGGAUUUAAGCUAGUGCUUCUGCCUACAAACCAUGAUUUCUACUGCUGAGCUACACCCCUUCCCCAAGUUUGCUGUGCACCACAGCCUUAAUCCUUAGGGAGCUGAAUCAAAGGGCAAAUAUCCACUGCUACAAACACAAAUCAGUGUUAAAGUGUUCUAACUGUCAGGGACAUAGAGUCUUUGAGAAUGUUAAGGUUUUAUUUUUGCUUGCUUGCUUGAAUAUUCAUUGGAAGCUCUAAAGAAGAUUCAGGGUGGUGAAACCUAAACUUUGCAGUAUGUCAGACAAAGUUUCUGACCACCACAUCCUUAGCUCAUGGCUGACAGUAGCCCAUAUUUCAAGUCCUUUCCAUGAAUUUCUGAACAAUGAUCAGAAAACAAAGUACAAUGUUUGUGUAUCAGCUCUCUGGACCUGGAGAAUUGACCUGUAUUUUAUUUCAAUGUAUCUGUAUGUUGUUGCUGCUUUUGUCAUGUUUUUUUAUGUUGUUGCUGCUUUUGUUUUGUUUUUUAAUGAUUAUUUGGGUCAGACGUGGGAAGACUUAGAAUUCCCUUUUCUUUUGAGGUUUUUCAGCUCCAUGGGAGAGCUGUGAUUAAAUUUGUAGUACACAUAAUGUCAACUGGCAGACAAAAACACAUACCACACACACACACACACACACACUGUAGAAUACAGAUAUAAAAAGUUUCUUGAAGGACCUGACGCUGAACAUAAUGCCAACAGACUGGUAAAGGAGCAACAGGAUGAAUGAAAUAUAGCUUGUUUUUCAUUGGAAGAUGCUUGGCACAGACUCUGUUCUCCUCAUGCUGAGUUUUGGAGCCUUUUCUUAGCCAUACGGCAUAUUAAACAUAAUAAAGAUGUUCACUUGGCAGAGGCAGCAUGACUAGGGGUAUCAGAAGAGCCAUACAGAAGAUAUCAAUAAAUAAAUAACUUUGCACAGAAAUAAAAGUUUGAAUAUAUACACAUCAGAGUGUUUUAUGGAAGUGAAAAAUAAGUGGGUGGAGUGAUGUGAUGGGUGUUCAAAUGGUUGAGCGAUUUUGUUUUUGGGAUUGUGGUUUUUGUGGUUCAUAAUUGUUUUACUUAGUGCAUUGUUUUAGAGGCAUUUAUUUAAUUGCAUUACUUGAACUGUAUUACUUAAAAUGUGGAAUUAUCAUGAUGAUUAGUAAUUGUAGGGAGAAAAAAAAACAUUGGUUCUGAAGAUGAACUGUGCAUUGUAGCCCUUACAUUAUUUCCUUUCCAUUGGGAUUUAUAAUCUCACUUGGAGGUUUUGAUUGAAAUAUGACAUGCUAUAUAAAUUAACUAAACAGAUAGAUCGAGUCAUCUGGAUAUGACUGGUAGAUUUUUAAAAAUAUGUAUUUUCAUUGGGGAUAAUGAUGGGAAUUGGUAAGAUGAUAUAUUAAUUAUAUUUAAUCUUCUAAAGACCCAUGUAUGUGGGUUAACAACAAAGGGAAAAUGGAUAGGUGCCUGGAUUCAAAACAUAGGGUUAGCACACAGAUAGCCCCAGUAGUAGAGUAUUGAGUCCCAUCAUUAGGCAGGUUCAUGAAGCAUAUAAAUAGGCUAUUGAACCUUAUUUAUUCCAUUCAUCUGUGUGAAGCAGCUGACCCCCCUUUUACCCCUAUUUCAACUAAUGCAAUGUAAUUUUAAAAUGUUAUACUUACAGUUUCUAGGUCUCAGGCAUGCAUUUUCCUUAUGUAACAGCAAUGAAAUAAUACAAAUUCUAUAGUUGUUAACUGAAGCAAAGUAGCUUCAGAUACGUGGGAGCCAGCAGCAGCUCACUGGCAUGAUAUGUCAAGGGUGCACAGACAUUUUCACUAUACACCAAUGUAACGGUGCCCAGGGCCUCUGCUGUACUAGUAUAGGAUCUUGGCGCAGCAUUGGGCCAGGAGGCCAAAAAUUUCUCUCUAGUGGCAGAACUGAGAAGUAUUUUUUUCCCAGGAAGCUGUGCUUUGCUGCCUCUGCAUCGCCCUGAAUGGUAAAUUGGUCCUCUGCACUGUGUGUGUGUGUGUGUGUGUGUGUAUAUAUGUAUAUAAUGGGUGUCCAUUUAUAUUUUUUAUUUGCAUUAUUGAUUUUUUCCAGAAUAAUAUCAGUUCAAUAAAAAAAGACACUGAAUUACAAGGUGUGGAGAAAUAGCAAGUCCCACUUUAUCUAAUCAAUAUCUCCUCAUCUCCCUGAAUAGCGAAUUUCCCUCACGGGCAUUACAUUUCCAGCAUGCCAUUGUUAAGGCUUGUCAAAUUACAAAAAAAGGAAUUAAUUGCAUUGUCUUACUUAAAUGUGUGUAUUGUUGCUAUUUUGACAUUUAAAUGAUUGCUGGUGAUACAGACUCCCAUCGCUGAUGGGAGAGGAUGUUGAUGGCUGUUUGAAAGCCUCAUGGAAAGUCUUCCUUCUCAAUCUAGGCAAAAACAGCAAGGGGAGCAAAAUAUUGGUUCUUAUUCUUCCAGAAAAGUACUUGUGCAUAACACUCCAAUUGCAUGACUGCUACAUAGCUUCUAUGCUGCUGCCAAUCUUUCAAUCUGUCAAGGGGCAUAUGAAUGGCGUCCCCAAACUGACAGCUGAAUUCCUCCGCAGAACCAAUGCAUGUAGGGGUCUUUCUCUGUCACUCUCACUGUCUCUCUUUCUCUCUGCCAGGAGUGGCUAAUAUGGUACCCUCCAGAAGUUUUUAGAUCACAUCUCCCAUCAUCCCUGACAAUUCCUGUUGGGGCUGAUGGAAGUUGGAGUUCCCAUGAUCUAGAGGGCACCAGGUUGAGGAAUGGCUGGUUUAGCAGGAAGCGGGUCUUGCUCUUUUAUUUCAAUAAAUGCCCUGAGAUCAUAACUUCUGCAUUAAAAAUAUAUAUGGUGCAUUUGCAUCUAAUGAAACAGAGAGCUUCACAGAUCAGCAGCCUAUUAGAGAUGGAUCUCAAUUCCAUAAAUAUGAAAAGCUUUCCAUAAGAAAAAGCCCAUGCUGAACAUAAUUACAGUGGUCUACACAAUAACAAUUAUGGCACUGUUGAAGUGUGGAAAUUCAUAUAUUCAGGGAGGCGCUUUGAUAGUCAAACCAAUCAUCCUACAGUAAUUUCCAUCAAACAAACAGAAUUGGUUCUUAAUAUGAAACAGAAUUAUUACCCAGCACUGUGUUGUUAGCCUUAAGGAUUUUAGAUGCCCAGGCCAAGCCCGGGAUGAUUACUAUAUCAUUAUUAACUGAAAACAUUUUGUUCUUGCCUGCUGUUUCUCACAUUAUAAACCUGGGGUAACUGCUCCCAAAGUAGAUGCUUAUAUUUCAAGUUUGUUUAACUCUGCUUCUGAUUAUAUUUUGGUGAAUAAAUUUCACUCUGGACAAAUAGUAGAAAAUAGUUCACUUCUUUGGACUUCACUAUGUGAAAGAUACCUAGUAUUUUUGUCCUAGAGUGUCAAGAGGGCUCAUUUGGGAAUCCUGUAAACCAUUAGGGUGACCACCUAUGCAUCACUCAAAGAGAGGACAAACAAGGGCAUAAAUUUGCAUACAUUUUGCAUAUGCUAAUAGAUGCAACUUGAGAGAAAAAAUUAUAAUUUAAAUAUAAAUACUGAGCCUACUCAUUCUACCAUUUAGGGUAAUUUCAAGGCUCCUAUACUCAAUUCUUAGGAUCCUUUAUCUUUAAACUGGACUUGCACUCGACCACCCUUCAAAUAUAGGACUUUUUCAGAUAGCAAAUUGUCCUCUGUAAAGUCUGAAAUGUACCCACCCUAUAUAAGAUUGCCCCAUCUUGCCAAAAGGAUAUUGUAGUCCUGGAAAAAAGGUAUAGAACCAAUCAUCCUGCAAAGAAAAGUGAAUGACAUCUGGGUUGUUUUUUUCAUUUAGGAAAAUAAAGAUGGCUAUAGGUAGUGGUGAGCAUGAGGAUAGAAGUUUAUCAAAUGUUGUGUAUAAUGUGGCAUGUAUAGCAAUGCAGGAAUUGAUAUUGUUUAGCAAAACGAGUGCUGUUGGGGAACUUGCUUCUCACUGAAAUUAGGGAGCAAGGUGGAAAUUAGAAGAAAUCUGUGUGGAUAAACUUGACAUUGAGAUUUUCAGAAAAUUCUACCCUUUUGUUCAAAGAGUUCUUUGGAUCGUGAAAAAAGUCCACAGUCACUUUGACUCCCACAGCCAUCCUGCAUGAACUAUCAUGAAGCUGUUAAGACCUAGCUACCCCGGUGCUCAGAACUUAAGCCCUCACUGUCAUAGCCCUUUUGACAGAUAAACAUAAACUUUGUGAAUUCAGAUUGUAUUUCAGUGCCAAAAGUUCCCUCAAAAUUUGGCCCUGUCAUCCUGUUUUGCCCUGUCGUCCUGUCGUCAAUUUAGCCCUGUCGUCCUGUCAUCCAUUUUGUUCACUGACAGCAGGUACAAGAAACCAACCAAGUAUGAUAUACCCAUUAGGUCACUGCAGUGCAUUAAAAAGCCUCUGCGUCAAGAAUGCUGCUACGAAGUAACCUGGAGCAGGGCUUUUAAGUGUGGCUGCCCCUUUUCUGUGGAAUAGCUGUCCUGUUGAGAUAGCUGUGCUUCCCAGAAACAAAUGAAGUCAUUUUGGUUCUAACAAGCUUUCCCUGCAAACAGUUCUCUGCCAGGGUGAUAUUCUGCAGGGGUCCUGCUUGAGAGUUCCCACAGGCCACUGUGAGAACAGAAUGUUGGACUGAAGGAGCCUUUUGCAGAUCCAGCAGGAUCUCCUUAUAUCCUUAUGUUCCUAUUGUUUUAAAUUUAUCUGCUUUUAGUUUUUGUGUAGUUUUGAACUGUGUCUUUGCUGUUUUAUUACAUUCUGUGUAUAGCCUUGAGAUAUGUGUGGAAGGAUUAAUAAUAAUAAUAAUAAUAAUAAUAAUAAUAGAUAUUUAAUGGACACUUAUGCUCUUGUUUCUAUCUCUUUCCCCCCCUUUUGCCUCUCUCUAGUGGUAUUUGAUGAUUGUCAAGGAAAUCACAAAUUGAACUUUGAAGUUUCAAACCCAGGCUUCAAGGUGGAACCAAAUGGGGUUUUAGUUGCACUGAGAAAUUUAUCGGACACUGGCAGAGCCUUAUUCAUUCAUGCCCGGUCAGCUCAGGCUGAAGAUACAGCAGAAGUAUUGCUCGUCGACAGAAAAGAGAAACAAGGUUCUUUAAAGGUAAGACUAAAACAAAUGUAAAUCAAAAGUUUUCCUGCCGCUAGGGCAGAUUACUCGGGACUAGCAGUUAAAUGGGGAUGUCCUUUAGCCAUUUUAACAGAGAAUAGUCACUUCAGCUUGAUGUUAUUUUCCAAAGACUAUUAAUAAUAUUUUAUGCUCUGCAUUGUGAAAGAACAUUUGAAAGGAAAACAGUAUAGUUCAUAUUGCUAGAUCACAUGCAUUUUUCUGAACUACGUAGUCAUGAAUCUUGUCAAAGGCAUCAAUCCAGGUCCACACUCCAUACUUAACUACUCCAAAGCGGUCUGACUGAAUGCAUUGAGAUAGCCCCAGCGGGUAUGUCAUUUGGGAAUAUUCCAUGCUUGUGUUGCUUCCAGUUUAUCCCUUUCAGGACAGACAAAAGGAACUACUUCUUCAAAGAAUAUAUACUCAAGCCAUGCCAUUUGCUUCCUUGAGAUGCUGUGAUAGUCAUUGAGCUAGAUGGCUUUUAAAAAAGAAAAAAGAAAUAGACAAUCCCUGGCUACUAGUCAUGAUGGCUAUAGAGGCCUUGUUGCUUGUUGCUGGGGAACAAGAGUAGGGAAGGGUCAUUGUCAUCAUGUCUUGCUGCUCUUUCCAGAGGCAGCUGGUUGCCCAUGUCAGGAAACAGGGUUCUGGAAUAGAUCAACCUUUGGUCUGAUCCAGCCGGGCUCUUCUUAUGUCCUUUCAUAUCCAACUCCUUUCAUAUUUUGCAAUUUUACUCUAAAUCCAGCCUUGGCAUACAAUGAAGGAGGCGGCAGAGAAUCGAGGUCCUUUUGCAAACUGAUCGAAAUGUUUACAGCACAUUCAACCACAUAACAAAGGAAUAUCUGAGAUAGCCUUCAUUUCUGCACCAUGGCAUUUAGCAAAGAGGCAGUCACGACAAUGACUUACAAGACAAUUACGCCAGGUACCUUUUUUUACAGACCUAUAAUUUAGGAUGACAAAGAAGCCAUAAUGAGGAGGUUAUAAAGGAUGACUGAUCCAUUGUCUCUCUCCACUAUUUAGCUCAUCAGGCAGGCAGCAGUUUCAUCACUGUAAUGGUUCUAGGGGUUGCUCGUGCGUAAGCCAGUGCAAACACCUGGCUGGAUUGCCUGAGUGAACCUUUUCUGUCCGGACAGCCACUCACCCGUGGCUGUCUCAAUCGCUGGCAGAAUCCGUCAGUGGGCGUUUCUUAAACUUCUUCCAGCAAAGAAGCUCUUUGACGCCUAGUCUCCUCCUACUCUCUCUGCGCGAAAGCCUUCUGCGCAAGGAGGGCGUAGUCAGCGGAGGACCUCUACUCUCCCCGCUGGUGCCUGGCAAGGAGUCAUGGGACCGCCUCGCCGCUUCCCCCAUCUGCCCCCCUUCUCCACUGGUGCUACACUGAUUCUCUUCCCCAGAGGAUGGGCUGCCUCUCCCAAUCCCGGGACGCUCUCCGGAAUCCCUCUGGAUUUUGCUCUCUCCCUCCGGCACUGAUGGCAGUUCCCUGACAUCCACCUCCUCAGGACCCCCACCCCACCCCUGGCGCAAUUUUCCGGUACAACCUCCUCUCUCUCCUCUGUCGACGAUGCGGGGAAUCCCCUGAAGGAACUGUCAUAAUCUUCUGAGGAUUCAAAACCAGCCUCCCAUCCACUCGGACUUCUCCCCGCUGGUUGAACCUCCCAGUCUGAUCCUUCUCCCUCGGACACCUCCCCUCCCUCCUCUUCGGAGGCAGGGAAACCCACAAAGUACCCUUUGUCAUCUGUGGGUCCAAAUUGUUCCUCCCAGAAUCUAGCUAAUGGUUUGGGUUUCUCUGGGAACAAACCGUGGAAUUCUUCCACCAGAUACCUGUCAGUGAUUGAUUCAGCCGGGACCCAAGUGUUUUCAGACCUAGGUUCCCCCUCCCAGGCUACCAAGUACUCUACCUGGCGACCUCGCCACCUUGAAUCGAGUAUUUCUGUGGCUUCGUUACAGUGUUCCCUCUCCUCUACCCGCGGGUGGGUGGUAACCCCUCCCUCCCGUCCCGGGAAUUCCCGCCCCUCCCUGUAAGGUGAAAGUAGGGACCUAUGGAACACCGGAUGUAUCUUCAUGCUGUCAGGCAACUUGAGUUUAAAUGCCAUGGGGUUAACCUGCUGCAUUACCUCAAACGGCCCCAGCCACCUAGGCUGCAACUUCUUGCACCCUCCCUUAAGGGGUAACCCUUGGGAUGACAACCACACCCGGUCUCCCACCCGUAUGGCCUCCCCCUCCCGACGGUGCCUGUCUGCCUGCCUCUUGUAGACUUCCUUGGCCCGCUCCAAGUUCAGCCUGAGUUGCUGGUGUAAGGCCUCCAUUUCCUCCACAAAUUGCUCAGCCGCAGGUACACUCCAUCCUUCCUCUCCCCACCCCGGGAAGGCCCUAGGGUGACACCCGUAAUUGGCCAUGAAAGUGCUCAUUCCCGUGGACACGUGUUCAGCGUUAUUGUACGCAAAUUCAGCCAAAGCUAAUUUCUCUACCCAAUCGUUCUGCCUCUCGCUGACAUAGCAGCGCAGGUACUGCUGGAGUAUGCCGUUUGCUCUUUCGGCUUGUCCGUUGGUUUCUGGAUGCCUCGCUGUCGAGAAGCUCACCUCGACCUGUAGCAAGCUCAUGAGUCUCCGCCAGAACCAGGAAGUAAAUUGUUUCCUGCGAUCUGAGAUUACCCUCAAUGGAGCUCCAUGCAGUCUGAAAAUGUGAUCCACAAACAGCCUGGCUGUCUCCUCUGCCGUUGCUGCAUGUGAGCAAGCUACGAAAUGGCACAUUUUAGUCAGUAGAUCGACCACUACCAUGACUGUUGUCUUUCCCCUUGACUUGGGCAGAUCUGUCAUAAAAUCAAUGGACACCACCUCCCAGGGCCUUUCCGGUGUAGGCAAGGGUUCCAGUAGCCCCGUGGGGGCAGCCCUUUCCCCCUUUGCCCUCUGGCAUCAGUCGCACCCUCGUACAUAUUCUCUUACGUCUUCCCUCACCUUUGGCCACCAGAACUGCCUGGUGACAAGUAGCAUGGUCUUGUGCUGUCCAAAGUGCCCAGCUGUUGGGUUGUCAUGGAGUUGUCUAAGUACCUCCCCCCUCAAAGUCUCCCCAGGUACAUACAGCGCCCCCUUAUAGUACAGUAGUCCUUCCUUUUCCUCAAACCCUCCAUUGACUUCCUUCCCGUCCCUGAGUUCCCUGAUUUUUGUCUGAGCAAACUCAUCAUCUCUGGUGAGCCCUGCCAGUUCUCGUUUCCCAACCAACGCUCCCCCACCCACCCACCGGUCCUCGGGGAACACGUGCCUGGUCUCUGGUGGCCCCUCUCCUUCCAUGUACUCCGGUUUCCGAGAGAGAGCAUCUGCCCUUACGUUUUCCUCUCCCGGCACGUAUCGGAUCUCGAAGAAAAACUUGACGAACUCCUGAGACCACCUUAUCUGCCUCUGGUUGAGCACCCGCGCGGUCCGCCAAUAUUCCAAGUUCUUGUGGUCAGUUCGGACCUGGAUCUUGUGCCGCACCCCUAUCAAUAGAUGUCUCCAUUGCCGAAAUGCCAUAUAGAUCACAAGCAGUUCUCGGUCAUACACCGUGUAGUUUUGCUCCGACUUGCUCAGCUUCCUAGAGAAAAAGGCACACGGCAUCCAGUUCUGCUUGGCCCCGGAAUGCAAAAGGACCACUCCGAUCACGCGGUCAGACGCGUCCGUCUCCAGUCUCAUGGGCUUCUCCGGAUCCACGUGCAGGAGCUGCUCUUCCGAGGCGAACGCCUUCUUCAGUUUUUCAAAGGAUUGCUGCGCAUCCUUUGUCCACGCGAACUUCUUUUUGCUACUAAGACAAUCCGUUAUGGGCGCUGUCAAGUGAGCAAAGUUCUUUAUGAACUUCCUGUAGAAGGUGCUGAAGCCUAGGAACCUCUGCACAUCCUUUCUGUUUUUGGGGGGCUUCCAUUCCAGCACUGCCUUCACCUUGCCCGGAUCCAUGGCUAGUCCUUUGUCUGACAACCUGUACCCCAGGAACUUGACCUCCCUGGCAUGGAAUUGGCAUUUUUCCAGUUUGACCCACAACUGAUGCUUCUUCAAUCUCUGUAGCACCUCCCUGACGUCUCUGACGUGUUGCUUUUCGUUGUCCGAAUAGAUUAAGACAUCAUCCAGAAAGGCUACGCAAUUCUUGUACAGCAGGGGCCCCAACACAUGGUGCAUGAAUGCUUGAAAGCAGGCGGACCCCGUUUGUAAUCCAAAUGGCAUGACUAAGUACUCAAAAGCCCCCAGGGGGGUGAACAUGGUCGUUUUCCAUUCGUCCCCCUCCCUUAUCCUAAUCAGAUUGUAUGCUCCCCUGAGGUCCAGCUUGGUAAAAAUCUUCCCCUGCCUCACACGUGUCAAAAUAUCGUCAAUCCUGGGCAUUGGGAAAGUCACGGGUUCUGACACCAGGUUUAGGGCCCUGUAAUCCACGGCUAAUCUGGGCUGAUUAGUCUCUUUUUUGUCCACAAAGAACACUGGACUGCCUCCCACCGCCUUUGAUUCCCUUAUGAAACCCCUCUUCAGGUUCUUGUCAAUAAACUGCCGCAACUCCUGCAUCUCCCGGUCGGACAUGGCAUACAGCUUACCCACCGGUAACUGAGCCCCUGGAAGCAGGUUGAUUUGGCAGUCAAAUGGCCUGUGGCUGGCUGAAGGGAAACUGAGGCUGGUGAGGCAGUACCCCAUUUACUCUAAUGGCCCAGUUUUAUGUGUCUAUCUGGAGAUUCAUAUUUAAGUACAUAUAAAACCAUUGCCAUAAUAUUGUUUUCAGUUAUCUGCAUAGAGUAUGUCUCCAUUUGACAUCUAAGGCCCUCUUAUCUAUUAAGGUAUAGUGGGUGGGCUCAAGGAACAGGGUCUUUUCAGUUGUGGUGCCAAUGCACUCAAAGGUUCUCCUCAGAGAGGCCUAUAUGGCUCAUUUCCCGACUUAAAAAGGGGGCCUUUGAGUGAGGCCAAACCAAUGUAGGGGUUUGUAGUUGGGUUUUUUGGGGUGUUUGUUUUUGUUUUGCUGCUACUGAGUUUGCUGCUAAGUUUGCUAUCUGCUCUAACUGCUGAUUUCUUAUUGCUACUGUUUUUAUUAUUGCUGAUGCUGUCACUAUUGCUAUUGUUGGUGCUUUUAUUGUAUUGCAAGCAUUAUGAUUAAUUUUGCUUUCUAUGAUUAACUGAUUUGAGUUUUCUAGUGGAAGACAAAUGAUGUCUAGGCAUCAGGCAAAAAUGUUUCUCUAUAACCAGGCCCUUGCACCGAUUAAACAAUCUAUGGUCUUUUAAGGAAAGUACAGUGGUGCCCCGCAAGACGAAUGCCUCGCAAGACGAAAAACUCGCUAGACGAAAGAGUUUUCCGUUUUUUGAGUCGUUCCGCAAGACGAAUUUCCCUAUGGGCUUGCUUCGCAAGACAAAACGUCUUGCGAGUUCUUGCAAGUUUGUUUCCUUUUUCUUAAAGCCGCUAAGCCGUUAAUAGCCGCUAAGCCGCUAAUAGCCGCUAAGCUGCUAAGCCACUAAUAGCUGUGCUUCGCAAGACGAAGAGACUCGCGGAACGGAUUAAUUUCGUCUUGCGAGGCACCACUGUAUGGCAGAAAUCCUGCACCCUACCCAUGAGAAUUUCACCCAAAUGUUAUCUCCCAUGUGAUCAUUUUCAAAUGCAAUUCAUUUUCUCAUUAACUGAUGGAGAUUGGUUUGCGGGGGGGACAUGACAGAAAAAAUUCCCCUAAUUUUAAGACAGAUGUCUCCACUUGCUGGCACUCUAGCUUGUACAUCUAGGCUAAAAGCUUUGCCAGACACACAUUCUCGAUAUGGUCUGUUCCCAGCCUCUCAAACUUCAAUCCGGUGUGAUUUUACAAGAAGCUUGGCUGCUUUUAUUUAUGCUUUGUAGCCAGAACAUGUCAGCCGGCAAACAGUGCCACGUCUCCAUCUGUGGGCAAGAUGAAUCUUGGCUAAGAAUAGCUCUGCUUGGAACCUUAGCUUGUUAGUAAAAUUGUGUAGGGUUAAGAAUAGGCAUAUGCUGCUUUGCUGCUUAGCGUUUCAAUCUGCAGAUGCAGUGGAAUCUCAUUUAACGAGAGCGUAAGUACGCUUUAAAACCUUUCCCCACUGACUGUGACUCUUGCUCCUCUUUGGAAUGCUGUAGCUGACACCUGUGAAAUCCUGUUGUUAAAUUGCCCUAUUUGCGGGAAACCUGACAUAUCUGGGAAUGACUGAUGGCUCAACGGUCUCUUAAUACGUGGGCUGCCAUUUGGGGGAAACUUUGCUCUGGAGAACAACACAUCAAAUGGUCCUGAGGCACAUGAUGCAGGUUUUUUUGGUUGAAGCUAAGUGGACUUGAUCCUGACAAUUGUUUGCAUGGCAGAUAAUUUGGAAACCAUGGACACAAUUGGGUGCAGAGUUAAGCACAUGAGCAGUGCAAUUCCAUCUUUAAAUUUGCAGUGUGUGAAUCUACUACAGAUCAGCCACUACUGAUGUAAUGUGCUUUAUGUGGGUCUUGUAUCAGAUCUGGAUCCGGAACUGUUAUAUUGCCAUGGUAAAUAUAAUGCUUGACUCUUGAGCAUCUUGGCAGACUGUAAAAGUGGUGUGCAGUGGCCAGACGACUCACAGGAGUAUAUGGCUGUCAUCAAGCUACCCCUCUGCUGAGAGUUGUUCACAGGUUGCCAGUUAACGCCCAGCCAGGUUGUAGGUUCUUGUGUUAAUUCGCAAGGCCCUAAACAACUGGCCCCAAAGAACCUCAAGGACCACCUAAUUCCUUAUGCUCCACCCAGAUCACUGAGAUCCUCUGAUGGAGCACUUCUGCUGGUUUUCCACACCCCUAAGAUUUGGUUGGCCUUUCCUAGGGACUCAGCCUUUAGUGUGGCUGGCCCAGCCCUGUGUAACUCUCUGCCAGUAGGUACCAUCCCUGUUUUACCCCAACAGCAACCAUGCUUGAAAGAGAGAGAGAGAGAGACUUCAUAACUGAUCUAACUAUAGGAAUGAAGCAGGGCUUGUCCCCCCUCGUAGGGGAUUGCCAUUCCAUCAGAACAGAGGAGAGAAGGGAAGCAGGGCUGUCCCAUCUGAGUGACCAUCUGCCUUGGUCUCUCCUGAACUGACUCCUAGAGGCCAGCUACCUGAACUGUUUCCAUCUCAGCUGCUUAUUAAACUGUAACUUUAACGAACUGGUGCCAGACCUUCCUCCCCCCCCCCCCAUCCUUCUUCCCUCUUCCUCACUUUUUCCUUGUGUGCCAUGUCUUGUAAGAUUGUAAGCCUGAGGUCAGGGACUAUUUUGCUGUUGAUCUUUACAAGCUGCUCCAGAAGCCUUUUACGUUAAAAAGUGGGGCAAAUCUUGUUUAAAUAUAUACAUGAAACCAAUUCAGAUCCAGGUCUUACAAAUCACAGCCCAAACAACAACUGCAAACUUCUAACCAACACACCACACUCUCAUGAUUUCCACUCUGCAUACAACAAAUGUGAACUUCGCAAUAAUCAAACCUCGUAAUAAAUCAAACCUCAACACACAAUUUGCUUUUAUUCCAUUUAGCCUUCGUGCUUUUGUAUAAUGUUUUUCCUUAUGAAGCAGUCCAAACGCUGAGCUCUGUAAUUUAUUGGGGCAGUGGAGACACAGCACCCUAGCAUGGGGUUUUUCUCAUCAGCAUAGCUUUACCAUAUUUGGCUCUCACUGAGCUCCACUUUGAAAGCUCCAGUUUGUUCUGAGUCACAACCUUGGGCGAAUAAAUCAUCACCUCUAAGCAAGGAGGGAAAUAUGUUUAAUCAACAAUUAGGCUUAUGCAGCUAGAGAGCUACCUCAGUUGCAUCUAGAAAGCUGAAACGUAUCCCUCUGUCAAUAUAUAAUUGGGGCAACGUUGCUUAGUGUUUUUUGAACAGUGAGAGAAUACAGCAGGGAUACAGAACUCUUUUCAACCUGAGGGCCACACUUCUUUCUGGACAACCUUCCAGCGGCUGCAUGCUAGGGGUGAACGGAGCAAUAGAUAUAUUUUUUUACCUGUGUACAGUAGACUGGCAGCAACACAUUGGAUGGGAUUAAUCAUUGACAUUAAUGAACUUAAAUUCAGUGAGUCUACUCUGAGUAAGACUAGUGUUGAAUACCACAAUACUCCUCUCUGACCUCCAUUUAGGUAAGCAAGAGUUGUUUUCAGAGUUCACAGUCAUUUUCCAGCCAGGCAAAUGUGAAAGGUGGGGCUGGUGAGGGGUGGGGUCUAAAGGGAGUACUAAGGGCUCAGCUGAAGCAAACAGAAAUUUGGGUUUUCUCUGAAUUGACAAUUGUUCCGAUUUAGCACAAAAGAGCAGGUUUUCCCUGAGAAAGGAGAAGGGCAAGGGGGGAAAUUCUCAGAGCCAUGCUUUCUAGGCAUGGGACAAGUGGCAGUAUUGACAAGUCCACAGUGUCCUUAGGAACAUAGGAAGCUGCUUUAUACUGAGACAAUCCAUUGAUUGGUCCAUCCAGUGCAGCAUUGUUGACACAAACUGUGCCAUGGCUCACUGAUAGAGCAUCUGUCUUGCAUACAGCAGGUCCCUGGUUCAAUCCUCAGAUAGGAAUGGAAAAUACCCCUCUUUGAUAUGCUGUAAAGCUGCUGCCAGUCAUUAUGGGCAGCAUUGAGCUAGAUCAGGCAUAGGCUAAUUCCAGCCCUCCAGAUGUUUGGGACUACAAUUCCCAUCAUCCACGACCACUGGUCCUGUUAUCUAGAGAUGAUGGGAGUUGUAGUCCCAAACAUCUGGAGGGCCGGAGUUUGCCUAUGCCUGAGCUAGAUGAACCAAUGGUCUGAUUCAGUAGGAAGAAGCUUCUAAUAUUCCCAUGACUGGCAGCACCUCUACAGUCCUCGAUCUGCAGCCCUAAUCUGGAGAUGCUGGGGACUGCAUGAAAAGCAGCCACUUUGCCCUGGGCAUGCACCUGGCAACCCCAUAACUGUUGCAUUUCCACAUUCACAACAAUACCACUUAUGGGAAGCUUGGCUCAACUUAUUUGCAUCUUUUGCCCAACAGGGCUGUAUUUAUAGGAACAUGUUUUUUUGAUUGAUUAGUCCCUCAUACGUUCCUGUAAUCUGUUGGUGAUGGACAUGCUUUCUGCCAGUUCUACGUAAGUCCUCCUUGUCAAGGGGUCAAGAUUAAUAGCUCCUUUCUUCUCCAUCCUGAGUGCUUUGAGAAAAGACUUAAUUGCAACACUUACACCAACUCAUAAUCAUCUUGAAAUGCGUUUUUCAAUUAAUAAACCAAUCUUCAAAUGCAGUGAACACACUGUGUGAUGAAUAAUACUUGAUAACAACAAACCGAGCUAGAAUCUAAUCUAGAUCUAUAUCAUCUAUAUCUAUAUCUAUAUCUAUAUCUAUAUCUGAAUGAGAGAGAUCUAUAUAUAUUGGUGCAUUUUGCAGGACAAUGAAAUGAGAAUAGCUUGAUUCUUAGUGAAGACUUGCCAAUAACAGUGAAUGGAGCACUGAUCCACCAACCUCAGUCUGCCCCCAGCUAGCAUGCAUGCCUUUUUACUUACAAAUAGUCAGGGGAUGGCUCUGCCUAUUAUUGUCUCUGGUUCCACCUACUGUUGAUCUCCCUGCCUUCUGCCCUACCUGUCCCAGUGGGCACCGGCCACCACCGUUGACUUUUGAUGUGCCCCCCCACUCCAUUUCAACUAGCACCUCUGCUUUCUAAGGCAGCUUUGUGCUUCAAAUUAGCAACACUCUAGCACACCUAUCCCAACCUGGCACCCUCCCAAGGUAAUUUGACACCAAUUCCCAUCACCCCCGACCAUGGGUCAUGAUGACAGGUUGAUGAGAAUUCAAGUUAUGCAGCAUAGAAUCACACCAUAGGAUCAUUUCAUGGGAUCACAUCUGGACGACACCUGGCUGAGAGAGCUGUUCUAACAAACAGUUUUGUCACCCUUUGAUACCUAUAAGCAGGAGUCAUUGGGAACUGCUGAAAGGCCAACAGGGAAAACACAAGAGGAAAAUCUCUUCCAAAUGCCUUAGCUUUCUUUAUGUGGGGUGAUUUUGGUGCCUGUAGAUGUGUGUGCAUGUUUGUGCACAUGCUUUCAAAAGAGCCACACACCCAGGAGAACCUUUUAUCAUCUUUAAUAAGUAUGAUCAAGACACAUGUGGGUGGAAUUACGCUGUCCAUUUUUGGUUAAUUAUAGAGUCUGGUAGAUUACACUGCUGGUGGAAGCCUGCAUCAGGGAUAGGGAAUCUGUGGCCCUCACUCCAGAUGUUGUCAGCCAGCUCCUCUCAGGUAUGGGUAAUACAGCCAAUGGUCAGGCAUGAUGGGAGCUUUAGUCCAGCAACUUCUAAAUAGCGGGCAACAGAUUUCCCUUCCCAUCUUACUGGGGGGGGGGGGAGGAAUCCAGCAUAAAAAGUCUCCUAGAUGCAAAACUGAAACAAAACUUGGGAGGUUAUUAGGCUGGAAACUUUUGUCCCUCUGGCAUGGUAUAUCUGUGUGAAAGAAAGAAAGAAAGAAAGAAAGAAAGAAAGAAAGAAAGAUGACACAUCCACCCCUCCUUUUAUUUUGUUUUUUUACCUGCUUUCAAUGACUUGUAAUCCAAAUUGUUCUGCAGAAUAUGUGCCCAUUCCCUUUCAAAACUAGGCUUGAACAUUUUUGUGGGGAAUAAACAGCAGUAGUUGAUGCAAAAUAAAAAAUGCUGCCAAUAUGAGAUUUUUCAAAACCUAUUUAAAACAACAACCUCUGACCAGCCAAGUUUUAAAAUAUUGGAGAACCAAACUUGGCCGUUUAGACGGUCACCUACAUAAUUUGGUUCCAGCAUUUGCAAAACAGCAACUAAUGGAGUCCCAGCACUCUCUUGAUUCUCAGGUCAUGACACAACUAGGCACCAAUCAGUCAUGCAUUGUAUGACAAGCCCUAUUAAAUAUUCAGCUGUUCUCCGUGGUGAUUAGCAACCAUUGUUUAAAAUGCUUCUGCUACAAUGAAGUAAAACAUCCAAGCUCAGUUUGAUUGGUGAUGCAAACACACAGUCCUUUUUAAGCACCUUGGAGAACUGUAUCAUGCUAGGAUCUGAUGGUAUGAAUCCAAAAGAAGGCAAAAUACACAACAGACAAAAUCUGUGAAUUUAUUUUUGAGAGAGAGAGAGAGAGAAAAUUAAUUUUUGCCAAGUUAUUUUCUUCAGCAACUGCAAGCACAGAAUCCAAGGCUUAUUAAGAAUGAACCAUAAUGUUUAGUAGGAGAAAAUAUUUGAUUAUAUUUCUAUGCUGCUUUUCAUUCAAAUGAAUUCCAAAGUGGCUUACAAACAAUAAAUAAGAAUAGCAUGAUAGAGCAUCACAGAACAUCAAAACUAUAUCACAUAUCAUAUAGAAUAAUUAACAAAUCAUCAGUGAAGCAAUUACAAUCUAUAAAACAGUUGACAAAGCAGGAACUAAAAAUAAGCUAAACAUCACAAUUAAAAGCAAAUGUCAUGUUAUAUGGUUAACAAAUCAAUACGGCAUUUAUAAGCUAUAAAACAAUAUUAACAACAUUAACAAAAUAGCAGCCAAAAAUAAACUAAGCAACUACGGAGGUGGGAAAUGUGGGAAAUCAUUCAAAAUUUCUGCCAAAUUCUGCUGGCAGCACAUUCUAGAAUUGUUGGGUCCAUUCACUGAACUGUAGAGGAAAAAUCAUGUUUAUCAUCUAUUUAUUUUAUGAAAUCAGAAUUUAUAGAAGUGGCUGAACUCUGAAACAGGCUAUGACAGGGUCAAGAUUGCUGCACAAGACCUGUAGUCUAGGUCAGUGGUAGAUGGUGAGAUGGUUCACUAAGCAAAACUGCUAGCUGCAUUGGGGAAAGAGCCCUGUAGCUCAGUGGUAUAGCAUCUGGUUUGCAUGCAGAAGGUCUUAGGUUCAACCUCUGACAUCUCCUGGUAUGGUUUGCAAAAACACUUAUCUGAAACCCUGGAGAGCCACUACCAGUUAAUGUGGUGCUGAGCUAGAUGGACCAAUGGUCCAACUCAAUUUAAGGCAGCUUCCUCCUUUUUUUAUGUGUGGCGGUAGAACAUAGGGAGGAACCCUCUCAACCAUUGCCUUUCCUAAUCUGACGGUGGUGUAGGUGGGGAGGGAUAUAAAAAGCAGAACUGUGCAAGCAGACAGUUAUUAUUUGAAUGGUUGUCUCUGCUGACGUCAGUGACCUGAAUCCAAUUCCCAGAAUGGUUUAACAGCCCAUCCCUCUUUCCAGUGAACUUUGAGAAGAUGGGGCUUAAAAAACAAAUAAACACUUGAGCUUUCUUCUUCACCUGCUAUUCAACUUGCUUGGUCAGGUUUUGGUUUCUGGAUCACAGCUGUGUUCAGCUAUAACCCCCAAGGCAUAACCGCAGUAAUGUGGGAAGCUCUGAGCCACUCAGGAGCCCCUGGGUGGUGGAAUCUGUGAGUUCUCCAACUGUUUUAUGCCAUAUCAAGCUGCCACAGGGGGUGGGAUAGGAUCUGACAGCUAUGUUCCACAUAAAGCGAUAUGCAGCAUGGGGGAAGAAUGGAGGGGGAGAGAAGAUUUCCGAGGUGAAUCAGCAACAGUAUUUGUUUCUCAUUCGUAUAAAAGUUGCAGAAAAUAGCUCUCAGACAUGUGCCAGGACUUUCUUGAGGUCAAAUCUAGCUGGGAGCUUCAUGGGGGUGAAUAGGAAAGAAAGUUCAGAGUAAUAUAAGCAGUGUAAACAGUAUGUACAGCCAUCCAAGAAGGUUUGCUGGAGUAAUUGACAUGACCUAAGGUGACUUCCUCUCUGUCUCUUUUUCUUCCAUCUACAAUACAACACAAUGUGACAGUAUUUUUUCUCCACCAACAGUAUUUAUCUCUGUGUUGCUGCUGUGUGUGCAUGUUGCUUGCUGCGUGCAUGUGUGUGGAUGUGUGCAUCUGGGGUAGUUAAUAAUGUGCCCUUCAGAUGUUCUGAGCCCUAGCCAGCAUGGCCUAUGGUAAUAAGAACAUAAGAAGUUUGUGCUAGAUCAGGGCAGUUUCCCAUCUAGGCUAGCAUCCUGUUCUCACAGUGGCCAACUAGUGGUAAACCACAAGCAGGACCCAAGCACAAUAUCACACUCCCUUCCUGCAAUUUCCAGCAGCUGAUAAUCAGAAGCAUCACUGCCUCUGACUGUGGAGCCACCACUACAGAGGCAUUGUGGCUAGUGACCAUUGAUAGCUUUCUCCCCCAUGAAUUUAUCCAGUCUUCUUUUAAAGCCACCCAAGUUGGUUGCCAUCAGUGCAUCAUAUUGUAGUGAGUUCCAUGGUUUAACCAUGUGGUCUGAGAUGAUAGGAAUCGUAGUUUGGUUGGCACCAAGUUGGCUGCUAUUACUAUUUAUUAAAUUUGUAUACCACCCAUCACCCACAGAUCUCAGGGUAGUCCACAAGAAGAAGAAGAAGAAGAAGAGUUUGGAUUUGAUAUCCCGCCUUUCACUCCCUUUCAGGAGUCUCAAAGCGGCUAACAUUCUCCUUUCCCCUCCUCCCCCACAACAAACACUCUGUGAGGUGAGUGGGGCUGAGAGACUUCAAAGAAGUAUGACAAGCCCAAGGUCACCCAGCAGCUGCAUGUGGAGGAGCAGAGACGCGAACCUGGAUCCCCAGAUUACGAGACUACCGCUCUUAACCACUACACCACACUGGCUCUCACAACAUAAAAAUGCAAGAUAAAUAGCACAAAACGCAUAACAAAAACAAACCAAUAAUCUCCCCUCCCGUCCCACAAACUCAUUUAAAAGGGUAUUGGAUGUUAAUCAGCCAAAGGCCUGGUUUAGGAUACUGGGGACAUGCUAUGUGGUUGGAAUCAAUAUGGCCAAUGUCUGUCUAGCUACCUCCAUGUGUGACUGCUGUUGUAUGUUUGUGGAACAUGUGCUGUGUGGAGUGGAGUCCAAAUUAGCUCCCUGCUGAGACUGGUGAUGUGCAAACGCCCCUUAGCUGAAUUUGGAAAUGGCUCAAGAGCUACAUUCACUUUUGGAGAGCUAUCAGAAGAAGGAAAAACAAUUCAUUUCCCUCAUUGGAGUUCAAAAAAGACAUGUAAUAAGGACUGGUGUCAGGAGUCACCACCCUCUGGCACAGGUAUAGGCAAAGUCGGCCCUCCAGAUGUUUUGGGACUACAACCCCCAUCAUCCCUAGCUAACAGGACCUGCGGUCAGGGAUGAUGGGAAUUGUAGUCUCAAAACAUCUGGAGGGCCGAGUUUGCCUGUGCCUGCUCUGGCACUUGCUAAGGCCUAUGCAAUAGUUGCCAAUCUCUAGCUCAGCAAUUCUAUUUCCCUUUGGAGAGCUCUCAGAACAAUCUAAUUCCAUCCCCUCUAGACAGAGAUGUGAUCAAGGCUGGUGUUGAGGUCAGCAGUGUCAGACAUGAUAGGUCAGCAUCAUCAGGCUCCAUCCACCCUGUUGGGAUGUCCUGCAUGCUUCCAGCCAAAGAAUGCAUACAACAGAUAAUUAUUACUUUAUUGUCAAAGCAAGCACUUACAGCAGCUCCUACAGGGCUCCCAAUACACGGGCACACAUAUUCUAGUGCCUGGGCAACUGUUCCCAGGUUGGUGCCCUACGGAGAAGGUGUGGCAGCAUGGGCGGCCACACUCCUCCACCAACUUAUGUACCCUCCCCUGAUGGGUUGUGCUCAUGCAACUGGAAAUUUCUCUGCGGAAGUCAUCACUGCUCUUCCCACUUCAAGCUUCUCCUGGUUCUAGGAGACACCAGGGCAGGGAAUGGAGGGCAUUCUCCCAAUCCUGCCCUGAUGAGCCUUUUCCUCCUCCUCUGUUGUGUCCUGUGCCCCCUUCCAUCCCUGAUAGCUCCAACCCCUCCUCUUGCCCAGGCUCCUGCCUCUGAGGUGGCACAGAACCCCCCCCAAAACACUGACUCCCUCUCCCAGUCUGCACCUCCCUUGCCUGCAGCACACUUUUGCCAGAGCCCUGCCAGUUCCUGACAUGGGGCCUACUACCAAUCACUAAAGCCUCCUUGACAUGGUCCUCCAUGCUGAUGUUAUCGGCUCAUCUGUCUUCACCCAGCGACCAAACAAUGACAGGGGGAGCAGCAGCUGCCUUUGCUCUCCUUGAACUUGGCUCUUUUGGGAGCAGGUGUGGAUUGGGUCCAGUGAGGAAGGCAACUGAAUAGGCAGCAGCAACAGUGGCAAAGAGGAGGAGGAGACUUUAUUCAAGGAGGGGGAUCCACUGGAAACACGGCUAACUAAAAAAAGAUGAAACAACAACCCUGGAACUUGCACGGUGCAUAAUGUUCUUAUACUAUAUUAGAUUGUUUAUAAUUUCAUCUAUUGCUUUUCUGAAUUACUGCUUACACAGAGCUAGACAAGUGACUGAAAGGAAGGAUUUGUAAGACCCUCUGGUCUCUGGGGCCUUUGAAAUCCUCUUUUGGACAGUGGGUCUUUGUUUAGCUCCACGGAAACACUAAUUAGUGUCCAAUAUUAUGACUAAAAGUGGAUUUAAGUUUUAAUCAUGUGCAGGAACUCGUUUGUUUUUAUUCCAGACUGCAAAGGAGCUUUUGGGACUGUCAUGUUUCAGUGGUUGUUUUGUCUUGCCAUGUUCAAGACAGAUAUUUUGCUUAAUAUCAUUGGGCCUUUCUGGUUACAACUGCAGCAAGCAGGAAAGUGAAAAAAGAACAGCAAUAGGCAGCCCAGGAAGAUCACAUAGGAAAAAUGGCAUCUGUUCCUAGGUACCAUUUGGUUGCUUUUGCAAAGAGCUAUUUAAAAUAAUAAUAAUCAUACAGUGGAUGUUAAUUAGGAUUGGCAAAUCUGUUAAUUCUGGAUCCUCUCUGUUUCUUAUUUUUCCAGUCUUCAGUUCUUUACAUUUCUACGUCAGUUUGUGAUGUUUUUCACUUUAAGUCCUCUUGAAAGUUUAUCAGCAAAUUUUCCCUAAUAUACCAUUCAAUAAUUAAUUUAACUUGCUAGAUUUUUAUUUAUUUCUUCUUCUUUUUUACAAAAAGCAACUCCAAAUGACCUACAACAAUACCCGUGUUAUUUGUUUAAUAUGCACAUUUUCGCAAAGCAUUUUCCCCUAAUAUAAUGCAUUUUUUUCUUUUUUCUUUUCACGUGUGUGUGUAUAUAUAUAUAUCUCACAAUAGUUGGAUGGAAGACUGCAUUGCAAAAUUCAGAAAAGUGCAUAUUUUGAAGGAUGGCUCUGUUUCCAAUUAUGUGUUAGUUCAGAAAGUGUGAGUUGUGUGAGUUUAGCUUUAAAUGCAGAGGGAAUAGAAUUUAUCCCCCAUCCCUCGGAUGCUAUAGAGAUGCAUGGUGUAAGCAUUGCUGAGAAAGAACCUGGUGAAUUUGACUAAACUCAAUGAAAGACUGUUAACAUUGGCUUGCACAUUCCUGGCAGUUGCAAGUUAGACUUCUAAAGUUUUGCUGUCAAUGUUAAAUCAUCAAGAAAGAUUACUCCAGGUAACUCUUCCACAGCUCCCAUCAAUAAUGCCUGGUCGAGCUCCGUCCUUUAGAGACUUAAAAUUUACAGUGAGCCUAACAUGCUUUUGUGGCCACAUAAUUAUUUUUAUUAUGCUCUGUCGCGGUGUUGGCUGCCAAAAGAGGUUGUCCUAAAAUCCCAAUGUGACAAAAAUCAAUUUUCAGAUGCAAAUUAGGGUGCCAUAGGUGACAUUUUUCAUACCCAAUAAAUUGCUUGUCUGUGGCUUUGAACUAAUGGCCACAUAAACAAGAGAGAUUGGUGGUGAGGCGUUGCAUUAUAAUAUCUACCUAUGUGACUUGUGCUACACCAAACUACAAAGGACCUCACAAGGGUUGCUGUAUUCUUUCCUACAUUCUCCCUCUAAAUUUAGCCUGCAUGUGAAUUGAAUCAUCUCUCCUGUCCCUCCAGAACAGCCUAACACAACGUUGGCUAGAUGCUGUUGGACUUCAACCAUCAUCAUCUCCAGCCAUCAUGGCCAUUGGUCAAGGACAAUGGCAGCAGUAGUCCAACAACAUUCCCCCAAAUUUGGGAAGGUUGCUUUGGGCAGGGUUGGAGGAAAACUCAGGUUGAAUGCAGCCUUCCAUGCUUUGAUAUAUGCCCCUCCUCCUUAGCCACACCCACCCUCCGGAGACCACGUCCUUCACUGGCCUGGAUUCAUACCCUCCUAGAGUGUUUUUGCCUGGCUGGAAUGUGUCUUUGUACUCUGGUAAUGCUCCUUGCUUUAAUGGAAUGAGCACUGAAGUGUGUGGGGGAGGGGGACUAGCCUACUGUACAAAGGCAAAUUGCACAUUUUUCACUCCACACAUCAUUAGAAUUCAAAUACUAUGAUCCAACUCACUGCUAUGUUCGCUUGCGUUUGGUCCAGAAGUUGCAGGUAACACAGAAUGCAGCAGCCUGGCUUUUGAUGGAGCAUCCCAUGAACCACUGCUUAAUGACCUGAACUGGGUGCACACAGCCAACUUCAAUGCCUUAUUGUCAAAUCUGACCCUCCUGACCUCCCACACCUUGCACGUCUUUGCUUUAACUCUGAUAAUGCCUCCUGCUUGUCUGAAUGAAGGAUAGAGAGGUGUGUGUAGAAACCAGCCCACUGUACAUAAGUAAAAUUCACGUUAAUUCCUCCACCUACAUUUGCCUCUGGCCCUGUCCAUGACUGGCAUGUGCUCCUAGAUGGCUGCCCUUCUGGAACUGCAAUCUGGGGGGGAAACGUUUCCUCACCUUUGCUACAGAGCCUUGCUUAGCCCUGAUCCUCAGUCUUUCUUUCCCUGUUAACUGCCGUACUCUCAGUGACACCCUCUGUCUGGCACAAUUUUUUGCUUCUUUGUUCAAUGCCGCUCUCCGUGCCUCUCACUGGAAAGCUGUCUUCAAAGAAAAAAGAAACUUGUCUUUGUUACAUUCCAGGAGAUUUCACUGAGAAAAGCCUGAAAAGGUACGUCGUGACAAGAUAUCAUUUGAAGCCCCCUUGAGGAUGGCUGAUGUGAUGAGCCAGCUUGGUCUGAGUAACUUUUGAUUCAAAUGUGUAAUAUAGAGAACAGAAGUGGCAGUAUGAAGGAGGGCUUGGUGAUGGUGUUUCUUUGGAAUCCAAUAUUUUCGGAGGCCUGCCUCGGAUAUAAAGAUCUAAAUGCCUUUGAAACUCAGAAGGGGGUGAAAAAAAGCGGAGGGAAAGCAGAGUGUCUGAAUUUUUAAAACAGAAUCUCUUUUAUUACAUCCAUCUGUUAGGAGAUGAACCAGAAAUACUGGAUGCUGCAAAGUAACUUCAGUCUUUACUGUAUUCAUUAUCUGCCCACGAGUGAGAGGACUACUUCUCCUUCUCUUUGCCACCAUGCACACUCCUGGUUUAAACCUCUUUCUAAUUAAGAGGCCAUAAUAAGCACAAAGGGAUAACUCUUGAUUAGUUAUCACAGCUGUGUUUCCCUGAAUUGCAAACACAACAGCUUGGAUACUAGGCUACAGGGGAAAUGUCUGCUUUUGUUGAGCCACAACAACAUAACUCAUCUUCUUGUGGGUGAAACACACUCUACAGCAUGUGCACCAAAAGAACUGAGUCCAAUCUGGGCGGGAUGCUACAGCUACCUAUGAUUUUGUCUUAAAACAAGAGCAGCAAUAGCAAAACAGAAUCAAAAUUCUAAAUAAUCUCAUUUAAAUAAAGAGGGAGAAAGCUGGGUGUUCAGCUAUUGUUGGAACAAAGGAAGCUGCCUUAUGCUGAGUCAGACCAAUGCUUCAUCUAGCGUAGUAUUGCCUACACUGAGUGACAGCAACUCUCCAGGAUUUCAGAGAAGUUUGUCUCCCAACCCUACCUGGAGGUACUGGAGAUUGAAUCUGGGCUGCAAGGCAGAUGCUCUACCACUGAUAUAUGGGGCUUCCCCUUGUAGAUAUCCAUCCUGGGCUAUUUACUUCUCUGAGUUUUACCGGUUGCUGCUUUGAAAUGGGGAUUGGGAGGAGUGAGACCAAUUUCCCUUUCAGGUGUUUGGGAAAUUCCAUCCAAUGCUCCCGCCAUUCUGCAAUGUAAAGCAGAUGUAGAGGUGGAAAAGGACAUAGAAAAGGUACAACAACAAGGAAAAAGGUGCUGUCCCACCAUCUAUUGCUUGCAUACUCCCUUCUUGACCUCUCCAAUCAUUUCUUACUUGGAGAAAGGAAAAGGUACUAGAGAUGGAGCACACGAUAGUAAGAAUAGUUUCUCAUUGGCCAACAAACCACCAAUGACUGACGAGCUAGUAAUUGAUGAAUGAGCACCUGGGUGGGGGGGACAAAUGUCAGUUGUGGCUACAUCAACAGACAUGACUUUCAUCUCUGAGUAGCAGCCUGCAGUUGAGCCAUGCACAAGGCAGAGCUUCCUACAUGCACAUGUUUCCAUCUGGGCAAGCUAGAGACAGGAAUAAUUACUGUUUGCUGGCCAGGCAGAGAAACGGGAGCAGGGCCAGUGAAAGGUGUGACCUGAGAAAGAGGAAGUAUGGCCUGGGGAGAGUCUGGAUUCCGGAGGGCCACAUUUACUCUCUAGGUCUGAGGUUUACAAUCUCAGGAGCAAUAUGAAGAAGGUGGCUGCUAUGAGUUGAGAGCAGUCACUGCAACAAAUAUUUUUAUGGGCAAAUGGUUCCAGGCAAUGCCAAGUGAAUCAAGUGAUACAUAUGAUUUUCUAGUGUACACUCGCCCUAUAUGGCAGAGAGAGCACCAUUGUUAAAAAGGAAGGAAGGAAGGAAGGAAGGAAGGAAGGAAGGAAGGAAGGAUUCAAAGACUGCAACUCCCAACUUCCCUGCUGGUUGGGACUGAUGAGAGUUAUAGUCCAAAACAGCUAACAAUCAGUUAUUAUGAUCAACAGACCUGAAAGAAGAGCAAAAAGAAAAUCAUAUAAAGCAACAUAAUCUUAAGUACAGAGGAAAAUACAAAAGAAAAUGUGUAUAUAGUAUGCAUAUACACAAGAGAGCAAAUGGUCUAAGUUGCCCCCUGCAGCUUUGCAUGGUUAAUUAUCCCCUUGUUCUCACUGUCACUGAUAAAAUUUGGCCACUACUGAUCACACCUAAUGUAUCCUCCUAGUUUGAAAACAUAAUAAAAGUCAGAAAAACAAGUCUGUCCAUCCAUCUAGCCAGUCUUCCUAUCUGAUCUGCUCAGUGGGUUGCCUAAUUUGCAUUUUGCCCUAUUCAAUUAUGAAUGUUUCUGCUGCCAACAUCAACCAUUUUUAAUUGUGAGGGGGUCUUUGAUGCAUGCUUUCCUUUCUUGAAACACCCUGAACAAUUGUCUGGUUCCAAACCAUCCAGUGUCUGCCUUUUAAGCAGAUGAAAUACAAACCAACAACUCUUGUUAUCUUGGCUUUUCCACUGCAAUAAUGAAGGUAUCACAGACUCUUAAAAGCAAACCAUUUCAUGUUUUGCUUAUGCCACUCCAAUGGGCGAGUUGCAUGGGAUGGUCCAGCUUUUCCUCUUUCCCACAGCAGCUCCUUGAUGAAAAUCAGCGGACAGAAUUUUGGGCUGUGAACCAAUGUGUACUCCACCCUGUUCUCUUGGCAAGAGGUGUAGAGAUGGAAAAUAUGGAGAGUGAUGUUCCCUUUCCUUUAAAGGGCAUGGCAAAAUAUUCCCCAAGCCAGCUGUGCAGUCCAGCAAUCUGGAUGCCCGAAUAACCUCUGGCUCAUUUGUUGGAAAUAUUUUGCAAAUAGCUAUGUGGCAAGCACUCAGGCUGAGAAACAUAGAGUUAUGCAGUCCAAGAUAUCUCUCUCCAUCUGCAAAUCAAUUGUUUAUAUGCUCAGUUUACUUGUGAUUAUAUUUGGAAAGGUUCAAAGUUGAAAGCAACUUUACAAAUUGUGCAUGUUUCCUAGACCACAGUUCCAACAGAGGGAACAGUGUCAGUUGCACGAUACAUUUUGACUCAUAGUUACUCAAAUGUUUGUGCACUUUUGGCUCCGUCUAAACUAACUUUGUCCCCUGAGCCUAUCAUUGCCCAGGUAGCUCUCUCUUCAGCAAGCAAAAUGUGCAGAUUCCUCUCAUGUACAUGCAUGCUGUUCACACCUACCUGUGUAAAGCAGGGGUCACCAUGGUGGUGCCCUCCCAAUGUUGGAUUACAGGUCUCAUCUGGCAUGGUCAGUGUUUGGGGAUGUUGUGAGCUGUAGUCAUCUGGAGAGUUCCACCUUGUCUAUCCUGGGUGUAAAAAAUCUAUGUAUUAUGGUGCUAAACUUGUCUUACACUGGCAUUAGAAGAAUAGAGUAUCUCUGACCUGUUUCUAGGCCUAGCCAGCCAGAGAAGACAGUGGAAGGGGUCGAUACAGUUGCUAUCACCAGGAGCUUCCAUAGAUUCCUUUGUCCAUGAUGCUGGCAUGGAAGCUUUGGUGACUACAAUGCUAAAUCUCUGUGAUUAGAAUGAAUGUGCCCAUCUGCUGCAGGUCUUUAUACACACAGUGGUCCAUUGGUUUAGCUUGGCCAAUAGAUAGCUGGAUAAUGAUAGGCAUGCUCAGUAUGGAAAGUGUCACAUGAACAUCAUUAUUGUUCCUCUUAUGUUUCUGAAAUGUAUAUAUCAGUUGGGGCUGUCAUAAUACAUUUCUCAGUGGAGCACUGCUCAUGGUGCUAUGCUGGGAGAACCUAGUUUAUUUGCUACCAAUGCAUGGUUAUGUGGUACAUUAUAGUGGUACAUAGUAGCUUGUACUUCAAAGGUUUCAGAAGAAGUCACAUGCCCCACCCAGGCAACCUCCAUCCAGGCAGAGCUUAGAUUUGCAGCCAGACUGUAGCCUGUGCUGUCAGAACAAACUAGGCCAAAUCCAUUAUCUUGCUUACCUUCACAAAUCCUUAAAAGCAGCCAGUCUCUGAGCCCAUCUGCAGCUCCUUGGGCUUCCUCUGAAUGGAAGAACCUAUAAUCUUAAACUGUAUUCAGAUUCCCAUUUACUGUGCCCUCCCUGAAUUUCCAGGGCUGGGCUUUUAAUCCAUUUUCUCACACCAUUAUCGUAAAUGGAUAUGUAUUGUAUAUUUUGUGCUAAGGUAGCACUGUCUGUGAUGUGUCCUUUCUCACAACAGCUUCACGCCACUUGCAGUUCAUGAUAAGCCAUUCCUAAUUUGUUUCUAGCCAAGGUGUAAACACCUUUGCAUAAGGUUAACAAUAUCCCCAUCCCAUCAGUGCCCCCUGGUGUGUUCACAACAGAAACAGAUCUGACACUAAUUAAGCCCUGAUGAUAGGAACAGCUGGGGGGGCGGGCUGUGAAACACACCAUGGAGAUGGACAGGAGCUCCACUGUGCCUAAGGCAGUAAUGUGAACACACCCUUAGUCACCAACUGCCCAUGGUCAGAAGAAACAGCAACAUCACCUUGUGUUUGUGUACAUAAACACCAAUAUAUUCCUAAUCAUAAUAUACAUUUCUCUCCCCCUCCCAGUUCAUAAGGACCAAACAGCCAUGCUGUUUACUGUUAUCUGUUUAGAGAUCUCCUCCCAUUGGAAAUACCUCAAAGGUUCGUCUCUGAUGGGAUGGCAAGGGGAAGUUUGGGAUCUGGCUCUUUCUCAGCAUCUAAUGCAACACAGAAAGGUUGUUAGAGAUCAAACUAAACAUGAUCAUUUUGACAAGGUAUGGCUCCCAUACAUCAGCUAUGUAAAUAGAAGUGAAGUCAAUGUCAGACCUCCAGCCACUCCUGCUUAUUUAUGGAGAGGCUAUGUCAUGGCCAACUGAAGCCUUAGCAAUGCAUUCAAUGAUUUAGUUACUUGCUGCCCCCUGCUCAGUUUUCCUUCUUAUGUGUGACUGGUUUUGCUGAAGUUGAUCAAUGCCAUUUUAUUAUUAUUUCUUAAAAAUCUACUCCCUAAAAUUCAUAAUGUACAUUUGUAUGGAUUUUAUAUCUAAGACACUUAGGGAGUCAAUCUUGGUUGAAAAGCUGGGUCUAAAUAAAUACAUUUAGCCUGCAUAUCACAUUCUCAACAAUUUGAGAAGCAGGUUGUGUCUGAGGAUCCUCCAUGGAGCAGUUUGGUUGCCCACAUUUGUUCCUUCUUUGGCAGAGCAAGUGCAUAGCAGAGAGAGUGGGAACAUUUUAAAAAUGCAGUCAGGGUAGAGGAGAGAAUUCUGAGUCAGGAAAUAUAUUCAAUGAUACACCAUUAGGCAUUUUAGCACUGUAAGAAAUGUUAAUGCAUAGCAGGCACAUGGGAUUUGAUGCUCAGGCUGGGGUUUAGCAUUGCUCAUGGCAAAAGACCAGUCUUCUUCUUUUUUUUGAAAAGGACUUAGAAAAUGCCAUAGUUACAUAAACUGCCCUAAAAUAACUUUUUUUUUCUUUUUUAAGGAAGAAGCUCCACAAGUUAGAGAAAUUCUGUCUGCAUUGCAGUCCAUGUUUAAAUCCAAGAAAUCGUGGGUUACAAAUUUGUUUAGCAUAGUUACAAUCUUGGAAGCUGGAGAUACUGCCUCAUUCUGUCUCAUUCACACAUCACUAAUAUAAAACACGCAGAUUCCAUUAAUGAAGAAAAAAUGUCAGUUACUCACAGCUUCUUCAUAUUUAGAAGAAUGGCUUUGGAUUCUAAGCUCACAUGGUAGGAAUCAGUUUUGUUAGGAACCAUGUUAGGAACCAUGAAGGGGAGGAGUGUAUAGGGUUCCGUAAACAGCAAUUGGUGAGGUGAUAAGCGUUCUGUUUGCAGACAGUAAUAUGGAGAGGAGACUUUCCAGGUUCCUUCCCUCCCUUCACCACCUCUUGUAGCGAUCAAGAAACAUUCACCUAAGCAAGGCCUCAAGUGAUUAGAACACGGCAGGUGCUAAACCCAUCCCUGAGCUUAUCUUUGUGUUUUGUAGCUGGAGUUCAUUAACUUGUCAGCACUGAUUCCUUUUGAGCAAUGUGGAGAAAUGAAAGCAGUGGGUGGGUAUGGAGGAGAAAGAUGAUGAAGCAAAUCAAUACUGGCUCUUAAGCAAGUGCCCUGCUUUGAGUCUGAAGCCAUGCAGAUGCAAGCUCAAAAUGGGCUUCCAUAAGGCAACAUGGUUGCAUCAUGACAUUAUAGCAUAGGUUAGUGGUUUUCAGAGUCUGGUCCUAGGAAGCUUGAGAUUCUUGGGUUUGCUCAUGAGCAGGGGUGGGUGGAGGUAAUUACUUCCCUGAAAGGCAGCUUCACAUGCACUAGCUAUUUAUGAGAGACGGUCCAUGUCUUCUAUUAAGUUGGACCAUUCUCGAAUGAUGAGGGUGAAGUUUUUGUUAGGAAAAACGCAGGGAAGGCCACCAACUUCCCAAGACACCGGGGCGGCUCUCCCAGUCAUUCUCUGACUGUAAAUCUCCCUCAGUCCAGAGAGACUGGUGAUAAGUGACCCCUCCAUCCUGAGAGGAGCACACUUGUCUUCUGACAUCUCAUUGCAGAAGAAAGAGACAGUCAGUAGCCCUAAACUACUUCAUUUUACAGUCUAUAUACAAAGAAUCCAUCAGCGUGUCUGUGCUCUCUCAGCAGCAGUAUAGAAAAGCAUCACACACAGAAGUGAAACUAAAGUUCCAGCAGUAUUGAGACUUCCUGUCUCACAGACACUCACAUGAUAUAAAGAACAUAGUGCUACGUACUGGAGCAGCAUGGGUGGAUAAAAAUCCUAACAGUUUUCACAUGCUUGCGAAUUGCAUCCAAUUCUGAGAAAAGAAUUAAAUAAAAAAAUUGUCCAGUAGCACAUUAGAGACCAACUAAGUUUGUUCUGGGUAUAAGCUUUUGUGUGCAUGCACACUUCUUCAGAUACACUGAAACAGAAGUCACCAGACCCUUAUACUGUAUAUAUAGUGGGAGGAUGGGGUGAAGUUUUUCUCAGAAGGGUAGUAGGAGAUGGGUGAUUGACUCUAUGGGUAUGGUAAACUUGUUGACGACUGUUAAUGACUGCAAUUAGUCCUCCAGGAAAAAGCAAGGGAUAGUAUGCAGAUGACCAAAAAUAGCUUUAGCAUAUAUAAUGAGACAAGAAUCCAAUAUCUUUAUUCAGACUAGGUCUCACCAUAGUUUUCAGUUUAGUAAUAAGUUGUAAUUCAGCAACUUCUCUUUCAAGUCUAUUUCUUAAAUUCUUUUGUAAUAAGACAGCUACUUUGAGAUCCUGUAUUGAAUGUCCUGGGUGAUUGAAGUGUUCUCCUACUGACUUCUCUGUCUUGUGAUUCCUGAUGUCAGAUUUAUGUCCAUUUAUCCUUUGGCAUAGGAUUUGGUCUGUUUGUCCAAUACAGCCUACCUGAAUCAGAGAAAAAAAGAAGAAAAAAAGAAAAGAAAAGAAGAAGAAGAGUGUAGUUUUGUUGUAGAUCUGCAAAAUUGCCCAAAGAGUAGUUUGCAGCACAUUUGGAAGAUCCUUCUCAUGCAUAUGUUCUAAGAAAAUAUUUAAGAAAGCCAAAUGAUUAUUUGGGUGCAUUCUAAUAUGGGAGAUAUUUCAUUAUUUUUCCUGAUUAUAAUGCUAGUGGUUCUGUGUCAUUUUCUAAGGUUCCUUUCACAUUGCAGUUCCUGUUGCGUCAUAGAACUGUGGCUUUUUGACAGAUAGACUGGCAUGUCACACUAAAUUUAAUUCACACUAAUGGACAUGCUGUGACACAACAAUGAAUGUCAUUGGACAAUGUCAUCCCUCCUCCACCCUUUCUGCACAUGCGUGCUCCUGUUCCUGCAUAAUGCUCCCGUGAAAACAGCAAAUGCAUAUUCAGCCCCAAAUUUCUUCACUUUGCUCCCACAUUUUCUGGGUUAAGGGAGCUGGAAAUUGAUUGUUUUCUGGAAUCAAAUCAUGUGGAAAUGAAUAGUAAACAUGCACUACCUUCCAUUAGCUUACUGGAAGUGGCUUCCACAUCAUGUGGAAGUUCAAAUGUGAUGCAGAAAUUAACACUUAGCCGAACAUCAGGGAAAUGGAAUAAACUGUGUGAACAAAGCCUUCAAGGAAAAUAAAAGCAAGAGUCUUCUUUGCACAUCCCUGUUGGAGUAUGUCUGCAGUGAAGCAUCCAUCUCUCAGACCAAGCCUUUGCAUCUGGCCAGCAUGUUAUCCAGACUGUGUGAUGCAAAGUUGCACCCAAUCUCUUUGCCAACAUUUGCCCUUUUUUGUAUCCCCGAGCAGAAUUGCUAAGCUCUUAGCACCAAGCAGUUAAUGCCCGUUAAUUAAUUUGGAUAGAGGAGUAAAUGUGUGAAGUGUGAAGUGGAUUGAUGCACUUACAUUUCCUAGCUCUUUGGAUUCUGUUUCAGAGUUUAGCUUGUUUCAAAACGAGCAGUUUGGCCUUGGCCUCCUUCUAUGUGAGCAUUUUGUCUUCAUCACGGACCACCACUUCAACUGUCAGCCCUGGCAGGCUUGGCUUAGAGAGGGAAUACAGGAGCACCGCGAUGAGCAUUCAUUCCUUACGACCCUCUUCUCAAAGGCUGUUUUUGGCAGAUGCCAGUGGCUAAAGUAGAGAAGGUCAGGAUCCUCUCUCGAUUACUAGACCUCCUUUACGACUCGACAUUCAGACUGCAGCAUGGAGGAGUUUGAACAAGAGCUCUUCCACUCAGGGCCCUUUUCAGAGAAUGCCUAUGAACUCUGACAAAAUGAGCCUUUCACAGAAAAUUUGACAUUUGUAUGCAUUGCAGUGAGCAUGCUUAAAAGAAACAGCAUUAAGUUUGUGGCUGGGAUGAAACGAACUUCAGGGUGCAACGAGGACCAGUAGCAAUGGUAUCCUACUUGAACACACACACACACACACACACACACACACACACACAGAGGAUUGGUUCAGAAGACCCUUCUUUGAAUAAAUGAUUUAGUCCACAAUCUGAAACACACUUACAAGGGAGCAAACACAAUUGAAUACAGCAGUACUUAAUUGCCAAGUAUCCAUAUAUCAGAAUGAGUUUUUAUUUAGCAGUGCUGCCAGAUUUUUCAUUUGCUGGCUCAGAAACAGCCAUCUCAGUGGUUUGGAAUAUUUGCCCCAAAUAUUGGACACAGGCUCUAUGAGGCUGUUUCAUGCCAAAUCAGCCCAUUGGUCCAUCUAGUCCAGAUUGGUCUGCUUGGACCAGCAAAGUCUCUCAAGCAGAAGUAGGUCUUUCUCAGCUGUACUACAUGGAAUCUUUUUAAUUGAGGGGGAUGGAUACUGAACCUGAGCUCUGAUGAGGCCAAAGGAUGUGACAAAGCACCAACCCCAUCUUCCCUGCCCUUGCCACCAUCUCUACACAGAAGCUGUGUGUCUCAUCCUUUUUGUCAAUUCCUGGGCAUAAUACUGUGCAAAAACAGACUCUGCCAAAUAAGUGAGAGAGAAAAUGAAGGGCAGGGGGCAUAAAUCACUGCUAUUACUGGUUGAGUUUUAGGGUACUAAAACUGAUUUUUCACCAAAGGCAGGGAGCUGGGUACACCACUGUGACUUCAGGGAUACAAUCGUUCACUUCACCUCACCCGUCUAACCUGCAAGUUGAUGCCACUUGUUAUAUCUUGCUGUGUUCCUUUGUUUAGAGAUGGGGAUAUUUCUGGUCGCAAGCUAUCCAUCGAACACCAGAAGGAAUUUGCAAAGUGCACCCGCUGCGUGCAUGAACUUCUCUUCUCAUUAUAUUUGUUUAAAGUGGCUUCCCUGUGCACAGAUGCCAGCAGUGCAUCAAUAGACCCAGAUGCAUCAUUUUUAUUUCAGCACAGACCUAGAGUACCAGGGCCCUGUAUGGCAGAGCCAAUAAAAUAUCUAAAAGUAAUUUUUACAUGCUGCACUAUUGCUUAAGGGAAACAAGAAAUUGCUUUUGUGCUUCAUUCUCAUAAUGGAAUGAGAUCCAUAUUGAACAAUGCACACACAUUUAUAUUUACUUUUUUAACAUAUAUAUAUAUAUAUAUAUAUAUAUAUAUAUAUAUAUAGUGUGUGUGUGUGUGGAAGGCACAGUCAGUUUAUUUAUAUAUGACAUUCUCCACAUAUACAGGUGUGCUCAAAGUAGUUUGCAAAAACACACACAUACAAUAGGGCACACCUUACUUUGUAAUUUUGUUUUAAAGUUUUUAAAUAUUGUGUAAUAUUGCAUUUGAAUAUGAAUGUUGUGUUUUAAUUAUUCUACCCCCACCUGGGACUUUAAGGUGGAGGUUGGGAAAUUAAUUGCAAGAAGAAGAAGAAGAAGAAGAGUUCAGUUAAAAUAUAUUCAAAGGAAAUUCAUUAGCAUAAAGCUUACCAUGAAGUCAGUUAACAGUCUCCCAAAGUUGGCCUAAAGGGGGGGUGUCAAUAACAAUUAUUAGAUUCCCCCAUUAUACUGAAUGGGGUCUAGAGGACUUCAUAGUAAUGCAGUAGGGUAAAGGUAAAGGGACCCCUGACCAUUAGGUCCAGUCAUGGCCGACUCUGGGGUUGCGGCGCUCAUCUCGAUUUAUUGGCUGAGGGAGCCGGCGUACAGCUUCCGGGUCAUGUGGCCAGCAUGACUAAGCUGCUUCUGGCGAACCAGAGCAGUGCAUGGAAAUGCUGUUUACCUUCCUGCCGGAGUGAUACCUAUUUAUCUACUUACACUUUGACCUGCUUUCGAACUGCUAGGUUGGCAGGAGCAGGGACCAAGCAAUGGGAGCUCACCCCGUCACGGGGAUUCAAACCGCCGACCUUCUGAUCGGCAAGUCCUAGGCUCUGUGGUUUAACCCACAGCACCACCCGCGUCCCUAGUAAUGCAGUAACAGGUUGCAUUUUUUAAAACACUGCGAAGGAGGUGGGGGGUGGCCUGAGAAGAGUCCCAAGGGACCUGGAGGGCUACAGUUGUCCUGCUGGCCUGAGCUCCUCACCACUACCCAGCAUUUCAUUUCAUUUAUUUAUUUUAUAUAACCCACCUUUCAGCAUUCAUGGAGUCAAAGGCAUCAUACAUGUGCUUCCCAGGUGGCCACCCAUUCAAGCACUGUCCCAGACCAAACACAAACCCAGACCUGCUUAGCAUCAUCAAAGGAGCAGCCUCAUGCACUUUCAAACCAUACCCUGUGGCCAUCUCCCUACUGUCUAAUCUAUUAGAAUUUCCAAUAAAUGUUUCUAAAUAAUCUCUAAACUUCUGGUUCUUGGAGAUACUUCACUGGGACAUAUGGAAUCAAGAAGCAAAGAGAAUUUAUCUGAAAGCCAGUGCUAACAUUCCCAGUGAGGAAAUUAAUUGCUGCGGUAUAUUUUUUCAGGGAAAUAACCUAUAUCUACAGUUUAAGGAAAGAAUAUGAGAGCAAUAGGAGGCGUGAAACUGAUUGACUGAUCACAUUUCUUUCUCCAGAGCUUCAGACAAUGAAGCUGCUUGGAAACUAAUGAAUUUGAGCUGAAACUGCAUUCUAUUGAGAUGUAUGCGGCCAUGGCAUUAUGACUAAUGGCAUGAGACUGACAAGAUGUAAAUCAUUUACUGUGCUGUGUAAUGCUCAAGUCUCAUUCAGCUUGCCUUACAGAUAUGAAUCAUUUUUAACUAGACUAGGGAAUGCCCCCAUGAAACAUUGAUUAAGGGUAGAAAGAUCUGAGAUCCUGACCUACGUUUUAUACCAAAGUACGGAAAGACCUGGAGUGAUUCCAGUUGACAUUUUGGUUGGUGAGAUUCCAUGACAGAAUCCUGAGAAAUAAGCUGGGUUUUACUGCUCUGUGACCAUUGGACCACUAGAACCGUUGGAUGUGAAAACCUUAGAACAUUCAGAAAAGGGUGGAAGAUUGUUGUGCCAUAAAAAGAAUCAUUAGAGACUUCACUCUCUUAAGCAUCCUGUGAAUGGAGACGGACCAUCUUACUAACUUGUGUGUCUGAUCUGCAUGUGUGUGUUUGUGUGUCUCCACAAGACUUCUGUGUAUCUCUGUUGGGUCUCAACUUCAGAUUGCUUGUUGUAGUAUCUGGAGUAUCAAAGUAACAGAUUGUUUGGAUGCUGUCUUUCCAUCUUUUAUGACAUGGGUGGAUAAUGGUAGUGCUCUUGUAUACACUCAUCAGAUCCAGACACCAUGGCCCUUGGGAAUUGGAUUCUAACAUAUGGAGGAUGAUAGGUUAACCACCUCUGCUUUAUGGCUAGCCUUCUCCUAUAUCUGUUGGGAGUUGUAAUUCAGCAACAUAUGGAGGGCUGAAGCUUCCCCAAACCUGUUUUAGAGGAUGGUCCAGAGUCCUUCAACUAGUUCUAACAGGGCAGAAUCUUUCAAAUCUAAUUAAUUAUCAAGUUUAUUUUCUUAUCUUGGGGGGGUGGGUAUGGGGAGGUCUGGGAGUGUGAGGUGAUUGUACCUGAGUAAGAUUUCUGUAGAUAGGUCUGGAUUUAUUUAUUUAUUUAUUUAUUUAAAAAAAACUUUAUUCAUUGAUCUGAGAUUUAUUUGAACAGCUGUUCUUUUUGCUCAGUUAUGAAGCCCGGAGCACUGCAGAGUCUUUGAGAGGGCUGUUAAUAAGAACAAAGAUUUUUAAUGAUUUGGCAAACAUUUUUGAAAGUAUUAACUGCCAAUAUAGAGUCUAUGAUAACAAUCAAGUGGUGCUUGGGAUAAUUUGUACUUGGCACACUUGACAGAUAUUAAUUAUGUCCGACAGGAUCCGUGUGAACUCCUGGCAGGCAGGGAAGGUAUUGCGACACAGACAAGAUGAUUUCCCAGUCAUCCAAUACAAAAUCCUCCUCCGGAACUGCACUGAUAGAAUGUGUGUGUGUGUGUGUGUGUGUGUGUGUGAGAGAGAGAGAGAGAGAGAGAGAGAGAGAGAGAGACACUGGUCCAUCUAGCUUUCAGGUUGGUACAGAGAAGAAGCAGGUGCUGAAGAGUCCUCCAGAAGUAAUUUAUCCAAAUCUUAGUCUUCCUUGUGGUGACCAGAAGCAGGGGAAAUGACAAAUAUUGUCUACACUGACUGGCAAUGGUCCUCUAGGGUUUCUUGCCUCUCUCCCUCUAUAUCACUAGUCUCCCAUUCUCCUUCUCCUGCCAGUGGGCACCACAACCUGCUGGGCCCUUCCCUGGGAUCAUCUUUUCCCCAUUCUGUGCUCCCCCAGGCUCAUCCUGCUCCUGGCUCUGCCAGCCCCUGACAUCCCACACAUGAUGUUAGCUGUAAAGCAGGUGGGCAUGGCUUGGUUGAAAUGGCAUUGUGGGUCAAAUGAGGAGGCCUUGAAUGAUUAAUUAAGCUCCCUAGCCCUGCUGUAGACUCUUCAACUAACAUCAUGAAUAUUAGUUUCCACUUUGCAAUUUCAAUGGGUUUUUUUUUUUUUUGCUUGCAGCUAUUUCAUAAACUUAUGGGGAAGGAGCCAUGUUCCUCCUGCAGAUCUACACAAUCAAAUCUAAUAUAUAGCUAAUCAACAUGGAACACAGCUUCCUGGUCAGCCAUAAUAGGUUACCGAUUGCCACGCCAAUGAUGAUUCCAACUCUUAUUGUGACAAAUAGGCAACGGCCCAGCUGUCUGACUCAUACCCAUGACGGCUUCUAAUGAAGUUUUCCUUGCUAAGACUAAUGGUGUCUGCUACCAGGAAGUGGCCAGGUCAUUCAUUCAAAUUUUGAAUGUGGUAGGAUCCCAAAGGGACUUUUCCCAGCAAAAAAUAAAGAAACAAACAGAAUGGAGAAUUCUACAGCAAGGGGAAAAAACAUUAUGCCCAAGCAGCAUUCCACUUUAGAUGGACCUUAAAUCUAUUUAGUUGGAGUCCACAAAAACAAUUUCUGUGUCACUGUGAGCUUGAGCCAUGAUGACAGACAAGUUAUUGCUCAUUUUCAGUAGGAAAUCAAACACCUUGAUACUAUGGUGUUGGAGCGAAAAUGUUUCUUUUGAAAAGUGCUAUGUGAUUAGCAUGAUAGUCAAAGGAUAUGUGUUUAUAGUAUGUGCAAAAUGUAUGAAGAUACAUUGAACCAUUAAUCUGUCUAGUCCAGAGCUGCAUCUCUCCAAGAUAUUAGAGGGGCCUUUUUCAGCCCUCUUGAUUGAGACUUUUCCCCUGCCAAAUUUGGAGUGCUAGGAACUGAAUGUAUGUACUCUUCCACUGAGCUAUGCCCCUUGACUUUUGAUAAGAUUUGUGUGGGACACAGGUCCUUGGUAUCCAGAAGGACUUCUUUUGUUAAAAGGGGGAUUUUUGGUAAUUUUUUGUCAUCACUUAUGCUGGUGCUGCAAUCUUGUUUAGGUAAUUAGUAUUACAUACAUGCAAGUGGUCCUGGAUUGACUCCCAGGAAUCCACAAGGGUGGAUGUUGUUGUUGUUCCUACUGUUUUUAAUACAGAAGUCUGAUUCAUGUAAGUCUUCUAACCUCUGCCACAGAUACAUGGCAGCUGGGCCCCUCUGUCUGUCUUCACUUUCAAAGUGGAUUUGAAAGCUCACUUCUGCUGCAUCACACAUUUUGCCUUUUCGACAGACUUCAGUUUUCCUUGACACAUCAACUGUGUGUCUUUGCAUGUGUGUGGACUCUCUCUCUCUCUUACACACACACACACACACCCUCUUUGGAGAGAGUGAAAUUAAAAUGCAAGGCAUUGCAGUGCUCAAGAUCCUCAAUAUUCCAUACAAUGAAAGGCUAAAGAACCAAGGCAACUGUCUGAGGAUGGAGGCAAAUUCAAUAUUAGCAUGAAUCUUUCAUAAAUAAUGGAAGGUGAUAUAUGAUGGCAAGAGAAGAUUGUGCCUGUGCAGUUCUCAUGACCAGUGGUGCAGCUAAGGUUGGAUUUGGGGGCUAAAACCGAGCACCAGGAUCUAGGCUAAAAUAGAUAUGCUGGGACCUAUUAAUGCUGAUUAUUACUAGGAGUUGGGACCUUGGUUAUUACUAGGAGUUGUCAAAUAUGUCAAUGUUGUUUCUCUCUGUUUCUCUUUUUCUAGUCAUAAAUUUAGUUCUUCAUGUUUCUGGAGCACUUUGUGAUUAUUAUUUAAAAAUAAACCUCAUAGAAAUUUGUCAGUGUUUUGGUGCAAACUUCUGCUAAUAAAAACAUUUCUGCAUGCAUAUUUGACUAAUAUACACAUUAUUGCAAGCAGUUUCACCUAAUAUAAUGCAUUUUUGUAUGUUAUUCUCACUAACAUAUGCAUUCAUAUGCACACUUUCUCAUAACAUACGCAUUUAUGUGCACAUAAAUUUUGUUUUGACUGGAGAAGUGCAUCUAUUCUGCGUAGAAUUAGCACUGAAUCCAACCCUUGCUUCAGAAAGUAAUGGCAAGUUCCAACAUACAGUGUGGGACAUCAUUAGACACCCUCUUUUGAGACAUCCUGAUACAUGAACACCCAUCCAGGAUGCAGCCAACACCAACAUCCUGUGUUCCUGCAGGCACAGUUGUACUCUUACUUCAGAAAUGUGACCCACACAUUUCUGCAAUCAGAUCAAACAGGCUGACAGUCUCAGUCACUUAUGCUGGCAUUUCUCUUCCCAUACCUUCCUUCAGCAGAAAUGGAGAGCUGCUAAUAUAAUCUCUACUGCUUUUUUGACACAAUGUGGUUAUAGGGAUGCAGGGUGAAGCAUGAAUUAUCUGUCAUUAUUGACAUUCUCAUAAAUAGGCCGAUCCUGAAGAUUUCACUUGAAGAAGCUUAAUAAUGAUCUUCAUUAAUCAGAAGCCUGAUCCUGUGUCUUGAACUAACAAUACUUCUACAGCUAAUGAAGGUUGAUAAAGUCUAUUAGUAGGACUCUGGCUCAUGGAUGCUUUUAUUCAGAAGUAAAAAAUAUGUGCAAGAUGGAUAAUAAAUUAUGCUGUCCUAAGAAGCCUUGGGCUAAUUAAUCUCAUUAUUCUUUCCUUCUUUCUUUAGGAAAUCUUUAAGGCAGAAGGCAGCCUUGGAAUUGUAAGGCAAAGAAGGUCCAUUGUGGCAACUCCAAUCUUAAUUCCUGAAAACCAGAGAUCUCCAUUCCCAAGGCCCGUGGGCAAGGUGAGUGAUAAAAUCUGCUGGCCUUAACCUAAAUUGAUUGUUACCAUUUGCGUUUGCAGAGUUAUCCAUGGCCACCACCAAUGUGAUUGAGUAGAUCUUUCUUUUUUUAGUGUAUUUGGAUUAGUGGUGCUUCUGAAAUUCCUCCAAUCCAAUUUAUCUCUGAAUUUUAAAGUACUGAAUGACCCAGUCUUACUUUCAGACUGAAAUCAGUGCAUUAGAAUCCUCUAUAUUAUACUUAUAUCAAAAUGUUGGGGAGAACAUGUGCAAGAAUAGUUUGCUACAGAUUUAUUUCCUUCAAUUUAUUCAUAACUUCUUCUACUUUCCCUGCUUUUCUGGUUCUAGUUCAGUGGUAGGGUAUAUGUCUUGCAUGCAUAAGAUCCUAAGCUCAAUUUCUGGAAUCUAGGACUAAGAAGUAUCCCAGUGUGAGUUACUGGAGAGCCACCAAAAACCAUAGUGGUCUAAUUAGUACAAUGAAAUUCCUUGUGUUAACAUGUAAAUAUAAUAAAUAAAUAAAUAAACAAAAACCACCACUACCAAAAAAGCAAUAUUGAUGGAAUUACAUGCAUGCUGAAUUCCUUUUGUGUGCUGGCUUACCAUCAUCCACUUGUAGUUGUGCAUCAUGAUUAAAACUACAAAAAGCCCUAUUCAUGUGGUUGUCUAGCUGGUUGUGUUAAAUUCUUUUUGAAUUUUGUUUUGCUGGUCAUAGGAGCUCAUGUGAACAUCAGUAAAGCACCAUACAAAAAGAAUAUUGAUCUAGUCCUAGGUAUGGGCUCACCAAAAUGGUUUUUUUGCAGUGUUUUAUAUACGGGCAUCAGUAAUGUGGAAGAUAAAAAAAAAGGUGAGGUGAAGGGAAACUGCAAUUAACUGCAUGUGUUUCAGUACCAAAAUUGAUUUUAGAAAUUCUUUCAUCAAACUGGAAUAAAGGAGAAGGUAAAACAUUGGCAAAAGUGAGUCUACAGAAUAAUAAAUAAAUGGAAUGCGAUAAAUUGACUCUUGCCUUAUUUUGGAGAGAGAAGCCUGGUGUUUGUUUGUGGAAUGGAUAGAUUUUUUCAUUGGAACAUCUAAUUUGGUACAGAAAGUAAUUUCCACUAAUUGAGAUGGGUUCCAUUUGCCAUAUCUAAAGCCACACUAGCACACUUACCUCUAAAAUUCCUAUAUGUGGUUGCAAUGGUUUGUGUUUUCAAGAUGUGGGGGCAGAGUUCUUGUGUGCACUAGAGCACUUAACAGAUUUGUAAGAAGGAAUUGUUUUAUAUAUAUAUGCACAUCUGGCAGUAAAUAUGGGAAGGUGCCUCAUUUGACCUUUUUCACAGUUGCAUUACAUUUCAAGGGCAAAGCACUUAUGAGAUGUUUAUCAGCAGCUCUAUAUUCAUCCACCACACCCCCCUCCCUUUUUGUCAAAUUCAGGAAAAGGUUGCUUGGAAUACCCCUAACAUUUCAAGUGGCAAACUCAGCCCUUGAAUCACAAUACUUAUUGUUGGAUCAACUGAAUCAGAUGCGGGCUAAGGUGACAUUGCAACAUUGCCCAUACUUAAAUAGCUGAAUGUAAUAGGGAAGAGUUUUAGACUUGGUUAUUUCUGUAUUCAGUAGGAUUUUAACCCUGAUGCAUGUUACAUUGCUGUGAGAGCUGGUGGACUUUAAGAACAUAUGAAGCCCCCUGCUAGAUCAUAAAGUAUUGUCUUCCAAGAAGAGCUGAAGACAAGAGGUCUUCCCCCUUGUUGCUCUACCCCAGAUACUGAUACUCACCAACAUUCCUCUUGAUGUGGGUCCCACUGGGCAAUUGGUUUAAACUAGGUUUACCUAACUUUGGUCUCCAGCUGUUUUCGGACUACAACUCCCAUCAUCCCUAGCUAGCAGGACCAGUGGUCAGGCAUGAUGGGAAUUGUAGUCCAGGUUUGGGAAACACUGGUUUAAACUGUCUUUGUACAUAAAAAAGACCAUGACUCCUGCUCAGUCAGGUCAAGAGACUCUCUUGUCUGGCAUCCUGUUUCCCAUAGAGGCCAACCAGAUGCCUCAGAUUAAUCUGCAUGCAGGAUGUGAAGUCUUCAUGAGAACAUGGACAGUAUGAGAACCCAGGAUGAAGUGCUUUGCUUUAAAUGAAAGCAGUUAGAGGGGAAAGUGUGAUACUAUCAGUGUCCUGGUCUUUGAGAGGCCAUGGCUCAGAAGAAGCCUAGCCAGAUAUCAUCAAGAGGCCAAGUCAAUUGGGAAUCCAGAUCCCCUGCAGCUCCUUGGGGAGAUCCCAGGGUAGCUAUACCAAACCUUGUCUCUGUAAACACCUGAAUCCAACUGAAGUCUUCUAUGUGCUGAUUGAGCUUCAGUUUAGUAAUCCCCACCUCCCCAGGAAAGCUCACCGGCUGGCUUUUAAAAUAGGCAUCACCUGAUUUUGCAAUGUUUGGCUCCUGUGAGUGUGGGAAGAUUGGGUACUGUGGAAGACAGCUCCACUGAAUCAGUUGAUGGCAGCAAGGGUUUGUCUUCUGGCUGGAAGGAGCCUUAAAAAAGUGCUUUGGUCAGAUACCAAAGUGGUAUUGAAUAUCUUCUGCAGGGGAAAAAGAAAACCCACGUGGGGGAUGAAACAGUCCCAGGAUGCAUGAUAACACAGGUUUGCUGAACUUACAUGAAGUUAUGCAGGUAUUGGGAUAGGGCUAUGCACUUGUGAAGUGUUAGCUUUUUUACUCGCUUUCCUUUCUAGCAGGCCCGUUUGCUUCAUUUUCCACUUGAUAUUGUGGAAAUUGUUUUCUUUUGUUACUGUUUCAUAAAUGUUUAAUUUGUUUUGCUUUGGCACUGAUUACAAUGGAGACCUGGCCAAUCUCUACAACUUUGGAAUUUACCACCCAGAUGGCAUGUAGCUUGCAGCAUUCCCCAAAGGAGUGUUGCGCUGCUCCUGAAGGAACCAGACUUGCCAAAUGCAAAUAAUUCAUAUUAUAUAAGCAAAUGAAAAGGGUGGGGUGGGGUGGAGGUGAGGGUAUCCUCUAAGUUUCAUGUAACUGCCAGGGACUGCUGGGGAUACAAGGAAUGCGUAAUAGAGGCAGGAUGGCCAAGGCUGAUCAAGAGGAAGAGGGUUAACAAUUUAUGGGGAUUUGUGCCACCAGCAAGGAAGGAGCCAGGGCUGGUGGAAGGGAAAGAGAUUGGAGAGGUGUAGGAUGUGUCAGGAGCCAGUUACUUAGUCAACAGAAACGUGUGUUUGUGUGUGUUCAGUGCACCUUAGGAGCUACUGUAAGUGUGUGCUCUGUCAAUAAAGAAUUAAACUACCAGCCAUUUGUCCUCCUCAGACUGAGUGUACUCAGGACAAAAACCUUGUAACUGGAGAGUUGGAAGGGAUAUUGGAGGUCAUAUAACGAAACCCUCUGUUCAACAAUGGAGCUACAUUGCCACAUGAAACAGCAUUAUGUCUGUCAGAUGGCUGGUCAGCCUCUGUUUAAAUACCUCCAGGAAAGGCAACCCCAUCUCCUCUCUUGACAAUUCGAAGCUACUGUCAAACAGUUCUUACAGUUCAAAAUUCCAACUACUGCUUAGCUGUAAUCUACUUCUAUACUAUUUCCACUCCCUGGAUAGGAGGAGAAACGGGGGACAAAUCUGCCCCAUCUUCUGAAAUGUAGUUCGUUUGAGAAACAGCUACCAUGUCCCCGCUUAAUCUUAAGAACAGAGGAACUGCCUUGUACCAAGGGAAAUCAUUGGGCCAUCUAGCUCAGUAUUGUCUACACUGACUGGCAGCAGCUCUGGGGUAUUAGACAGGGAGUCUCUCUCCCAACCCCACCUGGAACCUCCUGCAUGCAAAGCACAUGCUGUGCUGCUGAACCACAGGCCACCACCACAUUCUUCUGAGCAACCCAUCUUGGCAGGCUACCCACCUGAGCAGAAACUUUACAUUUUGAGGAUAACAUAGGAAUAAAGGAAGCUGCCUUAUACUGAGUUAGACCAUUUGUCCUUCUAGCGCUGAAUGGAAGCAGCUCUCCAAAGUUUCAGGUAGGGUCUCUCUCAGCCCUACCUAGACAUGUUGAGGAUUGAACAUGAGAGCUUCUGCAUGCAAAACAGAAGCUCUAACUAUAGAACUAUGGUCCUUCUUACCUGCCUAGGAUAGUGUUUGAACAGUUAAACCUGCCUUAUGUUGAGUGACACUCAUGGUUUAUUAAGCCCGGUGUGGUCUACAGUAGCAGUAGCUUACUAAGGUUGCUAGCAGCGGUCUUCCAUAGACAUAUUUGGAGAUGCUGGGGAUUGAACCUGAGGCCUUCUGCACACAAAUCAGAUGUUUUGCUAUUGUCCUCAUUGUUUUCUUGUCUAAACAAAUCUAUUUCUUCAAACCAUUCCUCAAAGGACUUGGUAUCAGACCCCUCACCAUUCUGGUUGCCCCACUAUGGACCUGAUCUAGUAUGUCAGUGCCCUUUUAACACAAUGCCCAGUAAUGGACUUAAUACUCCAGUUGUGACCUCAACCAUUGCUUCAUGCUUCAUAUUGGAGAAUGUUCAUGCCUCACCACAUUCAGAACACUCGAAGAUCCCCCCUCCUGUAGAAUUUUCUAGGAAUGUAUCAACCUUCAUUCCUAAUAAACCUAAUGCUGCGCCUUUUGGCAGUUUCAGGAAAUCUCUCCUAUGAGGAAAUAAUGGGGAAACAAAAUGAAAUGACAUUUGCUUCUACCAUUCAUGUCUUUAUUUCCAUUCACUUGUCAUAAAAAGACAUCGGGAAGGAAUGGGGAUUCAUCUAUCAUUAUUAAUUUGCUUUACAAGUAAAUAACUAUCAAUGGUGUGCCCAGGCCACAAGUGUUUACUUGUACUGUACCUGUGAAUGUAGCUUUGGGAAGCAGCUCAAUCUGUUUCAGAGCCACAACAUUUCUUUACAAUUUGACUUGUUAUUUGGGACCAAAUUACAUUUGUUAAAAAUGAAACUCUGCCUCCCCAUUCACUAUAAUGGGGGAACUACAAAUGGCUAUAUUUUUUAAAUUUUUUGCUUUUACAGAAGUGAAUGAAAUUUGCAGGCACAGCAGUCCCUCCACAGUCAACUGAGCCUGCUAAAUUGUAGGCAGGUAGAUAGAACAAUUUUAUUACAGGACAUCUUUAAAGUUCUAUACUAUAUAUUAUUCUCAAAUGCAGAAACUGGGGUGGAGUGGGGCAUUCCACUAAUUAUUUUUUGAUCAGGAAGACUGAAAUUCUCCAACAGUUCAGUCAAGUCCUGAAAAAGCACUCUCAAAUUUUCAACCAAAAUUAUUUUCAUAGCAAAUUCAGUCCAGCUUUAAUUUGCUUUUAUUUGCAUUUCUGGGCUGCUUCAAUGUAGCUGAUUGUUGAAAGAUUCUGGACAGGCAAAAGAAAGUACUUCUUCACACAGUAGAUAAAUUAUGGAAGCUGUAUAACUCUGAAUGCCAAUUGCUGGGAAUCACAAGUUUUAAGAGGUAGUAGUGCUCAGGUUAUGCUUGCAAGCUUCCCAUGGACAUCUAGUGGACCACUUUGUGAACAGGAUGCUGAACUUGAUGGGUCUUUGGCCUGGUCAGGUAGGACUCUCCUCCUUGUCUUGUGUUCUUAGACUGCAGGCAGCUGAUUGAGUGAACACUAGACUGCAAAAGUUUGUCUUUAGUACAGUGAUGUGUUGUAUGUUUCAAUUUGAGAAUGGGGGCAUUUGCUUUUGUUUUGUUUUCUGCACUGGCAGAAUCUCAGAGAAACCAAAGAAGAAAAAAUGUGCAGGCGAGCCAAGCAGCUUGGGUGUAAUAAAAAUGUAAUAUUGAGUGUUAUUGAGCUUGCUCCCUAUAAGGACGUACACAGCUGAGCUGAUCAAUAAAAUGCUAUAAUGAGUUAUAGUCAUCAGAUUGGAGUGGGGAAAAUGAAUUAGCUAUAACUUCAUACGGUCAUUUUCAGAGAAGUUACUUGUCUGGAAAAGCUACUUGCUGGCAAUCUGUGCUCCUCCGGCAGGAAUGCAGUUACAAACCACUUCUGUGUCAACAAGGAAUAAAGACAGAGCAUCUCUUGUUCCUGAGCAUGUGGCAAUGUGACAGAAAGCUACGGCCCGUGUCCUCGUGUAACUGGAGACUGAUUUGAGCUGCCAGUGGCUGAAGGUCUCUUCCUCUAGGGAAUUGGACACGAAGCUGCCUUUGCUAGCGCCGUGACUAUGAAUACAAAUUGCACGGUCGAGCUACCUAGUGUUGUAAGAAGAAAUGUAUUGCACAGUGGGCUAAUGGCAAGUCAUUGGCUGGAUUCAGACAUAUCAAUAUCAGUCUGACAAACCAUGGUUUAUUGGAUGGAAAAGAAUUGUUGUGCAUUGGUAUUUCAGCCUCUUGCAUGCCUUAACACAGGCAUAGGCAAAGUCAGCCCUCCGGAUGUUUUGGGAAUACAACUCCCAUCAUCCCUGACCACUGGUCCUGUUAGCUAGGGAUGAUGGGAGUUGUAGUCCCAAAACAUCUGGAGGACCGAGUUUGCUUAUGCCUUCCUUAACACGUUGCUUCUGCAUAUUGCUAGAUGUUUGAACUCUGAAAUUGUGGCUUAAGCCUCUGGUUGGUAUACAGAUUGCUCAGAGUAGACACAUUAGAAUUAACAAGCAUGAUUAAGCAGCUUUCUGAUGAGGAAAGGCUGCAGCAUUUGGAGCUUUUUAGUUUGCAGAAAAGGUACUUUAAGAGGUGACAUGAUAGAAGUGUAUAAAAUGAUACAUGGCAUGGAGACGGUGGAUAGCUUCCUAUGUUCCUAUAGCUAAAUGGGCAAAUAGUCCGACAGGAUAGAAGGCAGUUUCCUUUGUUCCUGUAACAAAACAAAGUACUCUUUGGCAUAUCUACUCUUCUGAGUUUUCAGGUGUUUUGACUUGCAUGUUGAUGCACAGCUCUGGGCUCAAACCUAUAAUGCUCUGAUGCCUGGGUCCAGGAUAUGCUUAUUACUGAUGAAUCUCAUCCCUAUAGCUUCUUCCAACAUUAGCCAUAUGUGUGUGGAUGAUACACAAGCCUAAGGCAUGUGCUUCUGCUAAAAACUGGAGAGCUGUGCCUUAAAAGCUGACAUGCUUGAGUGCUCUGCUAGAUGAGGCUAGAGCGUGCAAUACCUUGCAUGACUGAAUCUUACAUGAGUACAACUUGAUUUGUGCUUGCAAUUUCCUCACUAAUAAACAUACAACAUGUCCAAACUUAGCUAGGACUAAUUUACGACUGUUUUGAUGAACUGAACCACUGCAUCAAAUCCAGCUGACGAUACAAUGUUUGGGAAUGGCCUUUCUUCCUUUAAAUAAUGCAGCCUAGAGACUAUGGACUGGAGGAGAAAUUCAAUUCGGUUUGCAUUUAAAGACACUUUUGCACUUUCUGAAACAAUGUGAGAAUGGAAGCACAACUGUCCUUUGAAAUUUGCACUUAUCUGAAUUUCGUGAUGGAGUUCUCUGACCUACCAGCGUUUACAGAAAUGCACUGUAUUGCUUGUGAAAUGUGUACAAAAUACAAACAUGUCUUUACUAGAAGAAGCUCACAGAAAUGCUGAAUAAUUUUCAUGAGAUUUUUUAAAGAAAUGCAAAUUACUGCAGAAAUGUGGAGAACUGAAUAACUUGGAAAACUGAGAGAAGCUAAAACUGAGGGAUAAUAAUAAAAUUAAUAAUACCAUUUAAUGCCAAAAUAAGCAUCUAAGCAGUUUACAAGUAUAAAAUCAAAUUCUAUUAAAAUAUAAACCAUAAUUUAAAUACACAAUGUAUGCAAUAAAACAAUUCAAUUAAAACAAUAGUAAUUAAAACAGGACCCACAGCUCCAAAGAUCAAGGGAACACAUAUGUAAACAAGUGCAACUUCAAAAGUUGGUGGAAUACCAAGUAGGAUAUAAUUCAACAGGGUGCAUUCUAUAACACUGGUGCCACCAUAGAUAAGGUCCACCUCUUCAUCGCCACACCGAUAAUAAUUGUGGUGAUUUUUUAUUGAAUGUUGCAAUAUUGGACUGUUGGUUUCUGCAUAACUCCUCUGCACUUGAACACUUUGAGUUUGUCUUCACUCCCUGAAGCUGUUCUUUAGUUCUGCCAUGUUUCCUGUGGCAAAAUGAAGAAGACGUUUCCUUACACCAGGAGUGGUCAACAUGGUCCCCCCAGAUGUUGUUGCCUACAGCUCCCAUCACAUCUCAAUUGGCCAUGCUGGCUGGAGCUGACAAGAAUGGGAGUCCAGCAAUAUCAGGGCCUCACGUUUCCCCAGACCUGAUCUAAACAUUCUGAAGAACAGCCUGAUUUCUUAUCCAAAUGCAAGUUCACCACAAGAAACAUUCUUGUUGCAUCAUUCCUGGCUGGUCACAUUUGCUUUGGGACUUUUCCAACCCUCCGUUAAUCACUGUAAAUGGGAAUAACUAAGCAUCUGCCUUUUUGAAAGCACAGAGGCAACACUUUCAUAAGCGAGAUGGACAUUUGUGUUCUUUAAUUAUUAAAAAAGAAAACUUCUAAUUAGGCAGCACAACAAAGACACAAUGCAGAGAUCCAUUUCCUCCUUUAUAUUAUUGCCGGCCUCUCCUGUCCGCCUGGGAGCCUGCUUAUUGCUUGUAACUGACUACCCCCUUCCUCAGUAUCUCUUAAUUAAAUAGCUAUCAGACACCAAGCAUGAGCCUGCGUUGAUGGGCCUGGCCGUUUAGCAGACCUUACACUUCUGCAUGUGAGGCAGCAUUCUUGUGGGAAAACAAUGAGAUUAAAAUAUUUUAAUACACUCUUGGCAGCGCUUCCGCUCGACGUCCAGAUGGCCUGGGUUACCAAUGUUGACGGGUAUUAUUGAUGCAUUUCCUCACAUUCUCUUGCUGAUACAAGCAGAGGGAUGUCAUAUUUGGGGGCUGGCAAUUUUUUUGGUCUCCAUCCAUAUGCUACUGUUACAAUUUAUUUGUCUGCCUCAAGUCGGAUGAAGUAUGGAAUAAUGGGAUGCACCGUACCCUUUAAUUACUGGGAUUGUUUAUUUGUCAGUUGGUCAUGAAGAAUGACAGAUAUUUAUCCUAUGACGAAUGGAAGGACGGUGGUUUUAUCUGCUUUACCUGGUGGAAUUGUGUUUUGCCAAUUUCUUUUUAUAGUCUAUUGAAUGCAGUUAGAAUCAGACGCUGACAGUUAUGUCAGUCAAGAGCUGGAUGUCUCAACUUGAUGCUGGAGUCAUUUGAGCAUAGGAAGAGCACAAUGCCCUUCUCCAAAUGUUGUUGGACUGCAUCUCCCAUCAUGUAUGUGUGACAUUAUGCAUGCAAUGUGCACACAUCACAUCGCCAGGUGGAGGCCAAAUGGAGAGCCCAGCGUGGCAUGGCUCAAUGGCUGGCUCCUCCUGUGAGAGAGGAAGAUGCACUGCACUGGGCUCCCUGCUUGGCUGCCUCCGGAUGAUGCAACGUUGCAUGUGUAUUGCAGGUUAUGCAUAUGACAUUUCACACGUGCAAUGCACAUCGUUGGGAGGAGGCUGAGUGAGGAGCCAAGUGCAGCGCGGCUUCCUCUCUCAUGUUUGGGAGGAGCCAGCCAUUCAACCUCCUCCACCCCCUCAACAUUCAGGGGGCUUGGCCCCCUCCCAGCAAAUAUUGAGGGGGCCAAGGACCCCUCCAUUGCUAUGCCAUAUUCAGUUUUCUCUGUGCCCUAGCAUGGUUUGGGACACUGUCAGGACCUGCCAGGACUGGAAUCAAGAACCGUUAGCUUUGUUUGUUGAGAUACCAGAGCUAUUACCUUGGGCAAUGCAUCAUUGUUCGGCUACCAUGAGAUAGAUUGGGCUGAGACAUGGGCUUGUAUAAAAUGAUGGUUCUACUCAGAGUAGACCCAUUGACAUUAACAGGCAUGAUCAAUGGGCCAAUUGAUUUCAGUAGGUCUAUUCUGAGUAGAACGGACAUUGGAUGCAAUCUGUUGUGACUGAGAUGGGUUUUGAACCCAGGACCAGUCUAAAUUUUACACUCUUGCUUCUACACCUCCGUGCUUCUCUUAGAAGGCAGAGUAAUAAAAUACAAUAAUUUGCAUUUGCUCUUUCCUGUUUGGGGUUUCUAGAAAUUACAAGACAUGGGCCAAAGCUACUCAUCACUUGGCAUCACUUGUUUAGGGAAGCUUUUAAUGUUUAAUAGGUUAUUAUAUUUUAAUAUUCCGUUGGAAGCCACCCAGAGUGGCUGGGGAAACCCAGCCAGGUGGGUGGGGUAUAAUAAAUAAAUAAAUAAAUAAAUAAAUUAUUGUUAUUAUUAUUUAUUAUUUAUUAUUAUACUGAAAAAGACCCUUCUUCUCAUUUAGCUAUUGGGGGAUACUUGGGGUGGGGUUUUUUUUGGGGGGGGAGCAGUGAAGUCUGUUUAAUAGGCAACAGUUGACAUGGAAAAUUAAUUGGUUCUUUUCUAACUGUGGCACAAAUGUGCCACCUUCCUCCCCCCCAUUUGUACAAGUGGCACGUGCAUGCCAUGCAGGCUGCACAAUUAAGGUGAGCAUGUUAUGCAGCAUACUCACAGGGCCACUGUGGAUUUUUGAGGGGGCUGACCCCCUCCUUGAAAUUUUGGUGGUGCCCUUGCACCCCCUGAUGAUGCCUAUGCUGUGGUACCAUUUACACUAUACAUGUAGAGCAGUAUGGUGCCACACUGAAGAGAAUUCUGCAGUUCCCAGAGUGGCUGAACAAUUAAAGCCCUAUUCGCAGGAAACUCUGGGAACUGUAACUCUUGGAGGGGAAUAGGGGUCUCCUAUCAACUCUUAGCAAACUACAACCUCCAGAAUUCUUUUGGGGAAAGAUAUGGCUGCUUAAAGUGGUGUCAUAGUGCUUUAAAUGUAUGGUGUGAAUGUGCCCUGUAUGAUUCUUUGAUGCCUUCAUCACAGAGUGGCUGCAGUUCAAAAGACUACUUUAAAGGAGUGUUCAAAGACUGGCAUGCAUGGAAUUUUAGAUUCCACCUCUUUAACAGUUGUCUUUCUGCAAAUACUGUAAACUGAAUUCCUCCCUCCCCGAAAAUUCUCCUUAGUUUCAAAAGCAAUGUGGGUGGGACUGGACUUAUCCCAGACUGUGUGUCUAUGGAAAUUGCUGUGUGGUCCUAGAGGGGGGAGAGAAGUUGUUUUUAACCUUUCUUUAAAAAAGAAGAUUGUUUUAAAUUGUUUUAGAAGUUAUAACUGUAUUAGGAUUGACAUGUUUGCUGCUCUGAGCUCCUUUGGAGAAAAGUUGUGGAGUAGAAAUCGAGUUAAUAAUAAAAUAAAAAAUAAUUUGUCUCAUGAUUGGAGCAGAAAUCAAUCCAGCCAAUAUUAUCAGUAUUCACUGUUGUUGCUUUCAGUCUAUAAAUGAUACCUAAUUGAUAAUGUUCCCCAUUUGCAUUGCAUUUCCUUUAUAUUGAAGUGAAUUGGGUGUGUUGACAAUGUGACUUGCUCGGUUUGUGCAGCUUUUUGCAAUUACGUGAAAUAUGAUGUAUUUUUGUAGGUGGAAGACUAAUUUCAGUGGAAUGGGAAUGGUGCUUCUGUGUGACAAAUGUGGGGUGAAAAAUUACGCCUUGGAAUCAUAGAGUUGGAGUGCAGAAAUCACAUCCUUCUUAAAUCCCUAAAGAAUGGUACUUAGGAGCACAGUAGGCAGCCAUUCUGUGCUCACAGUAAAGCCUAGCUAAGGACAUUAUGAGGUUUUCAGGAAGCAUGGGCUCCUACGAAUGCACCAGAGCAAGGUCCACCUGAGAGAAUGAAUGAAAAAGACACUUUCUGAGCCACAGCUCAAGGAUGACAAAUCUGGUCGGCCAGGGGGCAUGGCUUGGGCUAUUUAAACAGCUGCAUGGCUGGGGGGCUCUCCCUUCUUGCCUACUCGUGCUUCGGAUCUCCCGCCCUCCCACCAUAUUUUCAUGUGUUCACCAUCUUGGUCUUGCUAUGGACCAUGAUUGGUCACCUGUUGAGGGGGGCAGGUAGGAAUUUUCCCACUUGGUAAAUUGACACCAGCCAUGUGGUUUUUGCCUGCCUCGUAGCAAUCGUCACAACUUUGUAAGGUUUGGUGGUUAGGCAUUGGAAAAACCUGGUUUAUGGGAGGGGAGGUGAAGGCCUUCACCUGCCCCUCCUCUUUAAGGGUAUUCUGUUAAAGGGAUCUGGUGUGUGUGGAUCUUGUCUGAAGCCCAACUAAGGGCUAAGGCCAUGCCAUGACCCCAUGAGGGACCCUGGGGGAGUUUGCAGUUAAUGGUCAUUGGCAGGUGGUUGACCCUUACUGGACCACCUGCAUGGCGGGCAGGAGUCAGAUAUAGUCAUUUCUAGUCCAGUGCCUAAGCCAAUACCACUCACAUCUGUAACCAAUAAAGUUGUGGCCUUAUUUAGCCCAUAAACACAAAAUUCUGGUGUCCUUGACAUGCAAAAAGACACUUUGCAAACACUUCUUGCCAUCUCAAAAUUAAGGCAAAUGUAACACACAGACAGACAGACAGUGGUGUCGCAAUGGGGGGCGGGGGGGGCAGUAUGCCCCGGAUUCCAUGUCUGCAGGGGUGACAAGUCACCCCAUGGGGGCUCGCGGUGGUGCGAGAGGCCAUUGUGCCGCCGCAGCUGCAUGUGGAGGAUCCUCCGUUCGCGGCUGUAGCCGCGAGCAGAGGAUCCCGGCGCCGGCGGCAAAUCGCUAAGUACAGCGCAUGUGUAGUGUUGCACGCAUGCACUGUACGUGGCGAUGCCACACAUGCGCUAUAUAGCGGUUUGCCACUGGCGCUGCUCCAGUGCCUUACAGAUGGUGCCGGGAUCCCUCCAUUGCCGCUAUAGCCAUGAACGGCUGUAGUGGCGGUGGAGGGAUCCCAGCACCGUCCGUACGGCACUGGAGCGGCACUGGCGGCAAACCGCUAUACAUGAGUGCACAUGAGUGCAACACUGCACAUGCGCUGUACUUAGUGAUUCGCAUGCAUUGUAUGUAGCGACACGGCACAUGCACCCUACAUAGCAAUGCCGCCCCGGGUCUCACGACACCUUCCUUCGUCCCUGCAGAGAGACAAAAGGAUGUCAUCAAAAUCUUCUGUCCUUUGUGAUCAUUUUUGAAUGCAAAUUGUCAUGUCUUUAACUGGGGGUGAAUGGUCUUAAACUGAAGGAAAAAAUUGGGCAUAGGACUACUUUAAAUGAACACAGCCCUGAUGAAAUAUUCUUGUGCAAAUAGUUCUGCUUGCAUAAAACAUUUUCAGAAGUAUUGUUGUUGGCUAAACUGGAGACCUCACACAUGUUGACAAAGUAAUUAUAAACUGAAUUAUAAAUACCACCCUCUUUUUUAAGCAGUUGUUUUGGACUGAACAAGGGAAAAGGACGUGGAAACUUUUUUGUUUUUUUAAAAAGAGGGAAUGUCCUUAUCUAGUUGCUGCGGUGACAGAUUGGUGGGAGAUACAUUAGCUCUAUAGCAACAGCGGAAUUAAAUUUUCUGCCCAAUAUUGAAAUAUCAGUACCUAAUUUCCUGUAUCUUCAUAAUAAAUCACACUAAUGACCUUGGAUAUAUAAUCUGGUCUAUGCUCAAGAGCUUACUUAGCAAAGGAUAAUAUGAAGGGAUUAACUCCUGUGCUGGGAGUGUUGACCUAAGCCUUGGGAUUUAAGGAAAUCUUGAUUUCUUUGUAAUGAAAAAGUAGAGAUGUAAGUGUACAAUGUCCCGUAGAUGUGCUUGGGUCUCUUGCUACAAUGUGGCAUAGUGAACAAAUAGAUUCUUUUUUUUAAAAAAAGAAAGAAAAGAAAAUGCCUCCUAAGUAUCUGCACACCAUGAAUGUUCAGUGUCAAGUAAUAGAUUUGGAUCUCUAUUAGCAGUGCCAUUCCUCAAGAGAACUACUUUGAGGUUGCAGUCCUAAACAUUCUUACUAGGGAGAAAGCCCCACAAAAGACAGGGGGCCUUACUUUCAGUAUACCUAUUUCCCAUUGAAAAGACAAGGAGGUCAGGUUGGAGGCUGUGGGUAGGAAGCUGGGGACCACCGGUUUGUGUGUGAUGAUAAGAGCCUGCUGGAUCAGGCCAGAGGCCCACCUAGUCCAACAUCACAGUACCAACCAGAUGCCUGUGGGAAAACAUCAAGCAAGACCCCAGCACAAGAACACUUCUCCCUCCUGUAGUUUCCAGCAACUAGUAUUCAGAAGCAUUUCUGCCACCAGCUACAUCACCAUGAUAGUAGCCACUGGUGUAGCCUUCUCCUCUAUGAAUUUGUCUAAUCCUCUUCUAAAGCCAGUCAAACUGGUGGCCAUCUCUGUCUCCUUUGGGAGCGAAUUCUGUAGUUAAGAACUGUUUCGACUGUUCUGAAUCUUCCAACAUUCAGUUUCACAUGAUGUCCCUGAGUUCUAGUGUUAUGAGGGAAGUUACAAACAUUUAUCUAUCCACUUUUCUUCACGCCGUGCAUAAUUUUAUAAACUUCUGUCAUGCCAGCCCCUUUUUGCCUUUUCUCUAAACUAAAAUGUCCCAAAUGCUGCAACCUUUUAUCAUAGUGGAGUUGCUUGAUCCCUUUGAUAAUGUUGGUUGCCCUUUUCUUAACCUUUUCCAGCUCCCUGAACCUCAAAGACACAGUGGUUCAGGCAGCUGCAUGUAUAUAAGCAAAGGCCGGAGUUUGUUUUUCUAACCAAUCCAGAACAUAGAAUUCCUCCCUGGAGAGCAGGGAGCAGGCUAAAGCUGAAAUACUAUGCACACAUAGUCCCGCUGAACUGAGAUUUAGUCCUUAAUAAACAUGCAUAAAAUUGUGCUCACAAGACAGGUGGUCCAGGAGACACCUGAGAGUGAUAGCAGCUCAUCAGUUGAGAUAUUAACCUCAAUCCAAGCAGUGCCACCUCUGAGAUCUAUGGCUGCUGCAGACAUACAUAAACCCAUGAUCAUUGUGGCAAAAAGAUGUGUUAGAGACUAGCAUGGACAACCUAAAGCCUUGGGAACAUAUCUGGUCUAAGGGUUUUUGCCUGAGGGGGAAAUCAUUUGGCACACCAAGUCAAUGGGCAAGCAACAAUACAGAGGCAAUGAAGGGUUGAACUAGUGCUGGUAGGAAUUCCAGGCCUUUCCUUGCAUCUCUUCUCUCAGUCAAGAAGUUGAGCACUUAAUUUAGUGGCAGUUUCUAUUAAGGCAAGGGUAGGCUGAGGUUCCACAAAGCAGAGCUGGCUAUAAAUUAUGAAAAGGUUAAGGAAAGCAGCCAGACAGAUGAUUCCCAAAGAAGGUAAUGUGUGUUUUAUAUGGAUCUCAUAUGCCGUCACGUGUAAUUAGCUGGGACUUUGAGGAGGGGCAGAUGUUUGACGCUCUUUCCCCUGCCUUUGUGCUGCUAGCACUAUUUAAUCAUCAGUGAUUAAUGGGGAGCUUUUGAUAACAGUAAAUUAAAGAGGGGAAAGUGCUACCAUCAUUUUAGCAAAGCUGAGUAUAUCACUAGCUCAUGGGCUAAACCCCAUGUCAGCUUGUUUUUUUAAAAAAUAUAUGUAACACUGAACCAAUCCACAUAUAAAAGAUAUGAUGCAUUAUAUAGUAAUUGCAUUUAUUACCCCAGGCACAGUUAUGUUAUUUGGGGAGCCAGGGAACACAUUGACCUGGAUCCAUAGAUAAUUGCUAUGUAGAACUACGUGACUCUCAUGAUUUUGCUGCUGGUGAGAGCAAUCCAGCUGUGUCUAUGUUUGAACCUGGAAUCUCCUGCAUGCAAAGCAGAUGCUCUGCCACCGAACUAUGGUCAAUGAUUCUCAGGUCAACAUGGACUGAUUCAAAAGGUACAGCAGCCACGGGCUCAAACACUUAAUUUCUCUUUCAACCUGAUUCUAUGAUCUUCUUUGAACCUGUCUGUCCUCUACAGACCUGGUGCUAGAUCCCAGCUGUUGUUUUGCCAAUGGUGAGAUAUGUUGCAUUGCUUCGUAAGCCUCUGAGGAUGUGAGUAUAAACCACUAGUAAAUAGCAAAUACUUUUGCUGUGACAUGUUCAUAGAGCCACAACUAUUGAUGUUUCUCACUCAGAGGACUAGUAAAAUCAUUCAGAGAGAGAAAGAGAGAAAGGGUGCUGUCAGAAAAUCAACUACCAAACCACUAAUAAUGCUAGUCUGGGGACCACGAAUAGAUAAGGAAAAAGACCACUUGGAAUUGAUUUCUCAUUUCUUCAUUCUUGUUCAUCUCUCAUUGGUAGGACUGACCCCAAAUUUUCCUCCCCUUUUACCACUUUAUUCUCCCCUUUUACCACUUCAGUGAGUUAAAUGGAGGGGAUUUCAUUGAUUUGGUGGCAGCAGUGUGAAGGGGAUGGAAUAGAUGAGCCUUCCAAAUGACCUCAGAUCCACCAUUUUCAUCUUCAAUAAGUCCUGUGCAAAGAACCUAAAGAACAGCCUGCUGGAUCAGGCCAGUAGACCAUCUUGUCCAGCACACUGUUCCACUAAGCAUGGGAGAGAAAUUCAACUUAUUUCACAUUUAAGGCAAACUGACUUAAUUCACACUUUCCAAGAAAAUGUGUGAACCAAAACACAGUCAUACUUUGAAAUUCACACAUCUCUAGAUUUUUCAGUAUGGUUCUCUGGUCAGGCUACUUGUACAAAAAAUGCAUACUAGGGUAAAGUGUGUAUAUAAAUGCAUGCUUGUGUGUACACAUACAUUUAAAGGCUAAAACACUAUAUUAGAGGAAGUUGCUUUGCAAAAUAAUGUGUAUAUUAGGAAAAAUUGCAUGUUAUUUACAGAGAAAGUCACAGUAAAAUUCUGAUGAAUUUUUCUGAGGACUUUCUGAAAAAUUACCAACUAAUCUGGAAAUAUGAAGAACCAAAGACUGGACAAAUGAGAAACUGAGAUAAGCUGAAGUUGAUACAUUUGCCCAUCCCUAGUUCUCACAGUGGGAGAAGGGAAGCCUCCAGUAAGGAUUUGAGCACAAUAGCACUCUCCCCUCCUAUGGCGUCCAGGUGGUAUUCAGAAGCAUUUUGCCUCUGACAGUGGAGUUAGAACAUAGCCAUCAGGGUUAUAGUAACCAUUGUACUGUACAAGGUACUGUGCAUUGCCAAGCAGUGUAAUUCCAAUGAAACAUCUGUGCAGAAAUUUUGAUUUGACAGGGGGCACUACUACCCUGCCACAGCAACCUUGAGGCACCUUCAUUCCUUUGACUUCCAAAAUCUGGCUAGAAAAACCUUGCCUCAGCCUUUGAGUCAGGGCCCAGCCAUUCCCAGACCCUGAACCUCAAAUCAGCUCCUUGGAAUCCCCCCCCCCAGUAAACUGCUGCAGAACCAGUAACUCCAAUGACUCAUUGUUCCUGAAGUUCCAGAGCACAUUGCCAAAAAAAACAAAAAACAAAAAACAAAAAACCUGAAAACAUAGUAUCUAGGGACUUCACAUGAAUUGCCUAGGCUUCCAGCUGGAUGCUAGACCUCAAUUCAUCACCCCAAGGCUACAGAAGAGGAGAUUAUGAUAUUUACUUUAACUUCAGGACCAUUGGUGAAGUCCUUGAGUGGCUACUGAAGUUACUAUAUAGAUACAGCUGCCAGGAUCAGAACCUCACUGAGAACUAAGAAGCGCCAGAGCUUACAGCUCCUAUAUAGGUUCUCAGUUUGUCUUCCACUGCCUCCCGCAGUUUGGUCAAACUCAUGCUGGUAGCUUCGAGAACACUGUCCAACCAUCUUGUCCUCUGUCGUCCCCUUCUCCUUGUGCCCUCCAUCUUUCCCAACAUCAGGGUCUUUUCCAGGGAGUCUUCUCUUCUCAUGAGGUGGCCAAAGUAUUGGAGCCUCAGCUUCACGAUCUGUCCUUCCAGUGAGCACUCGGGGCUGAUUUCCUUAAGAAUGGAUAGGAUUGAUCUUCUUGCAGUCCAUGUCAAGAGUCUCCUCCAGCACCAUAAUUCAAAAGCAUCAAUUCUUUGGUGAUCAGCUUUUUUUAUGGUCCAGCUUUCACUUCCAUGCAUCACUACUGGGAAAACCAUAGCUUUUACUAUACGGACCUUUGUUGGCAAGGUGAUGUCUCUACUUUUUAAGAUGCUGUCUAGGUUUGUCAUCACUUUUCUCCCAAGAAGCAGGCGUCUUUUAAUUUCGUGGCUGCUGUCACCAUCUGCAGUGAUCAUGGAGCCCAAGAAAGUAAAAUCUCUCACUGCCUCCACUUCUUCCCCUUCUAUUUGCCAGGAGGUGAUGGGACCAGUGGCCAUGAUCUUCGGUUUUUUGAUGUUGAGUUUCAGACCAUAUUUUGCGCUCUCCUCUUUCACCCUCAAUAAAAGGUUCUUUAAUUCCUCCUCACUUUCUGCCAUCAAGGUUGUGUCAUCUGCAUAUCUGAGGUUGUUGAUAUUUCUUCCGGCAAUCUUAAUUCCGGCUAGGGAUUCAUCCAGCCCAGCCUUUUGCAUGAUGGAUUCUGCAUAUAAGUUAAAUAAGCAGGGAGACAAUAUACAGCCUUGUCGUACUCCUUUCCCAAUUUUGAACCAAUCAGUUGUUCCAUAUCCAGUUCUAACUGUAGCUUCUUGUCCCACAUAGAGACAGAUGAGGUCUGAGCCAUGGAGAACACCAAAAGAGAUCCCCAGAGAUCUUGGUGGUUGGGUAGUUACUUACAAUGUCCUGGGUCCAAAUUUCUAACAACCUUGAACAUGGCUUGGCAAUAUGUAUACAACCAAUAACAUAACCAGUAGAUAAAAAUAGAAUCACACUCACUCAGGGUUUAGCUUUUGCUUCUAUACUUCUAAAUUGUGUGACAAUCAGAUCAAAGGACUGUGCUUUUUCUCUCUCGCACCAAGCACUACUGACCUGUGGGCCAACUUCUGUGUUCUUGCUUUUGCAAGUAUUUUAAAGGCUUCCCUGCUCUCUCUCUCCCACCCCCCUUCCCCAUCAUCUUUCCCUGCUUUCUUCCAUCAGCACACUUCAGGGCAACAGAGGCAGUUCUCUUAUCUCCCUCAUUAAUUGUUUGUGCCACACAACUGGUGACCUGAUCCAAGUGAAACUCUCUGAAGUCCUCAACCCAAGCUUCCCACUGUGGGAGGGACGUUUUGCUUGGGCAUAGUUCAGCCAGGGAUCUAAAACAGCAAGUGAGAAGGCAUUCUUCUAUUUCUUGAUGCAUCUCAUCAUGAUCCUCUCGGUCUCUUUCCUUAUAGCUAACAAUGUGCUGUAUAGUCUUGCCAACAAGCUUUGCCUCCUAGUUUAUCAAAGCCUAUUAGCAAACUUAUGUUUGGAACAUAGGAGUCUUCCUUGUACCAAGGGCUCAUCCACACUUACACUUAUUAUCCUGCUGCUUCCGCCAGGAAAACCUAUUGUUUACCACUGAAUCAGAAGAAAUGUCUAACUUUUUUGUGGUUUGAGGUUUUUUUCUGAUUCAGCAGUAGAUUGUGGUUUUUCCCAGGGAAAGCGGCAGGAUAAACCCAUGCCUAGAAAGCAUGGAACAAGUGGAAAACCUUUUGGACCUGUACUUUUUAGGCACAGGUGAAGUGGAAGUAUGCAUGAGCCCUAAGGGUGUAAGUGUAGAGCUUGAUGUGAUCUAUUGACUGUAAGUAUAGGACUGACAAAUAAUUAAAUGUUUCCUGUUGUGUCUUAGAAUUAAGGCUUUAAAAAUAUUAUUAUAAUUAUUACUAUUGAUUUAUUCAUCAUAUUCCAAACCACCAUUUGAAGGCAAUUCACACACAAGAUAAAAACACAAAAACAACAAAUCCAUUUAAAACAAGUGUAAAACCCUACCAAGUGGAAACUCAUGGUAAAGACCCAUUUACCAUGGGUCUUUUUACCCAUUUCCAGCUGGAAAAGCUUGCAAGAACAAAAGUGUCUUCAAUUGUUUCUGGAAAGUGCAGCUAGUGAGUGCCAGUCAUAUCUCAACAGGAAUGCUAUUCCACAGAAUAGGGGCAUCCACACUAAAAGCCCUGUUCUGAGUUCCUGCAGAGCAGGCUUCAGAGAUCUUUAGAACUUGCAGGAGAAACUCUGCAGUUGUGGAGGGAUGUUGUCAGUUCUUCCUCUCUGCACCUCAUACUAAAUUCAGCCUCAUCCUUUGAACACAGGACCAAACUGAAGUGAGAAUAAGGAAUCAUUUGCUGUGUCUGAAGGACGAGAAUAAGAAAGCCUAUCCAGAUGAGGCACACCAUGUGUUAGAUAAUUCAGCCAAGUAGGAUACCCUAUCAAUAAUUGCAAACACCUAGAAUCAUAGAAUCAUAGAGUGGGAAGAGACCACAAGGGCCAUCGAGUCCAACCCCCUGCCAAGCAGGAAACACCAUCAGAGCACUCCUGACAUAUGGUUGUCAAGCCUCUGCUUAAAGACCUACAAAGGAGGAGACUCCACCACACUUGUUUUUAAAUGAUUAUGUACCUACUUGUUUUUAAAUGAUUAUGUGAAUCCACUGAUGGUCAGGUUGCAAUUCACAGGCUCAUGUUAUACCUUUAAGGUCAUAGUUGACUUCCACACACCUCCUUCACUUGCAGGAAUCAUAGAUGAUAGGAUGACUAAAGACAGGAGGAAAAAAGAAAACAGAACCCACAACGAUUUUAUCUCUUGCUUAGAGGUAUAAUGUUCUCUGGCUUGCUGUCUGGGAAACCUAUUUUUUCUGGCAUAAGCCAAAUGGGUUGUUUUCUUCUUUUCUUUUUAUCUGUGAUGGAUCUGAGUGCUUUAAAUAUCAAUUUGCACACUUCAGAACUUCCCACAUUCCUUGAUAAUCUAGGAAAUUUCUCUGCAUCUUCCAGUAAGCACCAUCAAUCUUGUCCAGAAUACACAGACUCCUGAAAUGAUUUUAAUAUUUAAUAAAGUUUAAUAAACCUACUGAAUAAUUUUCAUACAAAGUUCAAGAUGUGUUAUUGUCUCAUUACCAUGAACUAAGCAGUGUUGCUAAUGCCAUUAAAUCAUUUGUUCUUUUGAUUUGCCGGAAGCAUUCACAUUUCAGGGAAAAUUAGACAACAAAGCAUGAUCCUGGGAAAGGAGCUUGCUUCAUUAAGCGAAAAGUUUGAUUUACUCCAGUGUUUAUCCCUAGAGUCUGUUUGCCAGUGAAUGUGCCAUUAUCUUGAAUUAUAUAUAAAAGAAUCUGUGAUCUGUUUUAAUGUGUCUCUGAAUGCAUGAAUCUUGGCAUAUGCGAGUGGGUGUUGUGGAUUUUAGUUUGGUUUCCCAUCCUAUUCUUUAACAAACUAAUUAUGGACACAAAGGCGUUGGGGAUAGCUUUCUCGAAGGAGGCAGCCCCUGCACUGUAAUGACCGUGAACUUAUUUUCCAAAUCCUAAGGGUGCGUGGAGUUCAGUAGAUGUUAUUCUUAGGAGCCGCUUGCAUUGCACUGUCUUAGCAUUUCCAUAUAUACUAGGGAGGUGGAGAUACCCCAACUGUCCCAUUUAUUGGGAACAAUACAGGGAUGUUGUGGAUGCAAGGUCCUGCAUUUUUGAUCCUGCAUUGAAAAUGAAGUUGGAUUAGAUGACCUCUGAAGUUCAGCUCUAACUUUGACUUCCUGUUUACUCAGGGGAAGGGCAUUCCAUUUCAAACCCUACUAAAUCAGAGACAAUGUAAGCAAGUCAUUCCCAGGUAUGAGAACUGUGGUCUUUGCACUCUUUAUAGAUGGGGUUGCACUCCCUCUGAAGGAGCAAGUAUGCAGUUUAGGUUGCCUCCAUGGCAAAGACCACCUACCACCAACUUUGUCUGGUGAAUCAACUGCACCCUUUCCCUGCCUCAAGGAUAACUUGGACACAAUGAUCCAUGCACUGGGAACCUCAUUUUAGACUACUGUAAUGUGCCAUGUGAGGGGCUUCCCUUCAGAGUGGUUCCGAGGCCUCAGAUUGUGCAAAUGUCAUGACAGGGUGUGGAGUCAUGUUCCUUACUGCACACAGAGCUGAAGAUCUGUACUAGCUGCCUAUUAGCACAUGAGCCAGUUUUAAGGUAUUGCUCAUUAUAUAUAAAGCCCUAAACAACUCUGGGUCAGGUUACUUGAAAGGCCAAGUUCUUCUUCAUUGCCCAGUGAAGCUUGUUAGCUGCAAAUCUGUCUGUCUUUCUGUAUCAUAUAUUAAUAAGGCCCUCCCAUAAACGAAGAACUAUGCUUGCAUUAUUCAAAGUGUAGAAUACAAAGCCAUUAUCCACAAAAGUUACACUUCUUAAAGUUUAAUAAUUUAAUAUCUCAGACUUUUCACAUAAUCUUACCAUUAGGCGUAAAAACAACAACGCUGCAUAAUAUUAUGGUAAACAGUUGUGUGUGUCUUGAAAUUAUCUCAUUUUUCAAAGCAGUGUGAGGAAAUACACUAUUACAUUAGGCUGAUUCUUAUAUCCAUUUUCCAGUGUAAUGGAGAGUUUUUUUGUGUGAGAUAUAUUUAUAUAUUUCACAUAUGAUUUAUGGUCCUACAGUCCAGGAGUGACGAAGACACUGACUCAGAGGCAUAGAUGCCAACUCCUAGGGGCCAAAGCAGAUAUAUUUUGGAGGGGAUUGGGCCCCCUCAAUUUUUAGAGACUGUUCAGCACUACCCCCGGCUCUUCAUGACAUUGUGUGAUGAUGUCAUGUUGUCUCCCACCCCAUCCUCUGAAGAAGCUGGUGCUGCUCGGAGGCUACAGUGUUGCAAGGUGGGGAGCCAGAUUGGUUAUCCUAUCUCUGAGCCUGAUGGUGGUGAUGAGGAGAGCACUAGGCACAAGUCUUCUGAACAAGCUCCCACAGGUACAGGGUUCACAGAACCACAACCAGGGCUCCCACAGAUACCAUUCCAUGGCCUGAAGAACUGCAUGCCUCUUGCAGUACCUCUCCAGUCUGGUGGCACAGGAAGCGCACAAAGUGAGGAGCCAGGGAAUGCAGGGGGCAGAGGGUUGGCUCUUUAAGACACUCCAGUUUUCCAGAAGGGGACACAGCCUGGGAGAUGAGAAAUGAAGCAAAGGCCUUAAUUCAAUUCCAAUCCCUGCCUGAGCACGUAGCUCACUUGGAGCUCUCCUUGGUCCUGAAGCAACUGACCUGCCUUGCCACAUGGGCUCCCUCAUUGGGACCAAAACGUAUUAGGGUUGCAUUUUGCUCUGUCUAUACCCUGAAAUACAAUGUGAAUUUGGGUUGAUUUGGUGGAGGUUCACAUGUUUUCCUUUGUUGAUGUUUUCAAUCAAUUUUAAAGAUGCACUUCUGGGUGUACUACCUACAAUUUAGCACUCUGAAGAGGCUCAUAUGCCUAUAAAUUCCAUAAACUUUUGCCUGAAGGAGAAACUGCUCUAGACAUUUUAGAUUGCUCGUUAUAACAAAUGGGGGAAACUCUUUCAUCAGAGCAGCUUGAAGAUGGGAGUACAGAUCCAAACAGAAAGAUCACCAAGCAACUUAGAAACAGAUCACCCCCCCCCCUUAUUGCACAAAUACAAUGUGAAUCUUUGGGGCCCUGCACACCCCUAUUAAUUAUCACUACUCAUUUUAAGUUGAAUUGUUUGAAUUAUUUGAAUUCGAUUAUUAACAAACUUGCAGACCUUGAGACUCAUUUCGUAGCUUUUGAACCGGGUUGGGAAAUCUUACGUAACUCAAGUGGUUACUGGAGUACAAUUCCCAUCCAAUCUCUGUGUUGAUCAUUACAUCUGUGGCUGAUUGGAUUUGGGGUCCAGCCAUUUAAAAUGUAAUUCGAAGGGAAAUGAAGCCACCUAAAUAUCUUCUUUCCCCUCUUUUACGGUGUCAGAAUAAUAGAAAAGCAACUGCAUUUUUUAGCUCAUCAAGCUUUCAGCCUCAUUUUGAGCCUUCAUCUGCUUCCUCCUGAUCCCAAAGAUGAAGCAUAGAGAGCAUAUUUUAUGCUGCAUUAUUAUUUCUGUAUAUCAAAUGCUUCACUAAUAUAUAGGGCGCUAAUGCAGAACUUGUAAUCCAAAGGGCUUUUUGAUAGGCAUUUUCAGUUUCCAAAGUUUCAGAGAAUGGUUGUUUAGGAAAUAUAUAUUCACAGCACCACUUAUAUGGAUGUAGCUAAUGUGAUCAGUGUUGAAAUUAAUAUUUUUGGAUAGGAAGCAUGGGGUCAAAUUCUACUGUGUGUAUAUGUAUGUUGGGGGUGUGUGGAUUCAGAGAUAGGUGACCCUGAUGGGGCUCUGAUGGAGUGGUUUGUGUCUGGCCACACCCAUUAGUGGUAUGUGUCCCCCACCCCCCACCCCCAAAAAAGGUUUUCUAUGAGCGAGUGGGUCCCUCAGGCAGAAAAAGAUUCCCCGCCCCAUAGGAUUCCUAACAUUCCACAGUGGUGAGCCCAGAUCCAUCCCUUCCAAUUGGUCUGGAAAGCUUUAAAGCCACCCAACUUUUUUGGUAAGUAAGCAUUAAAAAUAACCUGAGACUUGAUACUGAUUGUUCAGCCCACUAUUUUAUAUGACUAAUCGUAUAAAAAACCAAUGACAUGUUUCAAAAUGCAGGCAGCUUUCACUUACACAUGUUCAAUAUGUGUGUGACCAUGUAUGCACGCACUGCGCUGAACUCGGAAGUGACCUGGAAACAUCAUAAAGAUGUCACUGAAACGUCACUAAAAAGGUGGAAUGGGGUGUUUGCAGGCUUUUUCAAUGAGCUUCAAUUAUAUGUGAUUUCACCGAUGCACGCAGUGCCUCAGAACGUAACCCUGUGUAAACGGGGGGCUGCCUGUAUGAAAUUCAAAAAGCAUAUGAACACUCCAACUUCUUUGUCAGAAGACACUUCAGUUUUACUUGGUCCUGAUUCCAAUUGAUUUUUUUUAUUAUUAUGUGUGAGCUUAAAUUCAAUGCAAUAUCAUCAGUAGCACCCCCACUCCAAGGGUGUUUUAUUGGAAAAAGAUGCAUAAAUAAUGCAUCAAUGGAAUGAGCUACUUAGCAGAUCGAAAAUGCUGAUGGACACUCAUGACAUAAGGAUAAAUGACCAUUUUUUGAAUUGUUUGAAUCAAGUGAAUUGUGUUUCUUUUAUGGUGAUGGUGAGAAAUGAAGUGUCAAUGCUACUAUCGACUGGGUACUUUGGACAGUUACUUUCCCAAUCAAUAAAAAGGCUUAUUUUGAUGUUAGUUUUAAAAGACCAGUGCAAACAAACAUGAGACGUAACACUUGGCAUCUGGGCUUCACUUCUGAUAAUGCUGAUGAUUCCACUGGAUUACGUAUCCUUUUGCCAAUUGCAUCUAUUCAUCAUUAAGCAUGGUAGUGUCGUGCCUCCCACGGCACCACUCUGGAUGGAGCAGCUAUGAAUGGUUUGGUUUUUUUCAGCCAACCCAGCAUAAAAAGGCUAAAACAAACAGAAAACAGCCACCAAAGGUGCAUAAAGUCUAGCUUAGGGAUGGCUAAUGUAUGACUUUCCAAAUGUUGUUGGACUUCAGCUCCAAUCAUCCCUUACUAUUGGCCAUACUGGCUGGGGCUGAUGGGAGUUGUAGUUAUACAACACGAAUUGGGCCACAGAUUAGCCUCUCCUCCUCUAACCUGUGCUAUCCAACAAUCUACAACAUAGGGAUAAGGUGAUGUUCCAUAUCCUAAGAGCCUUGUGACUUUGGGUGAAAACUUUAUUUACUCCAGCACCUUGGGUUUCUUUUCAACAGGGACCAGUCAGGUGCCUCUGGCAAGUCACAAGUGAGACAUGAAGGCAAUAGGCACUUCCUGCUGUUGCUCCCCAGCAAUUGCUAUCCAGCGGCAUACCAGAAGUGGCAUAUAGCCAUCAGGACUAAUAGCCUUUCUUAACUCAAACCACCACAAAUUUGUUCAAUCCACUUUUAAAUCAAUUACAUCUCAUGAUCACCAGCAUAUAUUGAGGGAGUGAAUUCCAUAAAUCAAUCAUGCAGUUAUUUUUUUUAAAGCACUUCCUUUUGUCUGUGCUGAAUGUACCAUCAACCAAUUACGAUGAACGAAAUCCUUUGAAAGCCCAUGAUGCUUGAUGAUAGAAAGUCAAUGGCAGGACAUUCCAGGUAGUGGCAAGUAGAGUUGUCAGAGAAUUCAGAGAAAAACAGAAACGAAAUGGGAACUAGGCAGUGUUCACUUAUUCAUCCCAUGUUUGGAAAAGAAUUCAACCCAGCAAAUGCUAUUGAGAUUCAUUGUUGUUUUCUGUCCACGAAUGAUAUGUAGUGAUGAGUACUUGAAGGCUCCCCCCACAAGUUGUGUUGUGUUUCCUUCACAUUGAAAUGAACGAUGUAGACUAAAGUAAUGACAACAUAAUUAAUUACACAAAAUUUUGCCGUAGCAGACAGUGAAACCGGUAAAAUAGGACAGAAGCUGAACUGCAGCAAAAUGGAAACUGUGUGGUAUGCAAUGAAUACAGGGCAGAAUGGAAAUAUUGUAUCCCUAGUGGCUGGUUUAAAUAACCAUCUAUUUCAUUUUCCAUGAUUCUUGCAUGCAGCAAGAAACUUAGCCAAGUUAACAUUCCACCAUAGCAGGAGGAGACUUUAUCAGUUCUCCCAGCAAAGGCCUUUCCAAACGACUUCAGGACUGUAGCGAGAAUUCUGUCAAAAUCACUGAAGCACAUCUUGACUUCUGGAGUCAAAUAGUCCAUCAUUCCACAGGGAUGCUCAUUUGGGGAACUCAUUAAUGGCUCAUCAGUUGCCACUGCUGAAAGACUUGAAAAGUAAACAGAUUCCUAUUUUUGAAUUCUAUUUUUGCAUUUAAUUUUUAAUGAGGCAGUUUGCAUUAAGCGUGUGCACACGCAAGUGUAUAUGCACCACCAUCCGUCAUAAAGAUUAUUUUAGGAAACUUUUCGUCCCCCUUGGCAGUUGCAAAGCAAAGUUGAUUGGCUUUUUAAUGAACUCUUGCAUCAGUUAGAGAAAGAGCAUUAUCUAUCAAAGUGAGGGGGGGAUGAAUAUUUUUAAAGUAAAGAUGGUGAUUUUGUUUUUGUUUUGAUUAGACCUGAAACAAGUUACACCCAACAGUAAACCCUCAUCAGGUAUCUAUUGUAUCCCAGCAGGGCUUCACUAGUCAAAUGACCCACUUUACAAAAGGCAGACCCUUAUCAGCACUUGUGUCAAGCCUCAAUCAUUAGUCAUGGUUCAACAGACCACAUAUUUCAUUUUAUGUGUAAUGCAGGUUAGCUCGGCACAGAAUUUUGAUGUCUCUCUUUUUUGGCAGCAGGGCAUAGAUACCUUCCCACUAUGCUAUGCUAAAAUCCUGAUUGGUUGAGGCUGCUCCAAAUCUGUCUGGGGAGUAAUGGGAAUAUUGUGGUUGAUUUCAGAUCACAGCUGAGCUAGUCCUGCUACUUUAUGAAGUGCUGGAUUAAGAGAGGAUGGCUUGGAACUUUGCAGAUUGAAAAACACACAGACUGCUACUUAUUGACCUGUUUCCUCCAAUAUUUGAUGCUUUUUCUGCACAUAGCAUUGCAAGAAAGUGCAAGCUCCCCUGGUUAUCCAGAGCUUAUAUGAUCAGUGAGUUUGCACAAACAGGAAGAACAGAGAGGGACACUUCUUUACCGAGGUCGAUUUUCAGCAAAGAAGCACUAAACAUAAAAACUUACAGUCUUAGUCGCCCAUAGCAAAGCAGUCAUGCUCUCUAAAAUUCAAAUCGAACACUCAGAUAUGGGAGGAGGAUUAGGAAAGGAUUAUCCUGGGGCUUUUGUUCCAGCCUUUUAUUUCUAUUUCUUUCUUUCUUUUACUUUUGCAGAUUUAUGGCUUCUUUUAUAUAUAGCUUUUUACAGCCCUUUAAACCUCCUAUUUAUUGUUAUCAUAUCUCGCUAUAAUAAUAAAGUCUCACCAGCUCCAGUAUUUCAAACGAGUUUAGUCAGAAUGUUUCAUAGUUCAUUGUACCAACUGAGAAAGCAGCAGUCCCCCAAUGAAGGAUAUUUUCCCUACAUGCACACUGAUGCAGUUGGGGCAUUUGUUCAAAACCCAGUUAUUUUGUGAUGCCUUUGUUGGUCACUAAUAGUCCAUUAAGGGCAUUAAAAUCAACACAGAGAACCUGGCUAGCCUUAGCAUUUCCUAUCUGGUUGUGAUGAUGCAGAGUCAGAUUUUUUCACUGCUGACAACAGUGUUGCAUUUCAGCAGGGAGAGCAUUCUACAAGAGGCCCUCUCUUUAUUGGCACCCUGCCGGCUUUUGAAAAUGCCCCUCUUUACACAGGCAUUCCCUUGAUCUAUUCAUGUGGGUCUGGUGUUUUAAUUUGUGUGUGGAUUUAUUGCACAUUUUAAUUAGGGGCAUUUCUGCUUUAAUGUUUUAACAGAAUUGUUUUUAUUAGGGGAAAGACUAGAUAUUAAUAUUGUUAUUGUUUAGUCAUUUAGUCGUGUCCGACUCUUCGUGACCCCAUGGACCAGACCCCAUGGACCAGAUACUACUAAUAUUAAUAUUAGUAGUAUUAAUAAAAGCAUAUUUUAAUUAUGGCAUGUUUUAAUGUUUAUAUUAACAAUUGUAUACUUCUUACAUUUGUAGACCACUUGGAAGUCAUCUUGGCAUCAAGGAGGUCAGACAUGCUCCUCACUGUUUCUUAGCAUGCCUAGACAAAUGUGGUCCAACUUUUUAGACCAAGUGGGCUGCAAGAGAACUUUGACAUGGAACUCAUGGGCCGUACACUGCCUUAUCACGUGGAGGUGGGGAGGAGUGAGGCCAAAAUUUUACACCCCUCCCCAGCCUUCACACUCCCUUCCCAAAGCUGGCUAAGUGAAGCACUGGGCUUUGGGAAGGAGACGUGAGGCACUGGCUGGAUCCCCAAGCUGGGGAAGUGCUAACUUGGCUUUGGGAAUGUUAAGUAUAAUUGAUAUACAGUGGUAUCUUGGUUCUCAAACUAAAUCCAUUCCGGGAGUCCGUUUGACUCCGAAACUGUUCAAAAACCAAGGUGUGGCUUCCAUUUGGCUGCCUCGGGCUGGCAUUUUUCUUAUGAAAUUAUUUGGAUGCAUCUUUGAUGUUUCUGUUUUGUUUUGAAGAAAGUUCUCCAAGUAAAGUCUUAAUUAAAGUCAAGGGCCCCGACAAUGUGCCCCCCCGAAAGAAGUCAGUUUUCAUGCAUCCCAGGAGUGCCAGCUUGGCUCCAAGACAGUGGGUGCCUGGGGCCAUGGGUAGCAUGCAGUGUGCAUAGCCCUGGCACCAAAAUUUGCAGGUGCCCAUCCCCUUCAUGGGGAAUUUUGUGGGUGCUUGGGCACCCAGGGCCCCAGAGAGCCGACACCCAUGGUGCAUCCAGUCACUUCAAACUAUGCAAUAUUAAUUUUUGCAAUGGGGAAGGAGGCAGGAGGACUCUACGACCCUGUCAGAGCCCUCACACCUCCUUCCGCUUACCUGGCUUUGGGAAGUUAGAGCAAGUGCUGGGGGUGGUGUCAAAUGUUGCUAAAGGUGAUGUUGUGGGAUUGCUACAUGUCUCAGAAGUGGAGGGGCAGCUGGCCAAGUCAGUCUCGACCCAUCCUCCUGAAAGCAAGCUUCACUUGGUAGCUGAGGAGCCAGCUGGCCAAUUGGUACAACUGACUCGAUCAGAGGUGGAGGGAGAACCAGAGGGCUGGACUUGAGUCCAAUCUUCAAGGAUCUACCACCUUCAGCACAGGCAUGAACAGAUGUAGAUCUCAGCCCCUGCGAGUGCUCAGAGGUGGGCAAAGUUUUCACACUUGGAACAAGAACCAUAAAAAUGACUAGGCCCAUAUCACAUUUUAGAAGUUCAGUGGCGGGGGAAGUGUCAGGAGUUGGGACAAUAUCUUUGCUUUUGUCUGGACAUGACUAAGAGCUGGGAAAAUGGGGUUCAAAACUCCACUCUGCCAUGAAGCUCACUGGGUGGCUUUGGGCCAGUCACUCAAUCUAACUUACCUCACAGGUUUGUUGUGGGGAUUAAAUAGGGAGAGGGGGUAAAACCAUGUACAGCACCUUGAGUGCCUUGGAGAACAAAGGUAGGCUAUAAAUAUAUCAAAUAAUCAAUCAAUCAAUCAAUCAAUCAAUCAUAGGCUUUGCUGAUGUACCUUUUGAGCUGUGCAACCUACAGUCUGAAGUGGUGCUAAGACUAUGUGUCAAUUUCUUUUAUACAUCUUUCAGGGGUUUUCAUAGCCAGCAGUCCAUGUGUUUUAUACAAGGGUGGGAGCAGGGACAUCAGGGGCUAAAUGAGGAGACUUAAGAGAGUGCAACCAGGUUUGCGGGCCAGUGGUUCCCUACCCCUGGUUUAUCUGAAAGUGGCUUUUAUUGGUAUGAACCCAUUGUCUAGAAGACCAUUGUAUUAUGUGUGUUUUAAAAAGAAUGGAGCCUUAAUUAAGGUACAAUGUUAAUCUUUCCCAAGUGCGAAAGUAAAAAGAAGAAGAAGAAGGGGGGGGGAGCCAUAGUAAAGAGCAGAGUUUUCUGCCAUAACAUUAGAGGGGCUAAUAAUCUUGAGAUUUAUUGUGGAUUUUGAGCCUUUAUCUCUGGAGAAAUGAGCAUAGAAGAAUUAGGAGCGAGAAAGUGCUGUCCGUUGUAGUGAGCAAUUAUUCCAGCCCUCAUGUUAGGGCAUUAUAGGGCUUCGGAAGUUCUCAUUAAUUCAGAAUCAGUUUAAAUAAAAAGGUUUAUUUAAAAGAGGAAGGGGAAGGCAGAAAACAAUUGAAAACACAUUGCCUAUAUUUACUCCGUGUGGUAGGAAGUUCUGAGAGAAGCCUCUUAAAGGAUUGCUAGGGAUAGGGAGGAGUUUGAUGUGGUUCAGAUUUAAAUGAGAACCUACCCACUUCCUGAAACAACUUGUGAUCCAAAGCUCAGCUCUCCUUCAAAAUGUUCACCUCUCCAAAUUUUGUGAUGCAGUUCCCCAAAUAAUGUACACAGUAAUGCAUAUAUUAGGUAAAGUGUGCAUGAAUGUGCAUAUAUUGAUGAAAAUGACCCCCAACACCCCUCCAUUAUAUUAAAGGGAAUGCUUCACAAAAAAUAUUUCUAGCAAAAUUGAAUACAACAGGGAGUAUAUUAGGAGAAAUAUGCUCUAAAAUGCUGAUGGGUUUUAACAACAACAACAACAACUGAUGCAGAGAUUUGGAGAAUUAAAUGUAGGACAUUGAAAUAGAGUAGAUACUAGGAGGGUGUUGUAAGACUGUGAAUAAAUGUGUGUGUGUUUGUUGAUGUGUAAGAAAGGAAGUAUGUGUGUGUGUGUGCUUAUGCAUGCAUAUGUAGGAAUGGUAGGGAAUGGUACUCUGCAUUUGUCACAUGCAGCACUGUUUCCACUCCACUGCAGUUCAUUUUCUGCCUUUUAAAUUUUUUUACAUUAAAUGCAAAAUGGGGGUUGGGAACUGCAAGCAAUUAUAUAUGUUUUGGGGAGAUAGAAAGCCACAGCAAUACUAAUCACAUUCCCUGGAUUUCUGUUCCAGACAUGGGAGUAGUAAGUAGUAAGGGAAGUUUCCACUCCCAUUUCCAGUUCUGGCUCAAUUCCCUGACAUAACUAAAGAAUGAGUGUGUAGGACAUUAGCGUAUAGGAGAGCACCUUGCUCACUUUUGCAUUAGCAUCACUCACACCCAACCCUGGCCUGCAGACCUCAUGAAGGUUUGCCGAGCUCAUGCUGAAAAUGCUCCCGCUCCUUGAUCUAGAGAUUACAAUAGAUGUACGCUGCCUUUUGCCACAAACUGUUUGGGUCCAAUGUUGCAUGCUGAACAGGUAGACAGCAUCCCUGCAGGGAUGAUGAUGAAAAUCCCAUAGGUUGCAACAUUAAAGCACAAUAUUAAAAACAGUUUGAAACAACUUACAAUCACAAAAGUGAAAUGGGUCCUAAAAAUAUUAAUUCCAGGUAUCAAAAUAGCUGCGUGUUCACAAUUCAUCAAACGCUGUAUAAUGAAGAUGCCAGACACACCUCUCUAGGGACUGCCACAUAGCAAGCCAUCUGUCAGGCCACACCACCUCCAAGCUUCAAAGGCUGGUGGAACACCCAAGGGAAUGAAGUGGUCUUUCAGAUAUUUGGGGCCUUAGUUGUUUAGGGCUUCGAACAUCUUGAAUUGGGCCUGGUGACAAACCAGCAACCAAGGCAGGUGUUUUAAAUGUGAGAACUCCAGUCAAUAAUCUCACAGCAUUAUGGACCAUUUCAAGUUUCCAAGUCAUCUUCAAGGGCAGCCCCAUGUAGAGCACAAUGAAAUAAUCUAACCUGGAAGAGCAUGGAGUAGAGGGCCAAGUUAUUUCUGUCCGAAAGGGUCUGUAGAUUGUGAACCAGUUAAGUGCAGACAGUGCUGUUGUACUUGGUUCCUGCUUGUGGGCUUCCCAUAGGCACCUGUGAGGCCAGGAUUCUGGACUGGAUGGACCUUUGGCCUUAUGCAGCAAGCCUCUUAGGUUCUUAUGAUAUGAUUCCAGCGCUUUAAGAUACCAGAACUAGGCUCUGGCAAGAUCUGAAGGAUCACAGUUUCCCCAGCCCUGGAAUUCAUAACUAAAUGUACUUACAGAUAAAAUACAGAACUCCACCUUUUGCUUCAUCAAAGACUUACGGUUUCUUGCAUGCUUAAUAUUCAGUAUUACAACCCUUCCCAUUACUGACUGUAAAUAAUAGCAUUAAAAACCAGGCAGCAUAUUUCUAACAUCAUAUCAACAUAAAGUGCCUUUUAAUAUUCACUAAAACCAAUUUAAUGUGAAUGAGUUUACUGAUUUAAUGUUUUUUUUAGCUAGCAAAUGUUUAUUUAGUACGACUCUCUGAUGUGAAUUAAAUAGUGUUUUAGAGCAGCAAAAGUGAGCAUUUAUUUAUAUUACAAAUGAUUUGAAAAUGAGAAGGGAUAUGAUAUAUAAAGGGGUGGAAAUUUUUAUGAUACAGAGUUGACCUAAUUUGGGCUCUUAAACUUGCUUUUUGCUACCAAGUCACUUCACAUAGGGAUGUGGUCUUGUGACACCAUGCUGUUUGGGUGAAUAUUAAUCAGGUUUGCAGUAGCAAAUCGAAAAUGGCCAUUGCUUUCUUGGAUGCAGACAGUGCAGUGGUCCAGGGGUUCAAAUGUCACUGACAACUGCAUAUAUCCAUAAGGGUCAUUUAUUGUUGCCAUGAUCACUGCUUCAAAAUUCUGCCUUACUGGUGAGACAAGGAAACUGUUCAGUAAGUCAGGGAUUAAGGUAUCAUCCAGCAAAGGUUUCAGGGGAAGUUCACUGGGAUAAGGUGUUGCUUCAGCACUUUGGUGUAGGUGAGCCAGUGUGGUGUAGUGGUUAGUGGUUAGAGUGUCAGACUAUGACCUGUGAGACCACGGUUCAAAUUACUACCCAGCCAUGAAGCAUGGGCCAGUCACUGCCUCUCAGCAUAUCCUGCCUCACAGAGUUGUUUGGGGGAUGAAAUGAGGAGGGGGGGAACCAUGUACACCACUUGAAGCUCCUUAAAGAAAAAGGUGGGGUAGAAAUGGAAUGAAUAAAUAAAUAAUGAAUUGAACUGCUUGGCUCUGCUGCCAACUUUUCAUUGGCAUGUCAGUGUCCUUGCCCUCAUAGCCAGAUGAAGAACGUGAACUCGGGUUUCUGUUUCUGCCAAAUUCUUUGGAGCUUAAAUCUGAGCAAUACAUAGGUAAGGCAAGAGCUAAAGGCACAGCAGGUGAAUUGCAUGUCUAAGCUCCAGUAGAAAUGCUGACUCAACAAGCUUCAUGCCCCCUACCUCUUCCUUUUGAAGAGCAGGGUGGGCACAAGCCUUAGUGUGGCAAAUGACAGGCAUCUCUGGUCUGGGAAAGCACUUCUGGACAUGCACUCUGCAAAUGGGUUGGGCCUGUGAAGUUUGUUUGCACCAGCGCUGGCAACACCAUGUCCUUGACGAUGGAGGUGCUGGCACAGUAUCUGACUUACUCUCAGGUGCCUCCCCACGAGGCUGCUGCUAACUGACAGGAGUGAUAGGAGGGACUGGCAGUGGCCCUUCCUGAGGUGUCUGACUAAAGGUGUCUCUUAUCACAGGGGUGGGACACAUCUAUGACAACCCACUUGAACCUUCCUCAGGACCGAGCUCCUGACACUUUGGACCACUGGCCCCCUUCUCCAGCUCAGACAUAAUUUUGACCCCCUCAUCCCUCUCAGACUCUACCCCUGGUCAUCUCUCCAACUCCCUCCAUCUUCCUCCUCCACCUCAGAAUCCACUCAUCCCUUCCAUGACAUCUCCACUGGGCUUAUGACACUCAGGAAGGCUCUGAUCUACAGACCAUGGAAGUCAUCUGGCUUCCUCCUCAUGAGAAGGGAUGGAAGGUGAUGUGUUAAAUACGGGACCAUCUCUCUGAUAUUGGUCUUCUACUCAGGCACUACCACUGUCUCUGCUUCUGAGAUAGGACCCAUUUGGAGAUCCUGGAGGGUUUGGAUCUGGUAGUGGCACCAGUAAGGGCAUAUGGAUUGCCCCCCACCCCCACCUCAAGCAGGGUAUCUUCCCAGGUGGUGUUAUUAGGGUGGUGGUGGUCUGUAUCUUCUGACUCCCCUUGAACUCUGUGUGUACUAGAACAGGUGAUAGGGUUAUUUUCCUCCUCAAAGAUCUCAUCUGGUUAUAGGCUGUUCCUGAGAGAAAGCUGGUGGAACAUAGAAUCAUAGAAUCAUAGAGUUGGAAGAGACCACAAGGGCCAUCGAGUCCAACCCCCUGCCAAGCAGGAAACACCAUCAGAGCACUCCUAACAUAUGGUUGCCAAGCCUCUGCUUAAAGACCUCCAAAGAAGGAGACUCCACCACACUCCUUGGCAGCAAAUUCCACUGUCGAACAGCUCUUACUGUCAGGAAGUUCUUCCUAAUGUUUAGGUGGAAUCUUCUUUCUUGUAGUUUGGAUCCAUUGCUCCGUGUCCGCUUCUCUGGAGCAGCAGAAAACAACCUUUCUCCCUCCUCUAUGUGGCAUCCUUUUAUAUAUUUGAACAUGGCUAUCAUAUCACCCCUUAACCUCCUCUUCUCCAGGCUAAACAUGCCCAGCUCCCUUAGCCGUUCCUCAUAAGGCAUCGUUUCCAGGCCUUUGACCAUUUUGGUUGCCCUCCUCUGGACACGUUCCAGUUUGUCAGUGUCCUUCUUGAACUGUGGUGCCCAGAACUGGACACAGUACUCCAGGUGAGGUCUGACCAGAGCAGAAUACAGUGGCACUAUUACAGGAUAGUGGCAAGAUCCCACUUCUGCUCUCCAUGCAUCAACCUAUUCUGUAACUCACAAACUAUGUGUGCAUAUGCACCCUGAAUAUUGGCAGGCUAUAGAUUUCAUACAGUGAGGGUAUUAAUUUAAUGCUUGCACACGUUAUAUAGAUGAGCUAGUCAACAUGUGAAUAUCAGGAUCAGAACCAACAUCAACACCUCUUCCACACAUUUAGGGUGCAUUCAGAUGAGGGUAAUAUUGUGUUAGUUUUCCUGAUUCUAAUACUAGUAAUUAUAAUCCUUCUGCUAGUUUUCUAACAUUCUUUUCACACUGCAGUAGUUGUUGUGUUGUGGAACUGUGAGGUUUUUUUAAUCGAUGUACCACCAUGUCAUGCUAAAUUUCAUUCACCCCAGUGGGCAUGGUACGAUACAACCAUGAACAUCCUUGGACAACAUUGCUGCUGUACCUGCAUCCUUCUGUUUCCCCUUAAAAUGGCAGAAAAGAACUGCUUCAGAUUUCAUCACUUUACUCCCCCCAUUUUCUGGGUCCACGGGGUUACAAACAGAAGAUUUCUGGAAUCGAUUGCACAUGGAAAUGAGUGUUAAACUUCCCUCAUGUGCUGCUAGGUUUCCAAAACUGCUUUUUGCACAUGUGAAAGCCCAAAUAUAAUGAAUAAAUUACCAGUUAGGGAAACAGAAUAAACUGCCCUGUCAGUGCUGUCUUGGUUCCAGAUUCCAUCUCUAGACAUGUCCUAUUUUGCCUGCUGCUUGUUUUAUAAUUCAAUCUUCCAUUGGCCACUGUCUGUGUGCCUCUUGGUGUUACAAUGCAAUCACCUUAAGAGCAAUGCAGAAUAAAUUUCAAGCACCACACCUGUUUAUCCAUCUUUCCCAUUCUGGAAGAGCAGCAACCACAAAGCCUAUUGAUUAAAACGCUUGGAUGUGCUGCCAUUUUAAGCUGAAGUGCAGGGACAAUUUCUGAAUAAAUAUCGCACGAUAACCUAUCAGGCAUGCCAUCCCUUCCUGUUUUUUUAGAUAUUCACAUUGGUUUCUCCUUGUUCCUUACUUUGUAACCAGAAAAAUGUGCACCCCCCCCCAAAAAAACCCUCAUUGGAUUCCUCUCUUUAUUGCAAGAAAAAAAGUAGGUGUUUUAAUUAAUAAUUAAAGUAUUAAGGGCUUACAAGAUUUAAAAGUUCAAGGUGUUAAAUUGGUCCAGUGGACCAGCUGUCUGUCCUUGACAGUAGUGUCAUUAUCUUGUCACCAUCCAGACCUGUGACCUCUAGAUAAGUUACUUAUACAUGGGGGUGGGGGAAAAUCUUCCUCCCAUGACCUUCAGUACAUGAGCCAUGGAUUUGUUUCCUAGGGAACUGGUAACUGAGAAAAAUCUAUAAUUAGAUCUGUGGGUUAUAAGCUACAUAUGGGAACCGGGUGCUAAGUGUUUCCCUGCAAAAGUAAAGCAUCUAGAUGUAAUAAGCUAGAUCCAAGAUGAUUUCAAUUAUGAGAGAUUCAUUUGAGAAAUUAUAUCAAGUACUCUGGAUUUUCUUCUCACCUUUCUCCCUACCCCAACCCCACCUCUCUAUGCCGCAUGAAGUUUUGUGUGGGAUGAUGUUAUUAGGAAUCAUAUCUUGUCGGAAACAGUUGGAGUCAGGACCUGAUUGCCCGUAGUGAAGUCAUUGGGAGAGGAUGAAUUCUGUCAUUUACACACACACACACACACACACACACACACACACAGCUGUGAUCCUUCAGGUUUCUAAUUUUGUGGUCCUCAUUCAACAAACCUGUCUGACUUGGAGAUGCAAGAUUAGGAAUGUGAAGGCAAAAUAAGGCACUGUUAUGCAUGUUAAUACCUCCAAAGUAUUUCUGUCCUCCAUCUGUCCUACAUCAAGGACUUAUCCUCAUCUCGGUGUAUUUAUCCUCAUGACAAUUUUGUUAAAGUAGAUUUACGAUGUGGCAUAGAGAUAACAACAUGCCCGAUCCUACCUGAGAUUUGAACCUGGGUCUUAACAUUAUGUCAGAAGCAGCUUUCCAAGGCUUAUAUUUUCAAAAUGCUAUGGUCUGUUGUAGAGAUUUUCUGAUUUUUUCUUCCCUUUGGGUUUUGAGCUAUAUGAUUAGAUAAAUGCAUUGUUAUCCUCGCUAGUUUAUAAAUGCUAAAGAAAUGCAGGUUUAACUCCCCACCAAAAUACCCAUGCAAGCUAUGCAGUGGGAUGGUUAGCGCAUUGGACUAGGACCUGGGAGACCAGGGUUCAAAUCACCACUUGGACAUAAAGCUCAUUGUGUACCCGUGGCCCAGUCACUGUUGUGAGAAUAAAAUGGGGGGGCACAUGUAAGCUGAUAUGAACUCCUUGGAGGAAAGGUGAAAUAUAAAUCAAAUAGUGAAGGUCUUGUGAGAUUUGCAUCCCACAAAUUUUGCAUUGCAAAAGGCGUUGACCUUUAUGUUGGUUUUCAUGUAAUUUUUUUGAACCACAAACUUUGCAAACCCUAAUAGUGCAGCAACAACAACAAAAAAGUGUUUGGCAUGUGUGUAGAUUAGUACUACUCCAUGGCCUUGGAUAUCUGUGCAGAUUAUUGAGCAUUGCUGCAAAUGAGGCAAUGAAAAUUCACAUGUGGAUAUGGCUACUGUUUUGAUUUUAAUUGGAUUGUAAAGGUAAAGGACCCCUGACAGUUAAGUCCAGUCGCAGACGACUCUGGGGUUGCAGCACUCACCUUGCUUUACUGGCCGAGGGAGCCAGCAUACAGCUUCUGGAUCAUGUGGCCAGCAUGACUAAGCCGCUUCUGGCGAACCAGUGCAGCGCACGGAAACGCCGUUUACCUUCCGGCCAGAGCGGUACCUAUUUAUCUACUUGCACUUUAAUGUGCUUUCGAACUGCUAGGUUGGCAGGGGCUGGGACUGAGCAACGGGAGCUCCCCCCGUCGCGGGGAUUCGAACCACCAACCUUCUGAUUUGCAAGCCCAAGAGGCUCAGUGAUUUAGACCACAGAGCCACCCGCGAUGGAUUGUAUUCAGAUUCAAAUCGAAAUGAGCAUUACUUAGCACAGAUACACAUGCAGAUUUGGAACAGGAAGGCCAGAUUGUCAAUCUAUACUCAGGCAUGAAACUCACUGGAUGAAUUUUGACCAAUCCCUCUCUUGGGGCUCAUCCACAUUCUCCUUGGACUAAACAGUUUUCCCUUUGCCCCUCUCCUUUCCCAGGGAAAGCCUACUCCUUAUCUCUAAAAUGGUGCAAACUUCAAUCUGGUGAACACCUGAAUUGCUCAUUUGCUUUGAUUGAACACUAAAGGAUGGUUUUCCUCGGGGGGAAUGCAGAGGGACAAGAAGAAGUAUGGUAUUCAUAGAAUCAUAGAAUCUUAGAGUUGGAAGGGAGCCACGGGUCAUCUAGUCCAACCCCCUGAAAAUCAUAAGCUCUCACUCAAUCUAACCUGCCUUGCAGGGUUGCUAUGAGGAUAACUUUGGGAAAGUUGGAAGGGAGAACCAUAUAUUCUGUUUUGAACUUCAUGGAGAAAAUUCUGCUGCAUUUGCAACAAGAAUAACAAUGUGUUGCAAGAAGGCCUAGCUGCAGCUGUGCUGUAAACUUCAAAAUACCUCUAGGGAAGCUGGAGAAUUUUGUUCAAUCUGCAUUUAAAAAUGAGCUGACCUAAUUUGCACUUACUUCCUGAACUAAUAUGGAGACUGGAAUGCAGUUUUCCUAUGAAUUGUGCUGUUCACUGAGUUUUGCAAUGCAGGAAACUCCCCAUUUACGUGCAUUCAAGGCAUGCACAUCACACCACCUGUCCAUCCCCCAAACGUAAGAAUGGGAUAUAAAUGCAGUAAAUAAGUGAUGCAUGUCUUUAUUCAGUCACCAUUUCUGCACCCUAAAAUGCAAAGCUUUAGCCCAACAGUCUAGUGUCUCCUCAGUCAUACAGUGGUACCUUGGGUUAAGAACUUAAUUCGUUCUGGAGGUCCGUUCUUAACCUGAAACUGUUUUUAACCUGAAACACCACUUUAGCUAAUGGGGCCUCCCACUGCCACUGCACGAUUUCUGUUCUCAUCCUGAAGCAAAGUUCUUAACCCGAGGUACUAUUUCUGGGUUAGCGGAGUCUGUAACCUGAAGCGUCUGUAGCCUGAAGCAUCUGUAACCCGAGGUACCACUGUACUCAUAAAUAACUUAUCAUUCAGAUAACUCCCCAGAGUCUUUUCUGUUCACCCCUGUUGGUAUAAGUAGAACUGAAAAAUGACAAGUCUAUCUAGGUAUUUGAUGCCAGCCCCAUGAAAUGUAAAAUCCUAGGUGCCCUCUGAUGCUUUUGUCUGAUAACUGUUUAAGUGCUUCCUAUAUUCCUUGCAAGGGAGGAGGAUGGGAAGAAAGCCAGAAUAAGUUGACUCUGCCUGCCAUUAGCUGUUCUGUCCCACCAGCUUCGGUGGUUACCAGCCGCCACGGUUAUGGGGUGCUGUGAAAAAGCAGCAUCUUCUCAAUUAUUUUGUUUAUUACCGUUGUGGGAACGCCAUUUUGAUUUUCUGCCUGAGGCAUCAAUGUGUCUUGGCCCGUCUCUGUUGGAUAUAUAGCCCUAAAGCCUGCAGGAAACCACAGCAACGCUUUGAGGAGCUGCAUUGCCCAGCAGAUAUUCAUUUUAUUAUUAUUAUUCUGCACUUAAAAUAGUAAAAUUAGAGCAGCAUUUCUAGUCACAUGCAUCUCCCAAUUAAAAUUGACCCUUGGGGAUUUGACAUCAAAUAGAGGAUGGGGGGGGGGACUAAUUAAACCUGCAAAAGGAAAUAUAGCAAAAAGUUAAGAGCCAGACUUAGUUUUCUUUGCUGAAUUAAAUUGUGCCUGUUUAUUUGCUAGUGUGCAACUUUUCUGCCUGUCAGAAAAAAGGAAACAUUUAUUACAGUAAAGAAACACACAACCAAAACCAAAAAAGUGCACUGCAAAUACACACACACACACACACACACACACACACAUUCAUAAUCUGUACUGCUGGAUUCCUGAAAAAAUUAUGUUCAAGAGAAAGGAGGUGUACAUGAUUGUUGUUCUGUAUCUAUUUAUCUCUUUUUGAAUUACAUGUUUUGGUUACAUCCACGCCAGAGUACUGUAAUGUGACUUAAAGAUGUUUUGGACACUUCGUAUAGGGCAGAAUGUGGCAGCUGAAAUGCAUGUUGGCAUUGGGACUGCAUUACACUUCUUCUGUGGUGGUACCACUGGCUGCCAAUUUUCCCCCAGACCCCAUUUAAGGUGCUGGAACUGACCUUUAUGUCCCUAAACUGUUGGGGACCAGGCUAUCUGACGGAUACCUAUAUAAUACCCACAUGAAGGAUACCUUUGAGUUCAGUUUCUUUGGUCCUGAUCUUUGACUCGCCACAGAAGCUGUCUGGUUGGAGCACACCAUAGGCAGGACCCUUUUUGGGUUGGCCCCACACUGCUGGAGUGCCUUCCCAGGGAAAUGGACAUUGCUCCUUUGCUGUUGAUUCUUAGAAGGUGCUUAAGGGCUCCCCCCCCCCUUUUGAUCUGCAUUUGGAUAAUUUUAUUGAGCUCUGUUUAUGCUGAUAUUUUAAACACCUUUUUAGCACUGAUGUUCUGUGCUAUUUGAUUUUUUUAAAAUCAUCUGGGAUUGUUGAUACAUUUAAUAAUUUCAAUGAUAAUUUUAUUAUUUGUACCCCACCCAUCUGGCUGGGUCUCCCCAGCCACCCUUUGUUUUAUACACACACACACACAACAAUAUUUCUCAUUAUAUUUAUAAUACUUUUUGUUAUGGUUUGCUGUUGCAAAUGUAAGCUGCCUUGUGAGGGUACAGAUACACUGGGAACAGGGAUAGAAAUCUCCAGAACAAAUAAAUAUAUAGUAUAUAAUCCAACCCUGUCAAGUAGGCGAAUGUUGUUUUUAAUUUAUACUGUGUAGACUUAAGGUCACCCCCCACCAUGCAUCUAAAACACUCUUACAGCACUGUAUCACUUUAAGAGCCAUGACUUCUCUGAAAGAAGUCUGGGAACUGUAGUGUGUUAAGGGUGCUGAGAAUUUUUAAAAAACCCUUAACUAACCAUAGUUCCCAGGAUUCUUUGAGGGGGUUGUGAGUCUUACAAUUGAACGAGAUGAUGUGGGUGCCUGGAAUGUGUAGAGCAGGGGUAAUCAAUGUGGUACCUGAACUACAAUUCCCAUCAUCCCUGACCAUACUGCCUAAGGUUGAUGGAACUUAUAGUGGGCACAUGUGGAGUACACCAUCUUGGAUACCCUUGGUAUAGAGUUUCUGUUAAAAUCCAGGUACUUUUGUGUUGGGAAAUGGAAAAUUAUUUUGAGUGCAACCACAUACCUGCCUCUGAGACUAAAGGAUGUGCAGGUAUACUUGGAGUUUGGGGGGGGGGAGAUAGACAGUUAUUAAGUAACAUCACCUCUGUGGUUGCUAAGCUGGAAUAAUAUUGUCAAAAGCAAAAUUGUUGUGGUUAUAAAACUACACACACACACAAAUCCUCUCCUGGGGAUAUUGUGGGCUGAUGUUCCCUCCGCCUGGGUCCACUUAUCUAUUUCUUUCUCACUCCUUGGAAAACGCUCUGUGAUUUACUUCUGUGAUAAGAUCAGAACAGCUGAGGGAUCAUACUGUUGAAAUGAGCUUAGCUGGAAGGGACAUGGUAACACCAGUUGAAAAAUGGUGUUGGUGAAUUUCUUCUGGCCAGAAUUCACUGAGUGUAAGGGACUUCUAAGUAUAGUUGCCCAUUUGUUUUAUACUGCUUGUAGGAGUUUAUCAGCUUUCGAAUGCCAUUUGCCUUAGCUUUGAUUUCCCUUAUGGAGAAACCUCAAGGGAUGCAGUCUUUUCCUGCUUCAGAAGUGCUCCUUUUCCUGUUCAGAAGAUUUGAAUUAGGCCUGAAUCUCACAAGAACAUUUAUUCACAGGGGGUGUUAGAGAGGGCAAAAUGGGCAAGGAGCCAAAACCAACCCCUGCCCAGAUUUUUCAUAGUUUAUUUUGUGGAAGCAAUGUAACUUCUCUUGGCUGGGGGGGCACCUUAUAAUCCCCCCGUAAGUCCCAUUGGAGCAAUGGCACAUCAUGGCACAGAACAGCCACCUGUAAACUGGUGCCCUCCAGAUAUUUUGGCUUACAAUUCCCAUCUUCCCCAGAGAAGAUGGCCAGUGAUCCAGGAUGAAGGGAAUUCUUGUCCAAAACAUCUGGAAGGCAGAAAAUCAGGGAGUGCAGGAAAAGAAUCAUUGCAAUGGGAAUUAUGGGAAGAAAUGGGGUUUGUUUUCUCCACCUGGCUUGGGGCGGGGCCUGACAGGCUCCAUAAAGGAGUGCUGCUGCUGCUGCUGCUGGGCAGAGAGGGCUCCGUUUUUGUUUUCUUUUUAAAAUUGCUUUUAUUUUUUAUCUAUGUCAUUUUAGAUUGUGAUUGCUAUUAAUGCUGUAUUCUUAGUUUUUAGCUUUUAUGAAUUAUGUGGAAACUGUUUUCCAUUUCGUUGUGUACUUUCUGAUGUGUUUUAUUUAUUGUUUAUGACCUUCAUUAAGUUGGUGAAUAUGUAAAUCUUGUCAUGCUGUAAGUCGCCUUGAGCAUUGUUUCAACUAUGGAAAGGCGGCAUACAAAUAAAAUGAUGAUGAUGAUACACUGGGAUAAUGAUGAUGAAGAAACAGAGAUGGACUGUGGCCAACUAAGCCCUACUCAGAGUAGACCCAUUGCAGCUAAUGUCCUUUAGCUUCAAUGUCUCUACUCUGUGUAGGGCCAGCAUUGGAUACCAUUUGAUGAAAUGUUCUAAAGAUGCCAGAAUGGUGUUGCUCUCUUAUUUAUUUCAUUUAUAUCUUGCUUUUCCUAAGAGGAGCUCAGGGUGAUAUACAUGCCUCUCCCUAUCGCUAUACUAUCCUUGUGUGGUAGGCUACUCCGAGAGCUGGUGUCCAAGGUCACCCAGUGAGCAUCAUGGGCAAGGAGGAAUGUGAACCCUAGUCCCUCAGGACUUAGUUUGACACCUUAACCACUAUGCCACACAGGUUACUAUUACCUGGACCCUCAAAAACAUGGCAUUUUGAUUUCUGCCAAUCCCCCCACAACUCUACAUUCUUCGGUGUUAUCAAAACAGGAGUGCCAACACACUGUGGGAGCAGAUAAGCCCCGUCCCACAUAAUUGAUCACAUGAUAUGGUGUGCGCGCACACCAUUUGAAUGGCAAUGCCCAUCAACUUUGGGGGUGGGGUAGGGUGGCCCCCUCAAAUAAUUUAUUGGGGGUGGGUGAAGGGACCUCAACCAAAGGAGCACACAUUUUGAAUUGUGUCAACAUUCUAUAGGCAUCAUGGUUUUCCCCAAAGGAUUCUGGGAGCUGUGGUUUAUUAAGGGUGCUGAGAGUUGUUAGAAGGCUCCUAUUCCCUUCCCGGAGUUACAAUUCCCAGAGCAGUUUGACAAUCACUUCCUAUUCACAGAGGAUUCUGAGAAUUGUAACUUUCUGGGAGGAGUGGGGGCCUCCUAACACCUCUCAGCACCUUUAACAAAUUGCAACUCCCAGAAUUCUUUGGGAUAAGUCCUGUCUAUUUAAUGUGGAAUUAUAUAUGAAUGUCACCUCAAUUAGAAGAGGUCCACAUUUCUGUCAUUUUUGGGAGUACGUAGCUCCCUCUUGUGGCUAAUUAAACUUUAAACAAAGUAUCAACUUAGAAAGACCUUCUUCUGGGUAAUUGUCAAUGUCGUCAUUCCAGACUUUAAAAGAGCAGGUGCAAGGAUAGACUCAGGGAUGGGCAGACAUAAUUGGAUCUUGACUCUUGUGCUUAGUUUUCAUUGCAGGUGUUUUGUUCUGAACCAUAUCUAGGAGGGUUUUUUAAUGUUAACUUUAUUUGCAAAAUUUGGAGGGAGAAUGACUAGAGGCAACAGCAAGCUUUUCAGGGGGAUCUGAAUGACUGUCCUUCAGAGCAAUAGAAUGACUUUCUGGAAAACAAACUCCUUUGUCUUCUGAAGCACUCACUUUGACCACAUUCACUUCAUACAUUUAAAGCACUAUGAUACCACUUUAAUAAUAAUAAUGGCUUCGUCCAAAUAUUUCUGUGAACUGUAGUAUAUAAAGGGUGCCGAGCACUUUGAUUGACCUCUAUUCCCCUCACAGAGCUACAGCUCUCAGAAUGGUUUAUCAAUCAUACUUUCUUCAUAAGAAUCAUACUCCUGUGAGGAGGAAUAGUGUUCUCUUAACAAUUCUCAGCACCCUUAAAAAAAAACUUCAGCUCCCAGAAAUCUUUGGGGAAACCAUAGCUGUUUAAAGCAGUAUCAGAGUUCUUUAAAUGUAUAGUGUAGAUGAGGCCUUGAAAUGUUGAGAGGGUGCUGUGGACAGCAGUCAGAACCUGGACUUCCUGAAAACAAACUCCUUUGUCCUCUGAAGUGAUCGCAGCUCUCUCAUGUGGAAGAGCUUUGCUGUUCACUUCUGACACCAUGUGCAGAAUUCCCUCUUUGUUUUAGUGAACUGAACAACUCUCCAGUUUCCAGUGAGAACCGGUGGCGUUGCUUGACCCAAAAUGCAGCAACUGUACACUUUGCACUAUUUCCUUCUUGGCAGUGCCACUACCACCCUCAGAUAUUAAGGGGAUGGUUUUCCAGCAGAAGGCAUUAUCUGUAGCAGCUGUAGAAUUCCCUCUCCCCAGAGGCACACCUGGGACCUUUAUGAUGUAGCCUCAUUGGAUGCUGCACACACACCUUUUUACCCUCACAUGGGUGGGUAAGAAAUAUUAUGAAUAAUAAUAGCCAGCACCACCAUUGUAUAUAUAGAGGAAACAAUAUUUCUUACAUCAUGAAUGUUGCCUCAUAUUAUGGAUAGAUGAACUGUAUUGUUUUAUUGCUACUGUUGUUGCAGGUUUGUCAUGGUCAUUGGCUAGAACAAUAAACUUAUAUUGAAUUGAACAUCUUUAAAGAGACAUGGCAAGAGCCAUUAUUAUUGUUUAACUGGCAGCUAACAUUGAUGGCAAAUCUCUCUUACACACACACACACACACACACACACACUCACCCCCCCCAAAAAAAAAACAGGGAAGGGGCACAUCGAAUUAGUGUCUGCUAGGUUCUGUUGGCAUCAGGUUACACCUAGGAUUCUGGGGGAAGGCAGGGAAAGCAAUGUCCUGAUCUCCAUUGCUGAAAACAUAAACCCCAGCUGUUACCUAGACCUGUCUCUUGCCUUACAUGAGGCCCCAUCUGCACUAUACAUUUAAAGCAGUAUCAUGUCACUUUAAAAAGUCAUGGAUUCUCCAAAGAAUCCUGGGAACUGCAGUUUGUUAAGAGUGCUGAGAGUUGUGAGUUCCCCUCACAGAACUACAGUUCCAAUACUACCCUAGGAAGAGGGAUUGAUUGUUAAACUACUUUGGGAAUUGUAGCUAUGUGGGGUGUAGGAAUCAUAAUAUAGGCAUGCUACAAGAUGAUAAAUUGUUCCUAAUUCCUUUUUGCUGCUUCCUUGGCUUGUAUCCUCACUACUGUGUUUGCUUCAUACAGGUGGUAGACAAUGACAGACCAGAGGGCUCCAAAUUUCGGAUUUUUGGGAAAGGUGUGGACCAGGAGCCAAAGGGAUUUUUCAAAAUUGUCGAGAGCACAGGAGAGGUCCUUGUGACACGGUCUCUGGACAGAGAAGCAAUGGCCACAUACCAG